This is a messenger RNA of Pelobates cultripes (western spadefoot toad), 89962 nucleotides long. Lineage: Eukaryota; Metazoa; Chordata; Amphibia; Anura; Pelobatidae. The record is from the annotation of a GenBank genome assembly.
CGUUGCCCUCAGUAAAAAUGGCGGGUGGGCGGUGUCAGCGAGCGUGACGUCAGUGGCUGUGUUAAACUGGAAGGAGACAAGGGGCUGCUGAUGCUGUGCUGUGAUCUUCAAGGUAAUGGGGGUGAAGGGUAUCUUUUAUUAUUAAAAAUAAAUAAAUAUAUACAUAUAUAUAAUACAGGAUGAUUGUGGGUAAAUAAUGUCAGAAUUAGGGCUCAGCUCUCCUCUCUGGGGCCUGGCUGACAUUUAACAAAUGACAAUUACAUGUCAUUACUGUGAUAGGAGGCAAUUUGUAUUAUAUAUAUUGUAUCUGUCACUAGUAUUCUCCACCAAUGGGUUAAUAAUAUGGAUUUAGACAUGCUGAAAAUAGUCAUCACUGUAAGAUAUAUAUUUUUUUUUAAUUAAAGAUUGUUAUGGUUUAUGUCAGUAUUUAUAUAUAAUAUCUAUCUGAAUUGCAGACAUGAUGGAGUCUUACAUUAAUCUUCUUUCUUCACCAUUUAGAUGUCCUAUAUUACAUGGUGGUUAAUCUUAUGUAUGGGGUUAUAGAACUGUCAUUUUCCAGUAUAUAUAGUGUGUGUGCAUUAUGGCGAUUCAUUCACUGCAACAACAAAAUGCUUACUGUUCGUGUAAAUUGGAUGUGUGUGGGCUAGUCACUAAUCUCCAAACUGAAUGGCAAAAUUGAGGCUAAAAUAGCCAGUUAAAUGGAUAUUUAUUUUUAUUUUUCCCAAAUAUAUUCAUAAAUAUUGUGAUUCAGAUUUCAAUUGUCUGCUGUUAGGAGUUUAAUGAAUAAUAUAUGUACAAAAUGUCUAGCAUGUCCUAAUGAAAAUAUUUUAGACCGACACUGACAGAGUUUUUUAGUGAGAAUUGUCAGGGAUUCCAAGUGAAUUGGUAAUUUAAUGCCAAAAUAGCUGAAUCAGCAGCAUUGUUGAUUUGGAGGAUAUAUAUAUUUUUUUUUACAUGUUUGGCUAUUUUGACUCACCUUUUUCCUGCCCCUUCCACUGGCCACUAGACUCCCAUAAGCAAUGUCACCAUUGGAUGGGCUUUGCAAAAUUAAAUCACAUUCACUUUGAUUUCCUGACAAUUCUUAGAUUUAAUAACCCUAUUUUCUCCAUUGGCAUGCUGGUCUUACUGUAGCUGGCCCUGCUUGCAUGGCUGACAUCAUCACCCUUGCCAAUCUUGGCCAAUCCAAUCCUUUCCCAUAGGAAAACAUUGGGAGCCCAUUUCUCAUUCGCGACAGAGCACUGUUCAAAUCAGCAUCUUCUCAUAGCGAUAAAUGGAAUCAAUGCAUCCCUAUGGGGAACAUUCAGCAUCUUCAUGCAGAGCAUGGAGACACUGAACAUAGGUCCUGCACAAGGUACUUCACUAAAAUAGGAAGCACCUUUAGUGGCCGUCUGAGUGACAGCACCUAGAGGUGUUACUUGGCAAUAGGUAUUGAAAGCUAUUUUUAAGGCCAGAUACUGAUAACAAUCUCAUAACUGGUACAUAUAUUCUUCUUCCUUUCCCUGCCUUUUACCUGUUGCCAGGGAGGGGGACAUUACCCUCCCUGGUGAUCUUGUGACUUUGUGCAGGCUGCCAGGGGGUUUCCACAUUAAAGAGGGACGUCUUGACUAAAGGUUUUUUUUAAUUAUUCAUUUGUAUUUUUUAUACAUUUUAUAUAAUUAUUAAAAUGCUCUAUAUGAUAAUGUCUUGAAUGCUAUUCCUUGUUCCUUGGCUGCAGCAUGCCUACUAGUUUCUGAUUAGUAUAGAAGUAAAAUUACUUUUAACUGACACAAUAGGAUUUCUGAUAUAGUAAAGCAACACAAUUAUGAACAUUUGUAAUCAUUUUUUACUUUAAUGGUAAUUCUAAAAUUACUUCUAAAUUUUUUUAGAGAAAUAGAUGUAUGAUUUGAUUUGGUCAUAAUGUAAGACACCCACCAUGUAUAGUCGAGUUUAAUAGCGUACCCUGGGACCCAUCACAUGCUAUCUUCUGUUUCCGGCAGGUCCUCUGUCCAACUCUCGCAAGCCUGGAACGAUUUGAUGGCCGAGGACUUGUGAAAGCUAGAGAGAGUAGGCUGCCUGCAUUGUCAGCUAUAUUGGUAUCAUUGUAGGCUGAUACCAAUAUUUGCCAUAAUGCUCAACAUCAGCCGAUAAUAUUGGCCAGACCAAUAAUCUGUCAAUCCCUACUAGGCAGUAAUGUAAAUGCUGCCUUUUCUCUGGAAUAGCUUGCAAAAGCUGCACUUCUCCUGUCUGAAGCCGUUGCAAGAAAUCCUCUUCUAUCCAGCCCAGACUUUCUGUGGCUGUCCAAUUUCAAAAUUCCCAAUGCAGCUCAAUGACAAGUCUUUGCAAAGCAGGUGCUCUGUGCAAUUUCCUGCCUCUUGAGUUUAGCUGAAGUUAAGCAACCUGGAAGUAACAGGACCGUUUGUCUGUAUGCCUCCUGGAGGGGGAACGGGGUUAAAAGUGCCAAUUUCUAUUGAAACCUUCACUUUUUGUAAAAAAACAAACUUUACUCCUAAAGCGUGUGUCAGCAUGCUGAAGUGACCAUUUAAUAAACCAGAAAUGAUGGGGUGUCACAGGAAAAUGCAAAAUAUUGACCAAAAUAGCCAAAUUAAGACAAUUGUUCAACUUUAUUUAUUUUUAUAUCAAGUUUGGUUAUUUUAUUUUGGAAUCAAAUUGCAAUUGCCUUGUCAAUUCUCAACAAUUUAGCUUAAAGGACCACUAUAGUGCCAGGAAAACAUACUCGUUUUCCUGGCACUAUAGUGCCCUGAGGGUGCCCCCACCCUCAGGGUCCCCCUCCCGCCCGGCUCUGGAAGGGAAGGGGUAAAACGCACCUUUUCAGCUGGGGAGAGCUCUCCUCCUUCUCUCCGCCCGCCGCUGAAUGGCCACGCUGCGUAGCUGCGCCAAGCCCAGCCUCAUAGGAAAGCAUUUACAAUGCUUUCCUAUGGACGCUAGCGUGCUCUCACUGUGAUUUUCACAGUGAGAAGCACGCAAGCGCCUCUAGUGGCUGUCAAUGAGACAGCCACUAGAGGAUUAGGGGGAAGGCUUAACCCAUUCAUAAUUAUAGCAGUUUCUCUGAAACUGCUAUAAUUAUGAAAAAAUGGGUUAACCCUAGAAGGACCUGGCACCCAGACCACUUAAUUAAGCUGAAGUGGUCUGGGUGCCUAGAGUGGUCCUUUAAUAAGUGCUUCCCAUUGUUUUAAAAAGGAACUGCUCUAAAAAGGAGGCAUGAUCUAAUUUUAUCUUAUCUUUUUGUAUUAUAUUGCUUAAAUGGUUACUCCAGUUUCUUAAUUCACUUUAUUUUUCAUUUAAUCGUGUGUGUGUGUGUGUGUGUGUAUAAUAGUGACUGUACCCUUGUAGUCAGGCUGUAGCUGAAUCCAAAUGGCAGGUGCCAGUCCCAGAGGCAUAAAAAUGCAUACAAAAGGGCGGGGCCUGACAAUCAUGGCAGCUGGUUGUGUCCUUUGUUAGCUCCUGGGGACACGCUGAGCAAAUCUACUCUUCCAGCAGGCUUUCAGGGCAACCCAGAAGCCGAGCUUCAGUGAGGCCUAGAUGGUGCUGAGGAAGGGAGAGGCGGUUGAUCUCCCGGACCGGUGCAGGAGAAGUGCUAAGCAUGUUUCCGGUGCCCUGCUACCCCCCCCUCUGGACCGGUGGGGGUGAUCCCGGCCCCACCCUGACCGCUCCCAAGCACAGCGGAGGAGCCAUGGCGGAAUCGCAAUUGUAUGUGAGCAAAGUGGAAUAUCCUCUAAGAUGACGGACACCACGAGUAACCAGACUCCUUUUGGGGGAGAGGUCGGUGACUGACCGCCUGGAAGCUAUCUUCAAUGCCUUCUAGAGGCGACUGGAGAGCAGACUGACAACCAUUGACCUCUACGAGGCACCCCCUGAACCAUCUUACUGCUCUCCAAGGCGCCCGCCAGCAAACACCACAAGCCCAACAUACCUUAGGCGGAGACAGCCUAAUCGGCAUGCGGCGGCAAAAGCAGCCCACCCGCCAACUCCGAGGCAGCACAAAUCCGGAGUCACCAGGAGGAAAGCAAACAAGGACGAAGAGAUGAGAAGAGGGCAACCGCUGACCGCAGAUCUGCAGAGGUCACCCGCUACGCGACUUAUACUCCCCAAGGGAACAAGAGGCCGGGAGAGGAGGAUGAGAAGCGCGCCAGGCCUGUCUCAGCGAGCACUUCGGAUGCAAUUAGCCUCUCAGACCUGCCAACCUGUGCUACCCUGCAGGACUUUCACUUGCCCCAGGAGGGAAUAGGCUGAACAGGGACUGGUACUACUAAGGGGUAGCUCCUUAUCACGUUCCCUGCAUAAGUCGCUGUGAAGCCAACAGCUCAUUGCUAUUUUGUUCUUCUCCUCUUAUACUCUGCUUCUGUUGUUAUCUUUUAUCUUAUCACUAAUUUACUUGUCAGCUGCAAGCAUACACAGCGAAUUGUAGUCCGACCUAUCUACGUGGCCUCCCGGGUGGUUAGCUUGGGGGCAUAAAGCUCAGCCCAAGACCUACGCCUAUCCUCUGCCCGGAUCCCCACCUCUGAUGCUCGCCUCAAUCAGACUUUCACCCAGCCUCCACUCCUUCAAAAAAUCUUUGAAAACUCACUUCUUCAUUAAAGCCUAUCAAUUAAACUGUCAGCAGGUUUCUCAUCCCCCACCCCAUGACUCCGUUCCUGCACUUGUCAAAAAUGACCUACCAAGCACUCAAUAAACCCUUCUGUAACAAACUAUUUAAUUCCCCUACUUUAACCCUUUGUGUCUCUAUACCCCACUCCCUCUAGCAUGUAAGCUCAUCGAGCAGGGUCCUCAACCCCCCCUGUACGUCAGUGGUCUGAUCUCAAUUAGGCCGCCCAUUGUACAGCGCUACGGAAUUUGUUGGCGCUAUAUAAAUAAUAAAAUAAUAAAGCAACGGGAAGGUGGUUCUACUGCAGCUGUCUCAAUACUAUAUAUAAUGCAAUUCAGCCUUCCAAUACCAGACACCCCACAUUAACUUAAUUCUCACCAUGUCUAAGACUUUGCAUAGCUCAGUAUUUCUCCCUCAAAAAUUAUGCUAGACAUGUAAUGCUUAGCCUGUACUCUACACUAUACUAAAAAUUGUGCAUGUAACUGAUAUGUCUUGUUUAAUCAAUCUUUCUUGCCAGUGCUGUUGUGGCAUUGGGAAAAUGUCUGUUAAUCUCAUGCACACAAAAAAUAAAGAAUUAAUAAAAUGCAUACAAAAUUGGAAGUAGGGCUGCACUCAUGGUCUUCAAGUAGGAAAAAUCUUUAUUGGUUUAUCAUAAGGAUCAUUGUGAUCAACAUUUCAGUCCCCAACUAGGAUUUUCAUUAGGAUUAUAUAUCUCUUUAGGUCUCCCUCCCCAGUUUUUCGCAUGUAUAUCCUUUACAAAAUACUAUAAAAUCUAUUUGAAAUGCAGUGUCAGGCCAAGUUCUCCCCAAUCGGUUUCACUCAUUUGCCGUUAUCACGCCACAUUAUCUUCUGGGUCGUAGUUCAAUCAAAUGCUUCUAAUAGAGAAGCUUUGCCUUCAGUGUAUGUGUGUUGAGCGCCACUAAUACACCAGUUGGCGUUGAGGAGGGGAAGGCGAGAAGGGGUGUAGGCUGAAAAAAGGGUUGACUGCUGGUAAGUGAAGGAAAGUAGAGUAGAAAGGACACAUCAUAUAAUACAGGGAAGCGAAAUUUGGAAGGAGUAGAGUGAGAGAGGGAAUAUCUUUAGAUUGUGCACACACACAGUCCACAGAGCUUCUACUUACAAUGCCCUUACAGUGAUGCCUGCAAGGGAAGAAGCUGAUUACAUAUGUUGCUAAUGAGUAGUACGUGCUGAAGACGGACAUCAUUUUUGCACAGGACUAACAUUAAGCAGUCCAGAGCAGAGUUUUGGCCUGCCUAAAUCACGUGCCAGGGAUGCAAUUAGAACCUGGCACAAAGUGCUGAUUUUUCUAUAUUGGCAGCAUUUCAAGCAGAAGAGCUGCACAUUCAGAUUGUCUGCCCCACAACCUCUUCUAAAAGCAGGAAUGGCCAUAGAGGUUGGAGUAACCAUUUAAAAUGUACCUGAAGAAAUCAUUACUUUGAAGAGGAACUGUAACCUCUCUGGAAGAUAAGUAUUAGAUUGUUUAGUGGCAUAAACCAAGCAAGAGAUAAGUACAAUAUGCACUUACCUUAGCUACAACCCAUGAUGCUUUGGGUGUGCGCAUACAUUUUGACAGAAAUGCUUUAUUCAUGAUGACUCCGUAACAGUGAUAUAUGCACUGCGUAUGGAACUGCAGGAAUUAAACUAAUCUACAUGCUAUGCCUUAAAGGAGAUGCAAAUAAAAAAAUAAUAAAGUCCAUCUCCUCAUCUGUCGGUUAGCUUUUAUUCAGUGACAGAGUCACCACUCUGGCAUAUCUAGAACAGUUGUCCCUGAUCUAGUCCUCAAGACAAACCUAAAGGUCCAUAUUCCUGUAGGUGCACAAUUGAGAAAUGCAUAAGUCCUCUAGCUCUUUAUCACAGCAACUACAGCACACAUGCUCUAUAGUAGAUGGGAUUAUUAAGAUGCUGAUGCACUAAAGCCUGCUUAUUGGCAUCACUGGGGAGGUGCCCCCUGCUUGGGGAAGUUUCCUUGAGUGGUUUCAAUCGCUUGGUAAGGUAAAAUGGAACAAUGUGUGGGUGUUAAGGAGGAUAGUGGUAUUCACAACUGCUAAAGAAAUUUAAAUAUAUAAUGUAUCUUCAUGAUAAACUAUAUAUUCAUUGUUUUAGGAGCUAUCAGUUAAAGUGAACCUGUCCUGAACCGUUUUUACAUUACCUGAAAGGCACAUUUCACCCCUAUAAAGGCUUCAAUAACUUGUUUUUGUAAAGGUGGAACACAGAUUGUAUAGAUCGAAGUAAGGAUCUUUUCCCUUCAGCUGCUCUUUUGACAGCUGAUAGGGCCAUGGAUUAGAUGAUCUAUGGAGAGUCUUUUUGGGUCUUUCAUAUCCCUUGUGUUGUAUUCUCAUACAUACUCUAGAGCAGGCUUACCGAAUAUAUUUGUAUAAUGUUAUCAUAUCCCCUCUGAGGUGCAGUUUUUCCAAACUAAAGAGAUUUAAAUUUUUUAACCUUUCUUCGUAACUAAAAUGCUCAGUACCUUUUAUCAAUUUUGUAGCUUGUCUCUGCACUUUUUAUAGUGCCUGUGAAGAAAAUAGACUGAGUUUUGGCAUUUUCUUCUGUGUUCGUGCUUUUUUACAACAUUUCGUGUGUUUUGGAUUUAUUGGUUCGGCAGUUUAAAACUACCAAACACCGACCACCCUCCUGGCUCAUUAACUUCAAAGAGUACCGUCUAUUAAGCACUCUCUGGGCGGCCGCCGUUCGUAUAGCCGAAUGCCACGUGGAACAGAAAACGGCGGCCAUCUUGUGUGCACGAAAGGAGGCAGCGGGACUUGGUCGUCAAGUGUCUGGAACUAAAAUCGGACACUCGACUUCCCGAACCACCGCUGAAACAUACGAACGCCUGCUUCAUUUAGUUGCCGAACAGCCAGGAGAGCGCAGUUCGGUAGUUUGGUUCAUACGAACAAGGGGAGCAAUCGCUCCUAUGAGCCAGAAGAAUCCAUUUGGGACUUGAUUCGUUUUUAUGCCAUUUUCUGAAUUGACUGACCGCACGCUGAAUUCGUGGAACUGUUUUGGGCAGGAGCCUCAUGUUUGGUCAGUAACUUAUGACUUCCAUACUUUUUGAGAACCCCUGAACCGAUCUGGGUGAAGUUUGAAUAUGUUGGUCCCCCAGAUCGGGGCUAUCAGGGGAUAUAAUUUGUGGGGAUACCUGUUGUAUAAAGGGGUGUUCUAAUUUUUGGGGAAAUUGUGUGCCCUCUGCCUGGAGAUAAUUGGGUUAUUCCUUAACUUAUCUCAAUAUCUCCCAGGCACCUGUAUGCUGAUUGGUUAUUGUCUUUAUUUACUGCGGGAGGUCCUCUUUCAGGAGGAUUCUCAUAAAAGCCAGUGUGGCAUCAAUACAAGUUAUUCCUGUUACACGCUUCAUGAAGUCUAGGCACAUGCCUGGGGAAUAUUCUACUUGCUGGGGAGAAUCGUCUUGGAAGCUGCAUUCAUCUACACUAUUCCUCUACCUCCUAACUGUAGUUAUAAUCAAUUAUGCUCAGCUAUUGGGAAAGGAAUAGAAGAUCGCAGUACCAUAACCAUUGCAGGUUUUAACAGUGCCCUGAUAUCCUUCUUAAGAACGGGCGCUCAAAAUUGCAUAGCAUAUUCAAGGCGUGAGAAAAUAAAAAGUUACCUGCGCUCUCUCCUUAAUCCCUAUGUAUAUUUAGACAAAUGGAGGUCAUUUAGUUGCUUCAUGGCCAUUGGAGGGAAUGCCCGCCUGCCAACGUCAAGGCAGACAGAGAGGGGUAUUUUUUAUAUACACCCUUAUAUACUUAUUAACCCUUAAUAGGGAACACAUGGGAUGGGCGGCAGCAUUCUAACAAGGCUGUGUGAUACAAAGUAAAUACAAAUACAAAAAGAGAAGUCCUGCGCUCACUCCCAUCACUACUGGGCCGGCAGCAAUGACUACAGAACACAUCAGCCCCAAUAUAUAGUAAAAACCAAAGAAAAUAAAGUUACCUGCGCUCUCUCCUUAAUCCCUAUGUAUAUUUAGACAAAUGGAGGCCAUUUAGUUGCUCCAAUGGCCAUUGGAGGGAAUGCCCGCCUGCCAACGUCAAGGCAGACCCCCCCGAAGCGGGUCCUAACACUGACCCUUCAGCCUGCUUCCUUGAGCUUCUGGCAAAGAUAUCUCUAAUGAGACAGAGAGUUGGCAGGCGGGCAUUCCCUCCAAUGGCCAUCUAUCAGAUACUUCUGUUUUAUUUAUUUACUUACUGUUCCACCAGUACCUAGAUAUACAUAUUAUGCUUGUAUGGCUAAGUAGAUAUUUUUAAAGGGAUCAUUUCUAAUUCUGUGUCAAGACAAGAAUGAAAGUUAUUGGACUUUGUUACUGUACCAAGUCACGGACCGCCUCAAGAAUGUUUAACCCUGACAGUGCUUAAUUACCAUGGUUGCAAACCUGAAGAAGUAUACGUUUCCUUAAAAGGUUGCCAUAACUGUUUAUGCUAAAAGCAAAGUGUGCAACCUGAAACCUUAACUGUCAAAUUGGCAUUUCUAAAAGCCUCAAAGGCAUUCCCUGAGGCAAAAGUAUUGAAACAAAAAUAUUUAUUUUAUUUUUCCUGGAAAAUUACACCAUUAAAAAAAAAAAAAUCAGAUGGGUUCGCACAAAAAAAAAUAUAUAUAUAUUUUGCAGCUAAUUACAUUUUGAAUGGCAAAAUUUAGGCAAAAAUAACUCAUCUGAGCGUGACUGUUUGGGAGUGAUAUGAAUUGCUGUUUUUUGCAAUACAGGUACUUACCUACGCUCUUUAUAUUCUACAUUGAUAAAUUAGCUCAAGCUCAAAGAACUCUCAUACAUAAUUUAAGCUCCUGGAAAAGUGUCACCGGAGGCCGACCUGUUUAAACACCAUUUUUAUUUAUGCAUUUCUUUCCAUGACAUACUGACCUGAUAGCAUUGAAGCAUGUAAGAGGUCAUUCUUUCUUAAGACAUAAUUGUACUUGUAGGACGGACAAGAAGAACUUGUAAUUCUCGUCCUAUUAGAUAGAGAUGUGUUUUAUACGUGGCAAAAUAUACUUUGUAUAUUACAAGCAAAGUGUGAAAUGCAGGCAUUGUUCUCUGUAAAAACAGUGUACGGAGCCUGAAUAUUCUUUUAUAGCUUUGGCUAUACACUUGUCGACCUUUCCAUUUCAGAGAAACAACAGUGUUUACACUUUGCGAAGAACACACCUUUAGUGACUGUCAGACUGACCGUCACUAGCAGCAUUGGAUUGGUCCUGGGAUAAUCCAGACAGAUGAUCUCUCAUGGGAGUGAGAGUGGCUGUCUGUCAGAGAUUGCCAGGUGAAAUAUAUUAUUCUUUUUAAAAUAAUAUAAUAUAUAGAGUUAGAAGCUCCCAAACAUGAAUGGGGAGCAGGGACACUGGGGUAGAUAGGGAUCAGGGGCACUAUGUCAGAUGGGGAGCAGGGACACUAGGGUAGAUAAGGAGGAGGGGCACUAUGAUAGACAGGGAGUAGGGGGACUGGGGUAGAUAGGGAGCAGGGGCACCAUGAUAGAUGGGGUAGUAGAGGUAGAUAGGGAGCAGGGGCAAUGUGGUAGAUGGGGGAGCAGGGGAUGGGUAGAUAGGGAGCAGGGGCACUAUGGUAGAUGGGGUUGUAGAGGUAGAUAGGGAGCAGGGGCAAUGUGGUAGAUGGGGGAGCAGGGGCAAUGUGGUAGAUGGGGGAGCAGGGGCACUAUGGUAGAUGGGGUUGUAGGGGCACUGGGGUAGAUGGCGUUGUAAGGGCACUGGGGUAGCUCAGGAUAGUAGGGGCGAAGGGGUAGAUGGGGUAGUAGGGGCACCUGGGGUAGAUAGAUGGGGAGCAUGGACUCCUUCUAGCUUACCCCACACUUACCAGUCACCAUCUGAAGAGAUCCUGGAUCCCAGGAAAAUAAAAUCUGUCACUGCCUCCACUUCUUACCCAUCAGUUUGCCAGGAACUGAGAUUGUUGUUUGCCAUGAUCUUAGUCUUUUUAAUGCUGAGCAACAAGCCAGCUUUUGCACUCUCUUCUUUUACCCUUAUCAAUAAUCCUUUAUUUCCUCCUCACUUUUAGCCAUCAGAGUAGUAUCAUCCGCGUAUCUGAGGUUGUUAUUUCUUCCAGCGAUAUUGAUUCCGGCUUUGGAUUCAUCCAGCUUGCGCUUGAUGUAUCCAGCAUAUAAGUUGAAUAAAUAAGGUGACAAUAUGCAACCUUGUCACAAUCCUUUCCCGAUCUUGAACCAUUCUGUUCUCCCAUGUUCGGUUCUGACUGUGGCUUCUUGGUCCACAUCUGAGAUGAUCUGGUACUCCCAUCUCUUAAAGAACUUGCCACAUUUUGUUGUGAUCCACACUGUCAAAAGCUUUAGAAUAGUCUAUGAAGCAGAAGUAGAUGUUUUUCUGGAACUCUCUGGCCUUCUCUAUUAUCCAUCGUACAUUGGCAAUUUGAUCUCUCGUGCCUGGUCCUCUGUGAAACCCAGCUUGUACAUCUGGUAAUUCCUGGUCCAUAUAUUGUUUGAGUCGAGCUUGUAGGAUCUUGAGCAUUAACUUGCUGGCAUGUGGAGCACUCUUUGGCAUUGCCUUUUUUUGGUAUUGGGAUGUAGACUGACCUUUUCCAGUCUUUUGGCCACUGUUGAGUUUUCCAAAUUUGUUGGCGUAAGGCAAGCAGAAAUUUCACAGUAUCAUCUUGCAGAAUUUUGAAAAGUUCGAUUAGUUGGGAUUUCAUCAACUCCUGCAGCCUUGUUAUCUGCAAAGCAUCCUAGGGCUCAUCUCACUUCGCUCUCCAAGAUUUCUGGUUUCAGCUCAUUGGACCAACUGUUGAGCUCAUCACUGCUGUUAAGACCCUUCCUGUAUAGAUCUUCAGUGUAUUCCUGCCAUCUCUUCUUUAUCUGAUCUUCUUCUGUUAAGUCCCUGCCAUUUUUGUCUUUUAUCACACCCACUUUGGCAUGAAAGGUAACUUUUAGAUCCCCAAUUUUCUUGAAUAGAUCUCUUGACUUUCCCAUUAUGUGGUGAUCUUCUGUCUCAUUACAUUGCUCAUUGUAUAAUGUCUCCUUGUCUCUUCUUGCUAUCCUUUGGAACUCUGUAUUCAGUUGGACACAUUUUUUCCGAUCUUCACUACCUUUUUACUUUCCUUCUUUCCUGGGUUAUUUUUAAAACCUCAUCAGAUAGCCAGUUUGCCUUCUUAUAUUUCUUUCUUUUGGGGAUAUUUUUUUCUUGCGGUUUCCUGGAUAAUAUUGCAAACUUUCAUAUGAUUUUUACACUGAGCCAUACACAAACACACUGCACAUCAACAUGCACCAGCCUGACGCUCCACCUGCCAGAGAUACACCCCCUGUUGGACACCAAUGCUCCCCAAGACAGCCCUGCCAUUUGUCCGCUGCAGGGAUAAAAUAAUUUAAAAAAAACAAACAACAAAUCUCCCUGACUUAAAUUCUCUGCUUUUAUGUUUCAGUUAAAUCAUACAGUGAGCUAUAAUGAUUAUGGUGCUUGAUGCUUGGAGCGUUCCUUUAAAGGGUCAUGUAUCACUUUUAGACAGCUGUCUCAUUCAAAAGCUUUAGGAAGGUGGGGAGUUUGAAGAAACUCCCCUAUGUAAGAGGAGUGCCCUUUGACCAAGUGUAUUGUAAGUUUAUAAAUGUUUUCUACAUACUUUUCAAAGGCUUUUCUUUAAAAUUUUAAUUUUCUUUAUUUUUUUAUUAUAAAGCUCUGCCUCUGUCAAAAUGUAGAAAAAGUACAUAACACAAAGUAGUCCCUACUUUGAAUUUAUUUUCUGACUGGGUUGGAAUUUCAGUGAAAAGAUUAUUUUUGUAGUGCGGUUGGUGAUAGAUCCCCUCUAAGAUGUGGCAACCGGAUCUUCCUAUAAUAUUUUUAUUGGAAACUUUUAUUUUGUUGGAUAGAAAAGGUCAACAUUGGAAAUUAAAUUUAUAUUUGCAAAAAAAAAACUAGAAUUAGUGCUAAAUUAUUGUCAAAGAAAAUAAAAAAUGGAGACUUAGGAAUUCCAUCCUUGAUAAGAUUGGUCCAGGCUACUCUUGUAACCCAUGCUAUAUGUACUUUACAGGAUUCAUCCCAAGAGGACAGUUGGUAUACACUUGAAGCUAGGAGACAUUUAAACUUUUUUGGAGAAACUUCUGCUCUAAACCAUAUAUUGAAAAAUUGGUUCGACAUAAAACAAAAACUAGAUAUAGAAGAAAAUAAUUUCCCUUCUCUUAGAAUUUAAUUAUUAAACGAUUUAUUACCUGAUACUAACUUAAUCUCAUAGUCUGAAAAAGAUAUCAAAACCGUUGAAGAUAUAACUACAUCAAGAAAAAUUAAAACAGACGGCAUCUAGUCCCUAAAAGGAUCAACAGAAUUUUUUUCUAACCACUCCUCAGAAUUUUGGAGGUAUGGGACAAAGGAUGCAGACUACAUACAUACAUUUAUUAUUAUUAUUAUUUUAUUUAUAUAGCGCCAUCAGAUUCCGUAGGGUUGUACAAUGGGUUGAUUAACAGACAUGUAAUUGUAACCAGACAACUGGACGUACAGGAACAGAGAAGUGGAGGGCCCUGCUCAGUGAGCUUACAUUCUAGAGGGAGUGGGGUAUAGUGACACAAAGGGUAAAAGUAGGGGUACGAAGUAGAUUGUUAGAAAAGUAUUCACUGAGGGCAUAGUAGGUAAUUUUUGACAGUUGCAGGAGAGGAGUCAUGGAGGGUGGGGGAUAAAAACCUGCUAACCGUUUAAUUGAUAUGCUUUCUUGAAGUGAGUUAUCAGUGAUUUUUUUUUUUUUUGAAUGAGUGGAGACUGGGAGAAAUUCUUAUGGAGAAGGGAAGGGAGUUCCACAGAAGCGGUGCAGCCCUGGAAAAAUCUAGGAGGCGAGCGUUAGAGGUGGGAGUGUUUGUAGGUGGAGUGUUUGUAGGUUAGAGGUGGGAGUAAACGGACUUAGGAUAUACGUAGGUCUUUGGCAGAGCGUAGGGGCCUCGAUUGGACAUACUUGUGUAUUAGGGAGGAUAGGUAGGUUGGAGCAGCAUUAUGUAGGGACUUGUAAGCAAGCACCAGAAUUUUAAAUUGAGCCCUAUAUCUAACUGGAAACCACUGAGAAGAGUAGAGAGGCAGUCAGAGACACAAGUCAAGAUAGGUGGAGAGAGAUCCGUAGAGGACAGGUAGAUUUGCGUGUCAUCCGCAUAGAAAUGAUAAUGGAAGCCAAAGGAGCUGAUGAGUUUACCAAGGGAGGCAGUGUAGAUAGAUAACAGUAGGGGACCAAUGACAGAACCUUGGGGGGCGCCGACAGAGAGUGGUUGGGGGAAGAGGCAGAGUGAGAGAAAGAAACACUGAAAGAGUGCUGGGAGAGGGAGGAGCACCAGGAGAGAGCAGUAUCCUGUAGACCAAAAUUACGGAGAAUGCAAAGAAGUUGUUGAUGAUCAACAGUGUCAAAGGCAGCAGAAAGAUCAAGGAGAGUUAGUAUAGAGUAAUGGCUGCGAGAUUUAUCUACAAUUAAAUCGUUGGAUACUUUGGUCACAGCCGUUUCGACAGAAUGACCAGCACGGAAUCCAGACAUUAGGGGGUCAAGCAGAGAGUUGGUUUAGAGAAAGUCAGUCAGUCUGGUGUACACAACUCUCUCAAGGAUCUUAGAGGCAAAUGUCAAUAGCGAGAUAGGGCGGUAAUUGGAUGGGGAGUUGGGGUCAAGGCUGGGCUUUUUCAGAAUUGGGGUUACAGUUGCAUGUUUGAAGGGUGAGGGAAAUGUGUCAGAGGAAAGGGAAAUAUUUAAAAUUUUAGUGAGGGGAAGAGCAAGAGAGGGAGACAUAGUGUGGAUGAGAUAUGUAGGAAUAGGAUCGAGGGAACAGGUGGUGGGAGGACCGGAGCAGAGCAGAAACCUCUUUUGCUGUAGCCGGUGCAAAAGAGUGUAGAAUGGUGGAGGGAGUAGAGUUGGGUGAUGUAAUGGUAGAGGAAGGAGAGAAAUUAGAGAUCUCUUCUCUGAUUGUAAAGAUCUUCUCAGUGAAGUGAGAUGCAAAGUUUGUGGCGGACAAGGUGGUAGAAGGAGGAGGAUUAAAAGGGUGAAGAAGAGCAUCAAGUGUUUGGGUUGAUGGGACAGUGUACUUAUGAGGGUAUUAAAGUAAUUUACUUUUGCUGCGGAAAAUGCCAGUCUGUAGAAGCGCAGCAUAUAUUUAUAGUGGAGGAAGUCAGAUGCAAAGUGAGGCUUUCUCCAGCAGCGUUCAGCAGUUCUAGAACAUUUUUGGAGGUAACCGGUCAGCUUAGUUGUAAUUGGGGGCGCUUGCUGCGUUUAAUUGUAGGAGGUGCCAUGAUGUCGAGUUGAGAGGAGAGAGUUGAGUUGUAGAGUGAGUUAGCCGAGUUAGGGCAAGUUAGAUUUGAGAUGGGUAAAAGGAGAGUAUUGAGUUUGGUGGAGAAAUGCUGGAGAUCAAGGCAGUUGAGGUUUCUGCGAGAUUGGAGAGUUUAGGGUGGUGAAAUUUGGGUACAGGGUAUGCUGAUGUCAAAUUUUAGUAGAUGGUGGUCAGACAAAGGAAAUGGAACAGUGGAGAGUUUGGUGAAGAUGAGGUCAAGACUGUUUCCUGCUGUAUGAGUUGCUGAAGUAGACAGCUGCGUGAGGCCAAAGGAGGAGGUUACAGAGAGCAGACGGGAGGCAUCAGGGCAGUUGAGGUUGUUGAUUGGGAUGUUAAAGUCCCCAAGUAGGAGGGAGGGAGGGAAGGCUAGAGGAGAGAAAGUGGGGUAGCCAGGAAGAAAAGUGUUCAAUGAAUAGCCUAGGAUGGCUGGGGGGUGGGGGAGGGGGCGAUAGAUGAUGGCAAUUCUUAAAGGAGUAGGCUUAAAAAGGCGGACAGUGUGAACUUCAAAGGAAGUAAAGGAAAGGGCAGGGGCAGGGAGGAUAGGUUGAAAGGUACAUUGAGGGGAGAGAAGGAUGCCUACACCGCCUCCUUUACAGUCGAGUGUGGGAGAAUUGUAGUCCACCGAAACAUAAAGAUGCAGGCAUAGCGGUAUCAGAGGGGGACAGCCAGGUCUCAGUGAGUGCCAAUAUUGUGAUUGAGUUAGAGAUGACAAGGUCGUGUAUAGCUGUUGAUUUAAUAUUACUACAGAAUGAACGGGCGUUCUAGAGUGCACAUUGAAUGUUGGUAAAGGAGGAUAAACUGCAGGGCAUGUGGAUGAGGUUUGUGUGGUUUCUGGUUGUCUUAGUGUGAGCAGACGAGGUGAAGGGCCCCAGGUUGGAUGAGACAUCACCAGCUGCUAAAAGUAGGAGGAGAGAUAGUGACAGAAGGUGUGAAUGGGUUUUAUAUGAGCAGGGUCUAGGAUGAGAUUGAGUUAGAGCAGGAGAGAGAGAAUAGAGAAAUUAGUGCAGGGCUUGAGAUGAGGGGGGGGGGGAGUGAAGCAGAGAGGGAUUAAUGUUAAUAUAAUUGUGUUGAGUGAAGUGGGUGUAAGGAAAUAUUUUGAUGCUGAGGGAGAUGAGAGGAAAGGAGAAAAUAUAGCAUUGCUCCUAUGAGUAGGCACUUUGAGGAAAACGGUUAUGGUCGAAAUGCCCGAUCAUUAAAGAACUAUGACAAGAUGUCGGUAGAAAGAUAAACAAGAUAUUAAACACUAAGAUAGUGCUUAGAUCUGGUUUGAUGCUUUUACAUAUUAAUAUACCCAGUCUGAAAAAAAAAAGAAUUGAUUCUGUUACUACAUAUGCUGAUUGCUGCUAAAUUAUUCAUAGCUAGAAAUUGGGAAAAGUCCAUCAAAACCUGACUGGUGUUAAAUUAAACACCAAAUAUGUUACCAAUUGAACAUGGAAAAAUAUCCCACCUCUAAAAAUAAAAUAUAUAGAUAUAUAAUCAAUUAAAAAAUCAAUAUGCUAUAAGGAAAUCUAUAAAAUCAAGGGAAGUCUAGGAAAAAUUAUAAUAACGCUCUCCUCUCCUCCUCUACCCCCCUGAUCGAGAGCAUAAUAUUUGUUUUGUAAUUAUGUCUAUUCAUGUCUUGUGAUAGGUUUUAUAAUUUGAUUUUGUCAGGAUUACAAGUUGAGCCAGCACGCAGAACUGUGUCACACCUAGGACUAAGGAUAACGUAUAACCGGACCGUAGAAUGACCGGACUUAACGUAUCCAAGAAUACUCAAAAUACUUGCCGAGGUCAGGAACACAGAAUCAGACAUGAUUAGGGAAAGCCAAAAGUCAAGGAUACCAGAAUUCAGGGAAGUCAAAACAAUGAGGUCAGGGCAAUGAGCAAAAUACCCCUCCUGUGGAUCCGAUUGGCCGUAACCGGCCGUUGACUCUAAAAGCAAUUACCACGUUUCCAUGUGCAUGAUUGCUGCUCAGCACAAACCCUCCUGUGGAUCUGAUUGGCCAUAACCGGCCUUUGACCCAAAAAGAAAUUACCAGGUUUCCAUGUGCAUGAUUGCCGCUCAUCACAACUUUUCCUGUCAGGACGGUAAUGCUGCUCGGCACAACUUUUCCUGUCAGGACGGUAAUGCUGUUUGGCACAACUUUUCCUGUCAGGACGAUAAAUGCCAUUAACCACAUUUUUAUAUGCGGAUGAAUACGUGACAGAUUUCUGCCUUAUGUUAUUCCUUCUCGUACUAUCUAAAUUGCUCAUUUCAGAUGUAUCGUAUAUUCAGACUCUUGAUUAGGGAUUGACAAAUUAUCGGUUUUACCGAUAUUAUCGGCCGAUAUUUGGUAUUUUCAGCAAUAUCGGUAUCGGCCAAUAGAGAUACCGAUAUUGCCAAUAAUACAUAAUAGGACCCCGGCGGUCCUGGGGUGCCCGCAGAAAGCUGUUACCUCCAAGCAGCUCCCUUCAGCUCCCGUGUAAAUCUUGCGAGUCCCGUGGCCGCAAAGCGUUACCACAGGUUACCAUGGCAACGCUCCACGCAGACCACAAGAUUUACACGGAAGCUGCUGGGAGGUAAGUAACAGCUUCCUGCGGGCCCCCCUGCUGCUCAAUACAUGCCACUGGACCACCAAGGAAUGCCAUAGCUCCCCUCCCUGGCCAAGUAACAAGCAGGGACAAAAAAAUUAAAUAAAACAUAAAUAUUAAAAAUAAAAUAAAAAUAAAAAAAUGCCACCUCCCCCCCAUUUUACACAAAUCACAUCCCUUCAGAAACACACACUACACACACACACUGCAUUAUAUAUACACACACACUCUGCGUUAUAUAUACACACACACUCACACACACUCUGCAUUAUCUACACACACACACACACACACACUGCAUUCAUUAUAUAUAUACACACACACACACACACUCUGCAUUCAUUAUAUACACACUACACACACACGCACACUCUGCAUUCAUUAUAUACACACUACACACACACGCACACUCUGCAUUCAUUAUAUACACACACUACACAAACACACUGCAUUCACUAUACACACACACUCUGCAUUCAUUAUAUACACACACUACACAAACACACUGCAUUCACUAUACACACACUGCAUUCACUUUUCACACACUACAUUCACUAUACACACACUACACAAAUACACACUCUGCAUUCACUAUAUAUACACACUACACAAGCAAACCCUGCAUUCAUUAUAUACACACUACACAAAUACACAGUGCAUCCACUACACAAACACACAGCUCCCCUGUCUAAACACACUCCAUCCACUACAUGUGGCAUGUGUAGUUUGUGCAUUUAGAAAUAGUUGUAUUUUUUCAAAAUGGUAAAUAUUGGCAAGUUAUCGGCUAUCGGCCUGAAAGUUCACAGAUUAUCGGUAUCGGCUCUAAAAAAAUCACUAUCGGUCGAUCCCUAAGAACUAUGCAACUAAUCUUAUACCUAUGGCAGAACAUUUUGUAAAUGUAAUUUCUUUGUCUUUUAUAUUUAAUUCACAAAGAGAAUAAAAAAAAUAAAAAAUUUUAUAUUGGGUAAAAGCAGAAGUUGUACAGAAGCUAAGAAUAAAACCAUUGUUGAUAGUUGGAAAUAAUGAUAGCUUUAGUUUCAACUUGGAGAAGUGGUUAUUUUUUUUAAAUGACUGGUUUCCUACCUAAAAUACAAUAUUAACUUUUACUUAUUUAAAAAAAAAAAAAAAAUUAGAGGGAGGUUAUUUAGCUUGCAUUUUUUUUUCAAAGUGGAAAAUCCCAUUUUAUCGUUCUGUACUCACUGUAAAGCAACUAAUACCUGUAUGAUUAUUUCUUCCUUGCUGGCUAUGACUUUGUGCGUCUUCUGAAAUACACAAUUAUAACUCGGGUACGUAAUAUGUGGAUUACUGCUAUAACCUCCCUUUUUGUACCUAAUUAUCAUAUAUAAUGUGUUUUUCAUUUUCAUAUAGUGUAAUAAUAAACUAUACGCUCCUAGCCAAAUUGUGUGGUAGAAAAAGGCUUGAUAAAAUAUGCAGUUAUAAUCUCUAAAAAUGUUACACUAAUUUUUAUUUUGAAAAAAUGUAUAAUUUUGCUAGAUCAAUAAUCAUUGUACUUCUUACUGUAUUUUUGUAAUUUUUUUUUUUUUUUGCUUGCUCCUAAAAGUUAUCUUUUUUUUCUAAAUUAGAAAUGUAGUGUGGCUUCUUAUUAAUGUUAAAGGGACAGUCCAGGCACCAACAUAAGACCUAUGUAUUUAAUGAAAUUAUAUUUAUUGUUUUUGUUCAAUAACACAGUAAUAGUAUUUGUCAGCCCAUCACUAUGAACCUUUCUUCCAACAUGUUGAUGUUGAGUUAUUUUUUUUAUUUUUUUUGCUGCUGCUAUAGUUGCUGUUAAGAACUGUUCGUGUCAUUGUGAUGGCUCAUCUUUUCCCCCAGCCGUCACCAGUGUUUUUAGGGAGAACUAACACUUUCUGUGGAGCUUCCUCCAUAGACUUGCAUGCGUGAAUAGUGCUGAUAUCGACUCCUGGUAGCUAAAGAGGGUGCAGAGUAUUACAUGGCGGCCCCCACAAGGUUGAAAGUAGAAAACCUCCCUUUAUGGUCUAUAGUGUGCCUUAAUGUGACACUGUGUUUCACUAGUUUGUCAGGGUGUUUUUUUUUCUUCACAUUCUACAUACACAUGGCAUUUGUACCAGGAAGUUUGAAAAUCUUCUGUGUGUCAUGAUGAUUAAACCUUUUAAGUAAACCACUACACGAAUGUAUGCCAUUGCUACUAUCUUGUGAGGUUAUGGUAUCCUAUAAGAGACCUGACUAGUUUAGUUUUUACAGUUAGAAUUUUAAUAGAUGUAUUUGAUAAGCCUGUCUCAUUUUGAGGUUUUGUAGCAGUUUGACCAUUUUUGUACGAAUUUCAUUUAAAGUUUUUUUAAAACAUUUUUUGGGGUAUCAUUUUAUUUCCGUGUUUUUCUUUUUUUUUUCAAAUGGACCUUUCAGCUUAGCAGUUUAAUUUGUAAACUUGGUGUGUGUGCAACUGAAAUAAAAAUCACUAAAUUGUGCUCAGCUAUGUCCCCUGAGUACAGAAGAACCCUCUUUGCAUACUCAUGUUAACUACUACUUGCAUGCAGCUCAUCUUUGUCUGGGGCCACUAAGUCUAGUCCCAGCUGACAGAUGGAAGGCCCUGGAAUUGAGUUAUACUUGGGGUACCCUUGUUACUGGCAGGGAAACAGUUUCUUUUGGCAAAAAUACUAUAUGACGGAAUUAUUCAGUCAUGGGACUUUAAGGAAGGGAGAUCCAUAAUGGAAUAAUUCCAUCAUAUGUCCUUAAUGGGCUAAUCUAAGAACAGCAUAAUUCUAAUACAUACAGGUCCAAGUCUGCCAAAAACUGUAGUUCUACUCCCAGACAAUACUUUUUUGUUGGAGUUUCCAGAUAUGGGGCAGCAUCCAUGUCCCAGGUAAAUUGUCAAAGAGUUUGUAAGCUGUACUGGGAAUGUUCCUUUAAGGAGCAGCUGCAAAAAAGUUAAUGCUUGAGUGUGUAUAUGCAGACUGCGACAUGAGUCAUUGUAUUGUUCUUAGAUGAAAGGAAUUAAGUCCUCCCCCUCCCAAAAUAAAAUAAAAUAUCAUUGGGAAUUGUUAUAGAUAGCAAAUUAGGCAGCAAUAUGCAAUGUCAAUCUGCAGUUGCUAAGGCCAGUAAGGUUUUGUCAUGUAUAAAUAGGGGCAUAAAUUCUCGAGAUGAAAAUAUAAUUUUGCCUCUCUAUAAAUCGCUGGUAAGACCAUACCUUGAAUAUGCUGUGCAAUUUUGGGCGCCUGUUCUAAAGAAAGAUAUCAUGGCACUAGAAAAAGUCCCGAGACGAGCUACAAAAUUGAUAAAAGGAAUGGAGCAUUUUAGUUAUGAAGAAAGGUUAAAAAAUUUAAUCUGUUUAGUUUGGAAAACUGGCGCCUGAGAGGGGAUAUGAUAACUUUGUACAAAUAUAUUCGGGGCCAGUACAAAUCUUUAUCUGGAAAUCUAUUCAUAAAUAGGUCUAUACAUAGGAGACUAGGUCACACAUUUAGACUGGAAGAAAGGAGAUUUCAUCUAAGGCAAAGAAAAGGUUUUUUACAGUAAGAGCAAUAAGGAUAUGGAAUUCUCUGCCUGAAGAGGUGGUUUUGUCAGUCACUACAGAUGUUUAAACUGCAAUUGGAUAAAUACUUACAAAAACAUAACAUGCAGGGAUAUAAUUUCUAAUUAAUUGGGUAAUAGCUGCUUGAUCCAAGGAGACAUCUGACUGCUAUUUUGGGGUCAAGAAGGAUUUUUUUCCCUAGUUUGUGGCAAAAUUGGAAGCGCUUCAGGCUAGGUUUUUUGCCUUUUUUUGGAUCAACAGCAACAACAUAUGUGAGGAAGGCUGAACUUGAUGGACGCAAGUCUCUCUUUCAGCUAUGUAACUAUGUAUGUAACUAUCUCCAUAAGGAGUUAGAGUGUUACUACACAGUGCCUGGAAGAUAAAAGCAGCUCAACACUAAAAGUGGAAUACCCUUUACACACAAUAAAAUAUACAUAUACAGAAAAAGAGGUAUAAAUAUUAUACCAAACAAGUGGAGCGCUAUAAGUAAUAGAGGGAUACACUCACCCCUUUAAUACAAUGACAAUCCUGAAUAUUUAUGCUUGGAUUGUCAUUGUAUUAAAGGGGUCAGUGUAUCCCUCUAUUACUUAUAGCGCUCCACUUGUUUGGUAUAAUAUUUAUACCUCUUUUUCAGUAUACAUAUUUAUUUAUGUACAGUCCUUUCUGAUAAUAAAUUGUUAAUUUAAAUUUAUUUAUUUAAUUUUUAAAAAAUUUUUUUUUUACAUUUGCUGUGCAGAUCAGCUGCUUAACUUGUGAUGUCCUUAAAGACUAUGGAGUUUAUUUAUUUUACUUAUUGAUUGUACGUUCUGAAGUCCCAGACUAAAAAGUCCUUUCAUUACCAUUCGAGGCACCAGAAAUACCACAAAUGUUUCUGGUUAGCAACACCAUUUUAACGCCUUAAGGACCAAAGUUCUGGAAUAAAAGGGAAUCAUGACAUGUCACACAUGUCAUGUGUCCUUAAGGGGUUAAAGGGAAACCUCCCAUGGAGCAAAGAUGGAGCUCUGACGUUUGUCCAAUCUCAGCAGAUUCAGGCUCUGUCUCGACUAGAGCACAUGCACAAAAGUGCAACAUUUAUGUGGCUUCUGGCAACUGAAGAGCAGCAUGGCUGUGAGGGACUGCGUGCUGUAAGUAAAACUUUGUUCCCCUGCACUCCACCGCCACUGGACCCUCAUCAGAGCUUCCUGACAACCACUAGAGGUGUUUCUUCUUCCAGAACCAAAACUCCAUCAUGGAGUCAAGUACAGCUGAUUACAGCAGUUGAUUGGAGGAUCGCUGUGUUAUUGCCAUACAUGCUUAUUUCCCAUCCAUUGCUUCUCUAGAAUUUAUUUUUGCACCUUCAUCAUUUGUUGAAGGGAACAUAUAGUCCUAAAAUAACUGUUAUUUUUGUGACAAUAGGUUCUCUUUAAAUAUAGGGGAUUUCUAAACGCAGUAUUAAAAUGCUGAGUGAAGAUUCAAUUUAAAAGCAAUUUUUGUCUUAAUAUAUGUGAAUUGUGAUUGGAGGUAUUGCUUUACUUUCAUGUUAGGUUGGGGAAAAAAGUAUUAUGCUCUUGAAUCCUAUAUUUGUGGAAUCAUCUGUUAUGACGAAAAUUAGAAUGUGAUUUCCCAAGUAUGAUUUUUCUUUUAAAAUAAACACGGGAUGCAAAAUUAAUAAAAGGAAUGGAACAUUAUAGUGAUGAAGAAAGAUUAACAAAUGUUAAUUUUUUUAGCUUAGAAAAAUGGCGCCUCAGAGGGGAUAUGAAAACAUUAUACAAAUAUAUUCAGGGCCAAUACAAAGCAUUGUCUGGAAUCCUUUUCAUACAUGGGACACAAGAUCACACACGUUUAGACAGGAAAAAAGGAGAUUUAGUCUAAAGAAAAGUAAAAACAGUGAGAGCAAUAAGGAUAUAGAUAUCUCUCUGAAGAAAUGAUUUUAUCAGAGUCUGUACAGUUUUUUUUUUUUUUUUUUUAAAACCAACUGGAUGCUUACUUGCAAGGACAUCAUUUUAGGGAUAUCCUUUUUAAUUUGUGGGCUUAUAGCUUCUUGAUCGACGGAUAAAUCUGUUUGCCAUUCUGGGGUCAAGAAGGAUUUUUUUCCCCUAAUUUGUUGCAACACUGGAAGUACUUCAACCUGGGCUUUGUACUUUCUUUUGGAUUUACAGCAAAAAAAGAUGUGAGAAUGGCUCAACUUUAUGGACAUAUUUCUCUUCAGCCUAUGUAAACUGUAAAACUAGUGAUUAUGUCUGUUACUAGCGAACUGAUGACCGAUAUCCUUUUUUCACAAAAUGGAGAUUGGGCAGCUGGGAACAGAGUUUGACGUGCUGCGGGUGCAACUAGCUCCAGUCGCAAAAUUGUAAACAUCUCUGGAUGUGCAGUGUUUCAAGCAGAACACUACACAUACACACUCCUACCACCAUAACAAUUUAUACAAACAGAAGUGGUCAUGGUGGUUAGAGUAGCCCUUUAAGGUAGUUAAGCUGUUCAAUUCAGGUGCAAUAAGCAGUAAUACGUACUUUUCUGAAGUCUUACUUGACGUAGACAGCUAGUGAUAGUGUAAGAGCGUCAGUUAAUGCUCUCAUCCAAUCACUGUUGCUCAUGGAAAUGUUUCCACAUUUGCAAGUAGUCAGAAAAAAAUAGGUCUGACUGCUUCUGCACAUUGGAGUGGUCUGGGUUCCAACUCCCAUCACCUUUAAUCCUGCAAGUGUAAUUAUUGCAGUUUUUAUAAACUGCAAGAAUUACCUUGCACGGUUAAGUCUUCCUCUGGUGGCUGUCUAUCAGAAACUGUAACUUCGUUUGAAGCCUGCUGGUUCUCUGCCAAACAGGUGUUUAAUAGCACACAAACAUAAGAUGUCGAGAGUGGCUUCAAAUAUGAAAAGACAUGACUGAAACUACUUGGAGCAUUAAUGGAAACUUCGAACAGUCUCACUUGGCUUGCGCAGUUGCUUAUAUCAUGUUAAACCAUGGAUGAAGGAGAGGCAGCCACUGGGGGCAGACUUAGAGCUGCAGUGUAAACAUUGCAGCACUAGGUGCAAAAGGGACACUGCAGCCAGACUACUUCAAAGAGCUGAAGUGGUCUGGAUGCCUACAGUGUCCCUUUUAAUCAUGCAGUUGGAAGGUCCGCCUGUAGCUGCACAGAUUGUUGUAGCUAUGAUGAAUACGAUGAAGAUGAAACAGGACUUCUUCCUCCAUAACCUCUACAGGGAGCAUUACUAGGUAUGGCACUUGAACUGUCCCUGCACAGAAUUGUGCAAUAAUGAUGUCCCGAAUGGUUCGUCGCGGACGGCGAACAUAUGCGGUAAACUUUGACCCUGUACCUCACAGUCAGCAGACACAUUCCAGCCAAUCAGCAGCAGACCCUCCCUCCCAGAUCCUCCCACCUCCUGGACAGCAUCCAUUUUACAUUCAUUGUGAAGCUGCAUUCUUAGUGAGCUGUCCAGGAGGUGGGAGGGUCUGGGAGGUAGGGUCUGCUGCUGAUUGGCUGGAAUGUGUCUGCUGACUGUGUGGUACAGGGUCAAAGUUUACCGCAUAUGUUCGCCGUCCGUGGCAAACCGUUCGGGACAUCACUAUUGUGCAAAUUUUAGAUAGAGCUGCACAAAUACUGUUAUGAAGAUUAAAUCCUUAGGCAAUUUCUAAGGAAAGCUUUCUUCACUAAGAAAAUGUUUCUUUUUUUACAUUGUAACAUAUGACCUCUUGAAACUGUGAAAAACUGUCAAAUAUAAUGUGUAUGUCCGUCCGUCCAGUUUUACUUGCCCGAUGCCUGUCAGCAAUAGUAUACAGAUCUCCAAAUAGCACUCCAAGGUCUGGUCCAAAAAAUAAAACUUCACUUUUAUUGCUUACAAAUCAAAAGAUCAACAUUUCAGUUUGAUCUAACAAACUUUCAUCAGAAUCCUGAUCAAGAUUUAUUUUUUGGACCAGACCUUGGAGUGCUAUCUAUUUAGAGAUCUGUAUAUAAGAUUCUUAUCCACCUACCUUGCCAAAUAAAAUAUCUUUAUACAUGUGCUAUAUAUAAUCAUUUUGUUAGGGGCAGAUGAAAUAGCUCCUGCCUGGGACUUGUAGCUCCCACUAAUAUUCAGCACCAUUAGGACUGUACUUGCAGAUGUGCACAUUUAAUAUAUGGAUAAUGGGCAGCAACAAAACAAACUUGGUUAUACAGCAGUGGGAUCCAUCUUCUGCACGCAGCUUUCCUAGGAUUAUUGUAGACAAUCUGUUAAGAGUUUGUAGGUGUGUUUACGUAUACUUUGUAAAAUUUGUAUACUUAUAUUAUUAUGUUUUUUUUUUUUUUAGGUUAAGCAUUAGAACAAACAUACAAAACCAUGGGGGAGCUUUUCCGAAGUGAAGAGAUGACCCUUGCACAGCUUUUCCUCCAAUCGGAAGCUGCAUAUUGCUGUGUCAGCGAACUUGGGGAGCUGGGAAAAGUGCAAUUUCGAGAUGUAAGUGCAAUGAUAACACCCAGGACAUACUCAAUGUAUCCAUCCUGGUAAAAUAUUUUAUAAAUAAAUAUAUCUUAUGAAUAAAUGCAAACUGUACAACAUAAAGGAAAAAGUACUUUCACAAAUGCAGCCUAUUGUGUUUCAAUUUUGUAUCGCUAUACCCCACUCCCUGUAGCAUAUAAGCUCAUUGAGAAGAGCCCUCAACCCUUCCUGUGCUUCCAACUUGUCUGAUUACAAAUACGUGUCUGUUAGUCUACCCAUUGUACAGCGCUAUGAACUUUGUUGGUGCUUUAUAAAUAAUAAUUUUUAGAUUUUUGUUGUGCACGAGGUAAUCCAGGCUUGCGAUACCACGACAGUAAAGGCAAGCAAUUCAAAAACAUUUCUAGUAAAACCAUGGCAUGGUAUCAGGAACAUUUGCACAUAUUUUUAGUAUAUGAUAGCAUGGUAACAAUGAGGAUAAAUAUCAGGAUAGAUGUGUUAUGGUAAAACAAGCUUAUAUUGAAAGCCUUAUAUUCUAUGCCUAAUCACUCACUUUAAACUGCAGUGUCAGAUUAAGUAUAGGUGUCUACCUAGGUGUAUACUGCUUGAACAAAUAGGCUGGCUAUAUAACCGGAUCACUAGCGAGACUAACAGGCUAAGCUAGACAGGAAGUUUUGUGUGGUUGCAUUGUGACAUGCUCAUCGUGUGUGGGUCAUGUAUAAUAUGAUCUAGAGUAACAGGUGCCUAAAAUAACAUAUGAGUGGUAACUAGCUACGCCGAAGGUUAUUUUCACUGAGGUCUGGAGUCUUAUUGAUAAUGCAUUCUGCUCCCUAAGCAUUAUAGUCAUGGUUGUGUGAGACAGCAUGUCUAAAAUAAAAUAAUAGCUCAGUAAAAUGGUGUAGAGAGUGCUGGAGGCGUGAUACAGUGUGACUCUUUCAUCUGAUGCCCUCUGUUGGGAAACGACUGGAGCUCGCAGGUGGGCCACGUAGGGACACUGCUGCACAGGUGUCAGUGAAGGUGUCCCUCCAGCCCCAGGCUGGUGUACAGGCCUGCAUCUCAUGGCCACAAACUCAGUGACUUCUGGAGCCCAAGUUUCCAUCCUCGUGUGGGGUUUUUCGGAGGGCCUGGUGGUCUUCCGCCGCCUGCGGCGCGUAGGCCUCUGCAGAUGUGGGCGAUGCUUCUGGGUCUUCACCCUUAUGGCCUUCAGCCCGGGUGGGCUAAGUAGAGUGGGAAUGGGUGGGUGUAUCUCCCUCACGCCGCGCUCACAUGUUGUCGGUAAGUUUUGCCGCUCAGUCCGCGUGGCUCGCUGCUGCUUCCAGUGAGUCUAUCCCAGAAGCGCUUGAAUAUUGCUUCCAGUCCCUGCAUGGUUUCACUGUGGAGACGUUGGUUUGGGAGCAGGCCCUGCUUGCAUGCUGUUCCGUCAGCCGCCUUCUUAAGUGCAUUGUGUGCAGCCCUCCGGAUUCUGAUUCUCAGCGCGUCCGCUCAGCCUGGAAGCUAUGCUCCGCCCCACAUCAAUAAUAAUAAUUUAACAUUGUUUCAGUAAUGAACAAAUGUGGUAGUUAGUAAUUUUGGGACAACUCAAAGGUUUUUAGGUCCGAGCAACAAAUAAAGAUUAAAGGGGAAAAAAAAGUAAAAUAAGGGGCCUAGGGACAUUUGAGGUGACUAGGGGGGCAAUUAGAUAUAGUGUAGUCGGGAGGGGGGGGGGGUUAAAAAAAAUUAAAUCGGGUGCAGCCAUGAAAGUACAGCUUAAAAAAAAAAAAAAAAAAAAACUUUUAUGUUAAAUUAUUGAGUGAAAAGCUAUACAAUAUUCAAUGACCGGCAUUCUACAUCUGUCAAAACCUUAUGUUUGUAUAGGAUUACCCAUUUACUAAUUGUAUCUUGAUGUUGUGUGGCAUAUGUUUUACUUUAUUUCUUGUAAAGAUGGCCUGUAGUUCCCACAGCUAUAUGAAGAAAACUACAUUUAGCUUAAAGGCUUCACUACAGGUCUUUAAAAGAUUCUUAUCCACCAUACUCAAUACAUUAUCAUUAGACAUGUGUUACAUCAUGUCAAGUCUAAAAGAAAUUGGUUUGUCCUUUCACUUCAUUCUUUAGAUCAUGCUGUCACCUAAGCCAAGUGUAUAAAAUUUCACCUGUUGUUUUAGCAACCAUCCAUUUUAACUUCCAAGUCUUCUUAAUUGUAGAACUGCACGAGACUCAGAAUUAAACAGCCACUUACAGUACUGAAUGAUCUGAACUAAAAAAACAACCUGCCUUAUAAGGAGUGGACACCUGGGGAGGCCUAUAGUAAAGCUAUACCUGUAUCUUAAAGGGUUAGGUAAUUUUAAAACAUCUACUGCUUGAAUGUCUAGGUGACUUGAAAAAAACAAAAAACUAUUGAAUUUUUCUAAUGUUAAAGGACCACUAUAGUGCCAGGAAAACAUACUCGUUUUCCUGGCACUAUAGUGCCCUGAGGGUGCCCCCACCCUCAGGGACCCCCUCCUGCCCGGCUCUGGAAAGGGGAAAGGGGUUAAAACGUACCUUUUUCCAGCGCUGGGCGGAGAGCUCUCCUCCUCCGAUCCUCCUCUUCUCCUCCCCAUCGGCUGAAUGCGCACGCGCGGCAAAGCUGCGCGCAUUCAGCCAGUCACAUAGGAAAGCAUUCAUAAUGCUUUCCUAUGGACGCUGGCGUGCUCUCACUGUGAAAAUCACAGUGAGAAGCACGCAAGCGCCUCUAGCGGCUGUCAAUGAGACAGCCGCUAGAGGAAAUAGGGGAAGGCUUAACCCAUUCAUAAACAUUGCAGUUUCUCUGAAACUGCUAUGUUUAUGAAAAAAUAGGUUAACCCUAGCUGGACCUGGCACCCAGAUCACUUCAUUAAGCUGAAGUGGUCUGGGUUCCUAGAGUGGUCCUUUAAAGUGAUCCUAUGGUGAAAGGAAAACAAAACCAUUUUCCUGGUACUAUAGAUUUCUAAGGUGCCUUCCUCCCGCCGUGCUAAAGGGGUUAAAAUCCCUUCAGUCACUUACUCUAAUCCAGUGCCACCGUCCCUCGUUGCUGGGUCAGGCUCCACCCACACUCUUCCUUUGCCAAUGUUAGAUGGCGGGGGAGACCUAAUGCGCAUGCACGGCAGCUGCCGCGCUCGCACUAGGAUUUCCCCAUAGGAAAGCAUUAUUCAAUGCUUUCCUAUGGGACAAAUCUGGUGCUGGAGGUCCUCAAUUCAGGAAGCCCUCUAGUGGCUGUUUGGUAGACAGCCACUAACGGCAGACUUAGAGCUGCAUUGUAAACAUUGCAGUUCUCAGAAAUUGCAAUGUUUAACAUUGCAGCAAUAAGUGUAAUAUGGACAUGGCACCCAGACCACUUGAUUGAGCUGCCGUGGUCUGGGUGCCUACAGUGUCUCUCUAAUUUUAUUCUAAACUUUCAUUAAUCUAUUGUAUCGUGAUUAAUGAAAGCAUUGAUUCAAAAGAAAUGUAAGUACCAUUACCACCUACCAGCUGAUUGUAUUGGUUAUGGUACAGAGAAAUUUUGGGUGCUUUCCUAGUUUUAUCAAACUAUUUACAACAAUAACUGAAGCUGUCCCUUUACCUGUAGUGUGGUCACUGUGCUUCUUCUCGUGUAAUGCAGAAGUUUACUUUCUUUCGAAGAGAGGUAAAAUGAUUUAUGUCAUGUGAAUCAAUAUUUGUUGAGUAAUAAUGUAAUUGUUCUUGUGACUCCUGAUUUCCCCGGUGCUCUUUUGCAAAUUAUAUUGCCUAGAAUUAAACCGAUAUUCUUCUUGUUAAUGGAAUUCUCUAAUGUAACUAUGGAAUGGGUUGUAGACCGUUUAGCAGGAACGGUGAUGGAGUACAGGUACUCCUCACUUACCGACCUUGUUACGUUCUUAUGACCCGGUCGUAUAACGAAUUGGUCGGUAAGUGAGAAGUUGAGGAAUUCCCAGCUCUGGUGUGCUUGUUUAUGUUCAGGGAGCUUUCCCGGCACAUAGAUUAGAGGGAUUACCUGCUUUGGUGCGUUCGUCUAUGUUCGGGGAAAGUUCUCCAAACUUAUAUGAACGCAGCAGAGCAGGGAAUCCCUCUAAUCCCCACGACAGCUCGCACUUACCACCACGCUAGAAAGCUGAUCGUAAGUGUGAGCCGUCAUAAAACAGGUAGGUUGUAAAAUGAGGACCAGCUGUAAUGUGAGGGUGGAAAAAAUAAGGUAAGAGAAAAUGUAAUUUAGUAUUAUGGAAAGUUUUGUUUAAUAAAAUGUUUCUAUAUGUCCUGAAUGCUUUGGAAACUUUUUUAAAUGUCCUGCACAAAAGCCUUAGAGGGUUUCUCCAACCCUUUUUUGUUUUUCACAGAAUAAUGCCCUAUUGGCAUUUUUUUUAAUGUUUAUAAGUCCACCAAAAAAACUUUGAGGGCUUUUCAAUAAGGUUUACUUGCCUCAAUCCGUGAGAAGUCAUGGGAGUCACGCCGAGAUCCAAUUAAAGGUUUCUCGAAGAGAGGAAUUUAGCAGGCUCGGAACGCAUGCUCAGAGCUUGCAAGAGCAAGGUAAAGUGGAGGAGGCUGGACAGGGUGCGGAAAAAAUAGAGCUGAGGGAAUAGGGAUGGGUACAAUCGAUGUGGGAGAGCAAACAAGACAAACAGUUACAUCUGUCGGCAGUGUGCCCUGACGAUAGACUUAAAGUAUGCCCAGAAUUGACAGACUGUCUGGAACUCUGUCACUUGUGCUUGAGUUGAAACUAGCCCCCAGCACACAAGUGCCAAUAUUCAAGCAGAAACACUGCACAUCAAGACUCCAACCACCAUGACCACUUCAAAAAGCGGAUGUGGUCGUGGUGGUUGGAGUAACCCUUUAAGCCUAUUCAUAAAAUCAAAAACAAACCACAAAACGUUUCAGAAAGCUGAUGCUUUACGUUUGAUGAUUAUAUCUAUAUCUGGGUUUAGUAAAUGUAAUAGUCAAAAAUGAAAGUCAAUACGUAAAGGCUUUGCCAUAGAAUAAGCCAUUUGAAGAAAUUACUUUUGUCUUGAUUAUUUAAAGGGUCACUCUAAACAACAUAACUACUACAGCUCACUUUAUGUGUUAUCUUGCCUAAAGUGUCAUGGUGCCAUCCUUUAUUUAAAUAUCGCAUUGUUCAGGAACAUAUUAAUAUAAACUGUGGCUAUUCUGGCACCCAAAGGAGGUCCUCACAUCACAACUGUAUUAACAAUGUCAAUUUGUUGGAGAAAUUGGACAGCAGUCUUUGCCAAUCAAUGCUGCAACUGCAGAGUUGGACAAAGUUGGCAUCGAUAGUGCAGAAGUGUCUCCAUGUGCUUGGAAGAGUACUUGUAUGUGUUGCUACGCCACUCUAGCCAUUAGAAUCUCUACAGCAAGCUUGUAGAAGUUAUGGUGCUUAGAGUUUUUAUUUGAUUACACCACUUAUAUUUAUUUCCUCUGAAGUGUGCAGUUCACUGUAACUUUGUUCGACUAGUCACAUAUUUGCUGUAUCACCUUUUAGCCAACAUGCAAUUGUAAUAUGAGCUGGAUAAUUUUGUUUUGUCAAAUCAGAUAUUAAAUAUGAACCCCUCUUUUUGCCAUUUUCUUUUUAAGAAUAACACUUUAGGUACCAUAAUUACUUUAUCUCACUGAAAUGGUAAGCUCUCUGAGUUCUCUGAUGCCAUUGCUAAAAUUUGCAAUUUAGUGAAUAACCCUGAAAGAGUUAGUUAGCCAUUGAAUGUGAAGAGUGACUUUUAAAGCAGAGCUUGACAAAGUCCUCAAAACUUUAGGAGCCAGAAUCACAGGUUACGAUCCAAGUAAACUAUUAAUUGUUAAAUGGGCACUGAUAUCUAGCUGGGAGAAGGCUCUCUCUGCUGUCUCUUUUGUUUGUCUCACUUUUAUGUUGUUUCUGUAAUGGCUUUACCAGUCAAGCUUCCUAUUGUGCUUUAUUAUUAUUAUUAUUUUAUUAUUUAUAUAGCGCCAACAAAUUCCGUAGCGCUGUACAAUGGGGCUUUCAAACCUUGUACACUUUUAUGUUUGUUUCUUAAACGUUCUCUGAAAAACAUAGUGCUCAUUAAAAUGUGUUAAUGAUUGCACCUUUAUUUUAUUUGGCUCUUGCAGUUAAAUCCAGAUGUCAACGUUUUCCAGCGAAAAUUUGUUAAUGAAGUACGAAGAUGUGAAGAAAUGGACCGUAAAUUGCGUAUGUAUCCUUUGGGAUUUACCAUUAACAGAGAUUGUCAUAUUGUAGAAUUGUUUUGCUUCAUUUGUCAAAGAGACAUAAAACACUCCUGUUAUUAGAAUUUUGUCUAUGUAAUAUUUUAUCUUAUUGCAGGCUUUGUGGAAAAGGAGAUUAAAAAAGCCGGUAUCCCUAUUCUUGACACAGGGGAAAACCCUGAAGUUCCCUUCCCCCGAGACAUGAUUGACCUUGAGGUAAGAUUGGAGGUCGUUGCUUCCUCUCAUUUUGGCCAUUCUUAAAGAGGAACUGUCACUAACUAAAAAGUAAAAGUUAGCUAUAGUCAAUAUUAGAAUUAUUUUAAAAUUCUCUGUAGUAUUUUCGUUUAUGUACUUUGCUAAGCAAAGUCUAGCAAACUGUGCAAAAAACAAUCACAGUGCACAUAGUCUAACGUCCCUCCUGGAGGCACAGUGUUUCUACAAAAGUGACCCAAGCACACACAUGUGCCUAAAGGCAACGUGAGAUGGCAAACUCUCCACAACACAAGUGCAGCGGAAGUAGUUUUUUUUUUUUUCUUGCUUCCGCCGGUCUGUUCACUCCCAGUAACUUCUGAAAAGGUGUUUACUUAGGUGAAGGAACGAGGAAUUUUUAGUUCCACUUUAAAGCGUCCCUGUCGUUACCAAGUGUUUCAUAAAAAUAUAUGAUAAUAAGCCAGGGGUUGACAGAAGGCAGAGCUCCACUGACAACUCUUGUCCAAUCCCAGCAGCCAUCACAAGUGGCUGUGGGAUUUGGGCAUUGUUUUUCUCAACGCAAGACAUGAUCUAUGGAAAUUCCCGAGGUCUCGUGGGUCCUCCAUAGAGCUCAGUGUUGCACUCUUGUUGCUCCUGGCAGGUGAAAUGUCUGCAGAAAAAAGAUGGUGGCAGCCACGAGAGACAACCUACCUUUUACUGCACCCCAUGGCUACCGUACCCUAACCAGAGAUGCCACCUUCAGGGCUUUUUGCAAAAUAUGUCCCGUGAAAGUGGCACAUCCACAUUAAAUGAAUCCUUAUUUAUAAAAUUAGAGAAUAAUUGCCCUUCAGGUGGACAUACUCUUAAUACGGAGAGCAAAAAACGUGUCGCAAGAGUAUUCUGAGAACGGAUAGCAGCUGAAAUAGCCUGCCCACAGAAGGGCAGGCUAUUUUAAGUGCUGUUCGUUUUCAGAAUACUCUUGCGACCCAUUUUUUGCUCUCCAUUAGCUUAAAGGGUAGUCCAGACGUGGACCCCUAGCUCACGGUGCCUAGAGAGAUAUCAGCUAUGCCUCACUGAUGAUGCCUAACAAGGCUGAAACGAUCGUCUGGGGUUGCUGUAUCUCUCGUGCAGAGAGAACUUGCUGGCAUUUUGGAUCUGGACUGCUCAUAUGGGUGGGACCAGUCUGAUAUGCUUCAGAUAUGUUCUCUCUGUAAUGGCACAAGUUGAGCUAAAACCAGCUUGAGUUCUGAGCGGGGACCCACCGAAGGGCAGGCUAUUUUAGCUGCUGUCCGCUCUCAGAAUACUCUUGCGACCCAUUUUUUGCUACUCUUAAUAUGUGCUAGUAAAUAUAUGAAUUGAAAGAUAUCCCUCUCUGAACUCUGCCUCUGCCAGUUGCAUGAUAACUCCUAUAACUAUAAUACAUUUUAAAAAGUUACAGCUUUAUAUCCAUUCAUCCCUACUCUGUGUCUAAUAUAGACCCUUCUAUAGCAUUGAGAGUGUAAGGAAGCUGUGUAUUUGCACUUGCGAGGGUAGUUGCUAGAAGGUAUUAUGAAGGUGUAGUUAUUAGAAGAUAUUAUGUAAGCUAAUCAAAGCUCCCAUUGAAAACCAAUAGUUGACCAAGACUGAUUUAGCCAUUUAUUGGGGAUAACCAGAGGUGCCUGUGUUUCUAUUUAUUUAUUUUUCUUUAUUUUGAGUUUUCUUGUUUCCUCCGUCAUUACUUUAUUCUAAUCUUUUAAACAAAAUGAUCAUAACGUAAUAGGUUUCUCAUCAGGUAGCUGGUGUCUAUUAGAAAUAGAUUGGACUACCUUUUAAUGUCUCUCAUUUUUAUUGGUUUUCACCACAUAGUUUUUCAUUUCCUGAUAUUUUGAAAUGUAUUCUCCUACUUCCUUCUCACUUCAUAAGCCAUUUUUUUUAUAAUUGGUUCUACACAUUUAAUUAACCAUAGAUCUUUAUCACAUGUAAUUUCUCGACUGAUCUCUGUUUAUUUUGAAACUUUGCAAACAGGCAAAUUUUGAGAAGAUUGAGAAUGAAUUGAAAGAAAUAAACACCAAUCAGGAAGCACUGAAGAGGAACUUUCUUGAGCUCACGGAGUUGAAAUACAUUCUGCGCAAAACUCAGCAGUUUUUUGAUGAGGUCAGAGUUUCUAUGCUCCUUGAUUCCAGUACUUUGUUGAAGGAGAAUAAUUCCCAAAAAAUAAUGAUGGGUUAUCAUUUACAUAAUUGUGUUUUCUACUGUUUGCAGUUCUUUUUCAUGUGUAGAUUUGCAAUGAUACAUGCAGUUGCAGAUCUAUAAAUAUAUACCUUUUUUCUUUUUGCGUUUUAGUUUCAUAGCUAGCCUUGAAAUAUAAAAAUUUAUUUUGUUUUUGGAAUUGGGAGUAAACUGUUUGUUCUCCCCUUCAAUCAUUCAAACUUUUUAUAUAAACAAAUGUAGAUGUGAAAAAUGAUGUGAAGAAUGUUCAUACAAAUGUUCAUACAAAAAAGUUCCAAAAUAUUUUUGUUGCUAAAAUGCUGUCCUGUAACGGUUUACAUUUGUGUAGACCUUAGCAGUGCCCCUCAUAGGAACAACCUUGUAAACCAAGCAAUGGGAUUUAUUGAUCCCUUUAAAUACAAUAAACUAUUUACUUUUCCUCCAGGGUAAGUCGUUACUAGCCACUUAAAAGGACACUACAAUAUCCAAAAAAAAUAAAAUAAAUAAAACUAGCUGUUUAGUACAAAUGCCCCAAAUAACACAUGCAUGCAUGCAUUUAUUUAUGCAUUUUUUGCAUUUGGUGUAUAUUUCAAACCAAUCUGCAAGAGCAGCAGGUCUCUUGUCUGAAGCCUUUGCAAGCCCUCCUUUUCUAACCCCGCCCAGACUUAAUGUGCUUGUUCAAUCACAGACUUCCCAAUGCUUCUCAGUGAGAAGUCUUUGCAAGGCAGGUGCACUUGGCAAUUGCCUGGCUCUUGAGCUUAGCUCCACUGAGCUAAACAACCCAGUAAGAAAUAUGUUGUCUUAUUGACAGCCAGGGGUGUAACAAGGCUAAUUUACAAAAGUAACAAUUUCUUUGAAAUAUGCACUUUUUUAGUUUGGGGGGUUGGGCUUUAGGGGUCAAGAGUUUCCCUUUAAAAUUGUAUUGUGUGACUGUAUUAAGUACUAUGAGGUUUUUAAGAUAGGAUUGGGAAGUAGCCUUGUGGUUAUGAAAAAACAUGAUAAUUCCCAAACUUAAUGUUCUCUGCCUUAAUCAGGGUUCAACUACUGGUGAAGCAGAUAGUUGUCCAUUGAGUAUGGAUUUUAACUAAUACAAUUAUUAGAAAAUAACAUAAAAAAGAAGCAUCAUUAAAAUCGUUCAGACUAUAUCUACAUUCUCUCCAUUGUAAGGUUCUAUAAAAUUUAUGGUUUAAACAAUCAACUUUUUGAUUUUUCUUCCUAUGACCUUCCACUUCUGAAGGAUCUAUAUGAUGUGUGCUGGCUUUAUAAGCCAAAAUGAAAUUUAUGAUAACACCAAGAAUUGGCUUAAAUUUAGCAGUGUGUCCUUAGAUUUUACCUCGUUUUUCAAGAAAAAAGUAAACAAAGUAGUCAGGACAGUUGUGCCUUGUUUACUGCACCUACAGGGGUAAUGGUCAUUGAUAAGGCCCCAAGGAGGCCAAAAUGAUUUUCCAGGUUUUAUCUUGCAGAAGAGGCCUAUGUGUAUUUCAGUUCUGGACUGUCCAUUUGGGAUAGAUCCAUCAUAUGCAUGUGUCAUAGAUUCCCCUCUGUAAGACACAAGUGAGCUCAAUCAAGCUUAUUAAAAACCUGGGAAAGGACAAACUGAGUGGUGAGCUACUGAGUUUUUGUUAAUUUUCAUAAAUAUUUUGUCAGGUAUCAUAUCCAGUGUUGUUUUUCAGAUUUUACCUGAGCAAUAUGCAUAAUCUGUUAAAGACCACUUGAACUAGCAUUAUUUUAUCAGGAGACCAUGAGUUGGUAUUCAGGUAGUAGCACUUUGCCUGUUUUACCAGUAUAUUUAUUUAUUUUAUUAGGUCGAGAGCAAUUGUACACAUGAAAAAAUUCUGAUGGUAGAAAACACGUUUUAGCAAUGUAAAUUGUGGGUAUGGUUUAUCCCCACUUUGUAUGUGGUAUUUGGAACUAAAUGUAAUUAUUUGUGUAUAUGUGUGUUUAAAAGACGGCUUGCACUGCAUAUUUAAACUAUAGUGUGUAUUAAAGUGUUAAAACAUACACUCAUGAGGUAGUGCACUACAGGAAAUAGGGAAAUUUUGCUUCAAGUUAUUUAGAAAGAAAAAUAGGAAGAUACGCCUCUGUCAGUGUGUUUGCGUUGCAUGGCACAUUAUUCUCGAUAAUGAGCAAUCCCCACCAAGUGAGCAAUGUUAAAGGUGAUCAGUCCGAGUACCCAUAUUUUAACAACCCCCCUUCUUCCAAACGAAGCAUUGGAAACAUUCAAUAGGCUAUUUUCUUCUCAAACAUGUAGAUUCUUAAUUUGCCUUAAAAAACAAAAACAAAAAAAAACACUAACAAAAGUGUACUAUCCUCUGUAAUGGGCUUAGUUCCUCUGCCUUUUGAUGCAUCAUCACUCAAUUUCUGUUAUUUUCAUUAUGACUCAUUUUCUCUCUUCAUGUUUUCCAAACUUUCUAACUGCCUUGACAUAUCUAUUUUCCAUGCUUUGCUAUUUUCCAUUUUUUAUUUUUCUUUUUUUGUUCCACAUACCUUACCUUAACUGUCCCUAGCUUUUGAACCAGCCAUAACUCAAGAGGCCUUACAUUCAUAGGAUAGUAUUGUCAGUUAAUCUUCUUUUUUUAGUUAGUGUGUUCUAGGAACAGUUUAGAUGGUCCAUUCAUUAUAUUAGGAAAAAUAAUGAAAAAUACAUCAAUCAUUAUUAGUAAAUCUUAAAGUCGAUGAAAAACUGAAACAUGAUUCCACACCUACUCCAUUGGUUGCACCACGUGCUUAGUUUAGAGCCUCAACAUACAGAUAUUCAUUUUUCGUUUUCUAAUUUACAUGCAGAUCUGUGUAUGUGUGUGCAUAUAUGUAUAAAUGUUUCUGAUAUGUUAAAAUGCCUAGUGGUUCUUAAAUAUGAAAAAAAAAAGACUAAUUAUUGUGACGUGAUUUUCUAUUCCUGAGAGUUAACGUUUUUCUUUGGAAUGACGAGGAUAAAGCAGUUUCCAAGCAUACAGUAAUAUUCUUAGAUGGUAUAUAGGGGGAUUUAAAAUAGUGGGUGCAUUGUAACUUCAGAGUAAUUAAGGUAAGUGCAGGGUGAGCCCCACCACCAGUUCUCUGGCUUUACUGAGUUUACUGGGAGGUAGGAGUGUUUAAGCCAAUGCUGUUUAUUCUUUGAAUUGUUUGCUGUACUGAAAAAGGCCCUGUUAUGUUCCAUCAAAACAGGUAACUAUUCUGAUUGGUGCUGAGGCUUUAUUUCAUAAUCCAAUCAGAAUAGCCAGAGUUAUUCAUAUGGAAAGGGUUAAUGGCAUGCAGGCGGUAUCCUGGCUUCUUCCUCCAACACGACUUCUUUACACGACUUCUUUACAGCCCCUUCUGUCUAUGUUUCCUCUAUGUCGUUCUAACCAACAAGCAGGCUGUAUCCUUUAACCAAUUAGACCAGGACUGUUACCGAACACAAAUCCACGUAAUUAAAAAAUCUAAAUAUGUAGACUUGCUCACAGUUACAAGAAAUAAAAUGUACUGUUGCACAUGCCAUCCAUUGCCCAUUAAGAAACUAUUUUCCUAGGUUGGGCUGAUUAGCUCUCAGUGUGAUACUGCAGUGGGUGGACAUGCAUAGCUAGAUCUGGCUGACUGUGUAAUGAACUGGAUGUGUAAAGAGAAACCUCAAAACACCCAAAUUAAAAAAUUUUUAAAGAAUUUUAUCAAGGGAAUAAGCAGAACAGAUUUAAAAAUGAUCAACAGAAAGAGUAAGUAGAUUUUCAAGUGAUGAAAUCUACUGAUCACAAAGCCACUAUAUUCUGAGAAUUAAACAUGGCCUUUGCCUUUUACGUGUUUAGGCAGCUCUUUCUAAAAAAAUAAAAUUAAAUUAAAAAAAAUGCAUUGCUUGAAGAUCUAAUGAUACUAACUUGACAUUGCCAAGUAGAGCAGCACUGUUAUUAAAAUGUUCUUUACCAAGUGCCUCCCCAACUGCUGAUCACCCUUUAUGACUCUUUACCACCUUGAAGCACGUACAGUAUAUGAAGAGGUACUUUUGGUCACCUCUAGUAUAAAUUAAUAAUCAUAGCAUAUUAAUAUAUAUUUUUUCUUCUAUUAAGCAGGCUAUAGAAUGUUUUUAGAUGCAAUUAGCAUUUGUUUGUGUUACGGUUUUCAGUAUAGAGGUGGUAAUUUUUUCAAACCACCCCCCCUCCCCUAUCCCACCCCCAAAAUAAUUUUUUUUUUUUUAGAGCAUAAAUAUCAAAACUAUAUGCCAGCAUUAAGAGGGGGUAUAACUUACUUGUAACUCUUUUUACCUUUGUUGUGUGAUGAAUCAUGGUCUUGUCCCAAAAUUAUACUAAAAAUACCUCCAGGCCUCCCCAUAUAUGUUAUUAAAAAAAACUAAAAAAAACAUACAGAUGGGUGGUUGGGGGGGUUGGGGGGAGGAGGGGUGGCAUGUUUAACACUUAAAGUUCUUUCUAAACUUUGAAAACCAAAGAAAAAAGUUACUUGCGAUUACUGACUGCUUUCUUUAAUGCUCACGUUAGAUGGGAUACAGCCUUCUUAUUAUGGCCAUAGUGAUCUGUGUUUUGUGGCUUUUAUAUGAAAUGCAUGCCCUCAUAUUUCCAUUAAAAUUAUUUAAUUUCCCCAAUUUGUCAUUUAAAUUUUUUAUUUUUUUACCUUUGUUUUGUCAAUUUUGGCGAAGUUGAAGUUUUAUUGUAAACACAUCGUCUGUCCUCCUUCUGUUUAUUCCAUAGCAGUUAUUCUCCACUGUCUCCCAGUCAGUGUUUGUAAAUUAUAGUGCUCUCUUAUUACUACCCUCGUUUUUUUUGUUUUUUUUUUUAGAUGCCCAGGCAUUUAAUAUUAAGGUCUCCAGACACAUUUGAUUUGGCUUUAUUUAAGAUUCAUUUCAUGCAGGCUGCCAUAUUUUAUAGCUUCCUUUGUUCAAGGAUCUCUAAUUUGGGGUAAUUAAAGCGACACUCCACUGCCCAAACACGGUUUAGUAGAUCUACUCUUAAUGGAAGCAUGCAUCCAUUUUUUUCAUUGGGGGUAUAUCUAAUACAGCUUGCAAACGUUGCAGAUCUCUUGUCUGAAGCCUUUGAAAGCCCCCCUGUUCUAUCCCAGCACAGACGAUCUGUAGCUGCCCAAACAAAGCCUUCCCAAUUCAGCUCAAUGAGAAGUCUACUCAAGGCAGAUGCUCUGAGAAAAAGCCUGACUCCACUGAGCUAAGCAACCAGGAAGUAACCGGACUGGUUGUCUGGCAGCAAGAUGUAACACGGUUUAUUUAUAAAAAAAAAAGUGUUUUGUUUUUUUUAAAUGCACUUUUUCUAAAAUAAAAAAGGACACAUUUUUUACACAUGAAGUGCUUCAAAAUGUUUAAGUAUUUUAGGGGUCUGGAGUGUCCCUUUAAGUUGGGUAAGGAUAAUCAAUUUGCAGUAGUUUUGUGACUAUAGGCAACAAUAAAAAUAGCUUUUUCCCACUAGUGUUUAAAGCAGUUCACACUUUAAAUUGCAUAAAUCUGUUUAUAUCAGUUGAAAAUUUUACUCUUUAGUUACUGAAUUAAAAUAACUAUUUUUUUUCCAAGAUAUAAAACUACAUAAAUAGUUUGUAGGUGAAUUUUUGGAUACACUUUAAAUGGAAUAAUUUUUUUGAAGCACUAGACUACGUUUAGAUUUUUUUAAAUGAAAAUUUGUUUAGGGAGAUCAAAAUUUGCACAGAAUGUGGAGAGGAAUUUGAAGAUACAUUUAAAUGUACAUCAAAUAUGAAUUUGCUAUUGGUAAAAAUAUAAAUCCUGGAUUCCUUAAUUUUAAUUGUCGCUUCAUUUUAUUUAAUGGAAAUCUGUGUCUAUGUUGUCUAAUUUCUACUUAUCCCAUGAUGGAAAUAUUUUCUUUUUACGGGGCUCAAAUAUAUAAUGAGAUGUCUGUUUCGUGUAUAUUGAGCAAAAAAAAAAAAAAGAAAUUUCCAUGCUAUAUUAUGUUUUAAAGCAGUUUCUUGAUGUUGUGAAUAGCUUUUUGGAGAGAGAAAGUCUUGCUGCAAAAUCCUUAUAAUUUGCAGCUAGGAUGAAUCCAGAAAGAUUGUGUUCUUAUUUUGAGGCUGCACCCAGAACCCUUUGCUGUCAACCCUCCCAUUUUUCUCUAAUAGUCUACAAAGUACCUCCUUUCAGGAUCUAUGUAUUAAGGUGCAUUUGUUUUGGGGAUUUUUCCCCCAUGUUAUGUCUUGCAAUUUUGUUCCCCAUUUUUAAACCUUUUGUGUUGAACAUUUAACACCUAUGUUACGAAGAUCUUCAUAUCAGAUCUGCUAGGAAAAAUGUGGAGAACGCAUUGUAUAGGCUAUCCAAAAUCCCACUAAAUAUUAUGCAAAAAAUGUUCAUAAUAUGAACAAAAAAGCUGAUCAAUUUUUAGACCUUAAAACCAGUUGACUUGUCAGGUUUAGAGCACAUGGUCUCCACUAUGAUUUCUGUGGAAGGCCAUCUUGCCAGUUAAUCUGUCCAUGUCGAACAUCUAAAUGUUUUUAAAUGUAAACCCUAUUCACAAUUUCUUCUUUAAUGUCUACUAACUUAGGGAAAGUGAAGGGAGUUGGUUUUUUAUUUAGUGUGCUUUCCAUAAUACAUAGAUCCUUCUCUCUUGAUCUGUAUUCCAUCUCUACCUAAUUUUCUUGCCUGCCCCAUGAGGCCCCUGCAUGCCACUAACUGGUUUGAUUAGUUAUUAAUUGGUUUGUGAAUUCAGGCUCAAUUGCAUCAUCAUCAGCAGAUGGCGGAUCCGGAUCUACUGGAAGAAUCCUCCUCACUCUUGGAACCAAGCGAGAUUGGAAGAGGAACCCCACUGAGACUUGGGUAUGUACAAGAACUGCCACUCUCAUUAUAUCUGACGUUUCUUGACAUAUUAGUCAUAUUUCUACCCAGAAAAGACAUAGUAGCUAUGGCCCAUUGCAUCAUCUUAAGGCUAUAGAGAGGUUCACUCUUCUCAUUAGUGCAGAUUUGAUUUAAAUUACAAAUCAUUAAAAUGUGAUUUCAAUCAUAUCUUUUUGUAAAACACAAAUGUAAAGCCUCAUUCUUGCUGGUUGUUAUAAUGACAUUUGCAAUCAGAUGAAUGUUUAAUAUUUAGAAUAUUAACUUUUUAGAUUAUUUUAAGUUAUAUCCAAACUGGUUUUAUGUCCCAUUAUAAAUACAUAUAUCAUGAUAAAAUUAUUGCAAGAUGAACUAUCUCCAGUUUAAUAGGUUAAAGGAACACUAUAGGAUCUGGAAUACAAACAUGUAUUCCUGACCCUAUAGUGUUUAAUCCACCAUUGAGAUGGAUUGUCCUUCCUUAGCCUGUUUAGAAAAUGCUAAAACCUAAUUUCCAGUGUCGUGCAGGUCUGUCGACGUUGGCCUCGCCCUCAAUCCACCUCCUUGAUGACAUCAUCAGAAUUUCCGAUUUUAGGCCAAUCCAAUACUUUCCCAUAGGGAAAGCAUCUAAUUGGCUGAAAUCGGCAAGGAGGCGGGAUAGUGGUGGGGCCAAACACCAUUUUGGCCUAUAAGCACCUCCUCAUAGAGAUGCAUUGAAUCAGUGCAUCUCUAUGAGGAAAAUUCAGUGUCUACAUGCAGAGCGUGGAGACACUGAACGGCAGUGCUGCCUACUGUUUAGCACUGCCCCAGGAAGCACCUCCAGUGGCAAUCUGAGUGGCUCCUAACACUGCCUUUCCUCUGAAAAUCCAGUGUCUGCAUGAAAAUGCCUAAAGGCAAGGAUUAUACUAACCAGAACAACUACAUUAAGUUGUAGUUGUUCUGGUGACUAUAGUGUCCCUUUAAUCACUAAUAUGUGGAGAACAACUUAAAUAGCUUUAUUAUAUUAAUGACACUGUCUGAGAUGGAUUUCCAUUCUUCUCCAACAUCUGACAGCUCUAUAAAAUAUCACCAAAUGUGCAGAGUUUCAUUUUGAAAAGCUGCACAUGCAGACUCCAAACAACGCGACCAUGUCAAAUCACUGAUGUGUUCUUGGUACUUGAAAUUAAAUUUUAAGGUAAGGUGUUUUAUAUCGCCCAAUGCACGGGACUGCAGUAGACCACCAGACAUGGGGAGAUGCGACGAGCAGCAGCUGCUCCUCACGAUGCACAGAGCUUAUGGCUGCUGGGAUGCAGCAUGAUGAUUGAUAUUAUCACAUUAGUCCCUUAGUAGAUUUUUAUUUUUAUUUUAUCUACACCCCUAGUGUGUGUGUAUGUGUAUAGAUAUAUAUAUAUAUAUUUGCAGAAUAACAAUGGUAUCAAGGUCUUUUUGCAGUGAAAAGGUGCAUGUUAUCUCUGGAGAUAUAAAUUGACUUAACUUAGAUUAAUUGAAUUAAUUUACAAAAAAUAUAAAUAUAGCAUGAAUGCCUUAUGUUACAUAACUGAUCCAUAUUUCGUAAUGUAUUACCUUUGGACUAUAAUAUAUCUUAAAUAGAAAAGUAUCCUAGAUAGAUUUAUUUUUUUCCAUUCACAAACAUUUUUUUUUUUUUUAAAACUCUGAUAUUAAAAAAUAAUUUAAUUUUUUUUUUUUUAAUCCACCCUGAUACUUAUCUAUUCAAAUACAUGCAUGUGAAGAACUGGUAUACAAUAUAUUUCAUUACCAAAGUUAUUGUUGCUACUGAACGUAACCGUUAAAUGCAUACAAAAUACAUGGUAGGAAAAAAUGUGUUAUUUCUCUUAAGAAUGCAUUAACAUCAUUAUGUUCCUGAGAUUUGACCAUUUAAACAGAAGCUACACCUUAUUAUACACACUAUACUAUCUGCUUGUCCAUGUCAUUCAACUGAUCUUUAUCUUGUGAUGCUAUUUCAGUUUCGUGGCAGGAGUAAUUAACCGGGAGAGGAUACCAACUUUCGAGAGGAUGUUAUGGCGAGUUUGCCGUGGCAAUGUCUUUUUGCGUCAGGCAGAGAUAGAAAAUCCACUGGAAGAUCCAGUCACGGUAAGAAAACACUUGUUUUUUUUUUUUGUAGGGGUGAUCAGUGAUUUGGGAUUUUUUGCAUUGUGUAAUGUAUAAUUCUUAGAAAAUAUUGUGAGAUGAGACAAAUAUAAAAUAAAAUCAUGUAUUUCCAAGUUGGAAUUUAUGUCUUUUAAAAGAAAAAAUAAAUAAAUUGGGCUGUCAUUUUCCCUGACAAAUGUUACUGGUCAGGCAUCAUACAUAAUAAACUGACAUGGAGAUUAAUUUAAAAUUGUAUACCACAAUAUUCAAAUUAGAAAAACGCUCUACUUAAAAGGACACUAUAGGCACCCAGACCACUUCAGCUCAUUGAAGUGGUCUGGUUGUAGUGCCCCUGUUCAACUUAGAGGCGCUUUCGGGCUAUGAGUCCCUUAAAUAAUGCUGGAUGUCUUCAUGCUCUGCAUGAGGACCUUCACCGUCACUGAAAUCCCCAUAGGAAAGCAUUGAUUCAAAGGGGAAGGCCUUAUGCGGAAAUUGGUGCUGGAAUAGGGUGAGUAAAAUAAAGGGUUUCAUGUGCCGGAGUGGAGGGAAGGAAGGGACCAGAAGGCACCAUAUUGUCAUGAAUAACUGUCAUACAAACACUUAUGAUUCCCUUUAAGAUAUGUUUUCAUUUUGGCUUUUGUGAUUGCUGGUCUUCAACAGAACAAACUGCCCUGAGCAAAUUAUUUUCUCUCCGGAAAAGCAUAUUAUAUGAAAAAUGUAAAUAAAUGAAAACUGAAAUUUGAUUACUUAUUCCAAAAAAAAUAAAAAAAUAAAAUAAAAUAUAUAUAUAUAUAUAUAUAUAUAUAUAUAUAUAUAUAUAUAUAUAUAUAUAUAUAUAUAUAUAUAUAUAUAUAUAUAUAUAUAUAGAGAGAGAUAUCUCUCUUUCUAUAUAUAUAUCUAACAAACUGAAAAGUAUGUGGAGAAUAAUAUGUAUGCAUACAGAUUUGUGUUUGGUAUAGUUUGCAUGUUGUAAUAAACUAUGUUUUAAAAGAUGGGAAAAACAGCCCCCACCUCAGCACAUGUAUUUGUUCACAUAACCUUUAAGUGACUUAACGGAUUACUAUAACCUUUUUCUCGACAACGUUCGAUUAGUUUUAUUAUGCCUUUUAGGAACUUUUGAUCUUGUCCGCCUGCCUUAUUUAAUUAAAUAGAUUAAAAUACCUUGAACCCAAUGCUGGGCGAGGAACUCUUUGCUUUGUUUCCAUGCACCAUGCUUCGUGAUGUAUUUAGACAGCUUCUCGUAGAGAAUAAUUUAAUUGGACCGUUUUACCGGCUCAGAGCACAAGCAAAGUUCUCUAGACCAGUGAGGGAGGACCUUUUGUAAAUAUUGAAAAUGGAUGGAGGCAGAGAAGGCUGGGAGGGAGUGCAGGAAGGGAGAGGGGGAACAUUAAAGCUUUUCCUUGCAGGUGUGCUGCCUGCAAAAGAGACGCUCAGUACAUCUGUCACCAGUGCACGCUUCUACCACAAUGACCACCUUGGAGUAAAUUUUAAACCGCAUUCUUAUGAGUCCAUAAAAUUUUACUAAAAGGAGAAUUUAAAGUGAAUUUCAAAUUUUGGGACAAAGGCAUCGAACUUGUAGCAGAACUGACUAAGAGGAUUUUUCCAAUUCAGCUAUUUUAGUCUUAAGUUUAAAAUUCAAUUUACAUUUUCACUUUACUAAAUAAACCCAUUUAGAUGUUUUUGUGUAUAGUGUUGUUUUAUUCUGGUAACAUUUUGUAAUCAUCUCAUUUAUUGUUAAAUUUCCCCCUUUAUAAUAUUGUAAAGCGCUGCAGAAUAAGUUGACACUUUUUAAAUGCUGAUAAUGUGGAGGAGGUAAAAGUUGCGUAUUAUGAUAAAGUGGUUGGUUUGCAUUACAAUGUCUCUGCACUUGAAUUUGUUCAGUGGUAAAUGUCCCAGAUAGCAGAGUAUCAGAAAGUAGUGUUCAGGUGUAUUUAUGUUUGUAUUCUUUUAGGUCUGUGAGAAAUGGAGCUGCUUAUUCUAUUUAGCUAUUUGAAGAAGAGGCAGAAUUUGCAACAAGAAAUUAUAUAUAGAUAGAGAUAAAUAUAUGUAAAUUCAGAUAUAUGGGUAUAACUCUAUCCAAAACAGGCAAGAGAUUAAAUCACUAAAUGGAAAUAAUUAUAUCACUAUCAAGUAAUUUUUUAUAUUUAUAUUAGCUAUCAUAUUAUAUUGGUAUUAACUAUAUUUAUAUUUGCUAGCAAGCAAUUGACAUCAUGAACAUAACUGACUACAUUACAGUGACACUCUGUGUGGAGUACCUGGGCACUGUCCUUCCUUUCAGUGUUAAACCAUUUUUGAUAGUUUAAUGCUAAACUAAAGUUCUUAGCACCCUAUCCCUUCUGUGCUUCUCAAGCUAAUGACAAAGUGUCAGCUGACUGCUCUUAGCCUAUCAUAGAAACCCAUUGCUGAUAUGAAUUGAUAUGGCUUAAGAAAUGCUUAUAAUUUCUGCCAUCGCCAUACCUCCUGUGGAGUCUGGAUUGUGGGCAGCCAGUGACACUCAUUCAGUGUUAAAGUGAUUGAAAAUGGUUUAAUACUAAAUGGAGGGAUAGCGCAAUGGGAUUCCAGGCAUUAUAGGUAAUUCCGUGAGGUUAAAUAUUUAUAAUGCAUAAAGUGUCCCUUUAAGGAAGGUUCCAUUUUGGCAAGUAAUGGUUGUAGAAGUGCUAGACACCAAUAUAAGGAAAUGGCCUGGCAAAAUGUAAGACAUUCUUCAACAAGUUUAAUCUACCCUAGGAGCCUAGGAGAGUAUUAUAAAAGUGGCCUAAUGUAUUCUUGUUGCACAACUAUUUCUGUUGUGGAGACAUCCAUGAGAACUAGAUUUGCACCCCCAUUAUGAAACCUGCUUAUGGCAAGAGUUGAAAAUUUCCUCUUAUCCAAUUGUGACAUCGAACCCCAGGCCAACUUCCCCUACUAAUGACAUCCUGAUAAUUUGGACAAUGGGGCCGUCUUCUUGAGUUCUAUAAUCCAUUGUACCCCACAAUCAAACUGCCUCAACCACUUCACCUUUUGGAUAUCCCCAUUUGUAUAAAAUACUGUACAAUACUAUCUCAAACCUUCUGACAGAACUUCAUUUUUCAAACCUGACUGCUUCAUCCCAAACACUACAUUAUUUACAGUGGUAGGAUACAGCCAAAUCUACCUUCAAAACGUUGACAUGAAUGAAAACCUCCAGACACCAAAAAGGAUAUUAUUAAAGUAAGGUUAGGCAUCGAGAAAUCUAAAGAAACAAAUUCAGAGCUCCCAUAAUAACUCCUGGAAUAAAAAAAACAAAAAAAAACACAAAAAUGAAAAGCUAUAUAAUAGCGUUCUCCUUAUUAUGACAUACAAUCCACAAUAAGAUGUGUUAAUGUCAGUAAUGCUAUUCAUGCUGGAUGCCAUUGAUACUGGUCACAAUUGCCAAUACUGCUGGAGGGAGGUUUUUUAAUCCCCAAAUGGGUGACUCAACCCAUGACAUGAUCCACAGUCCGUUAGCAACAUAACCAUUGCACCGAUCUGUAUUGCUUUUUGUGCUUUGUCCUUUUUAAAGCCGUGUAAAAACUCCCAUUUCAUAUGAACUCUAUGGUAAAUCUGUAAAUCCAUCUAACUAUAUGCUUUGCCAUCAUCCCAAAGCUUAUGUCCAUUUAGUGAAUCUUCCCUAGAUCGUUAAUUUCCUCUCUUUUACUAUAAAGGGGGCGAUCCUUCAUCAUGCAGACAAGGAAGUGUUUGCAGGGUGAGAUCAGUCCUUUCUAAUUGUCAAAAAUGACUUCCUUAAACAUAUCACAAUAUCCAACACACAAACACAGGAAGGUCUUUGGUCAGUUCGUAUUCUGGCAGUGCUGUUAACUAGUGCACUCCUCUCCUGUCCUGUACUUCCCCACUUGGGGCUAAUCCAGUCAUAUUCCCUGGAAUUCUUUCAGAUUUUCUCUGGACAAAAAACAUUUAACGAACAAAACACAAACAUUAUCAGCCAAGCCUCUCUGUGAUAUGCAUUAUAACAUCAUUUAAAAAAAUUAUAUAAAAGGUCACAAAGGAACAGCUUUGGUGAUUGUGAGUCUGGAUAAGUACCAGGAUAUCCUGUGCUCGAACCCUAAAUUUUAUAAAUCCUAAAGAAAUAGGGUGUCAUAAUUAAAUGGUAAUGAAAAUCCCACAGCAAAAUGUCCAUAUUCCAUGUAGGACUGAAUAAAUUGAUGACUAAAAGUAGUAUGUGUAAAGUAGCCAAAAAGUAUCUACCGUACAUUGUAAUGAUUUCAAUGUACAAUCUGGCUUUAUUUAGACCUGCCCAAAGUACAUCUAUACACAUUGUGGCUACUUCAUAAUGAACAUAGUUCUUUACCUUUAGGAAGGAAGAGGUGAGGGUACUAACACGGAGCAGUGUGGAGACUAAUAUCCUCUAUGUAUUUGUGUAUAAACAUCUCCAGUGUGCUGUCAAGCUUAAAGGACCACUAUAGUGCCAGGAAAACAAACUUGUUUUCCUAGCACUAUAUAGUCCUUAGGUCCCCCCCACCCUGAUAAUUGAUAAUUCCCCAGAAUAGUUAAAACCCCUUCAGCCACUUACCUUAAUCCAGCGUUGGUGCUGGUAACCUCUCAUAACCUCUCCUCCCCCUCCGACGUCAACUCCCGAGUGGAGCCGAAUGCGCUUGCGCGGCCAGAGCAGCGCGUGCAUUUAAACCGCCCAUAGGAAAGCAUUACUCAAUGCUUUGGACGUUCUGCAUGCUCAAUGCAACUUUCGCAUUGAGCGUCGUGGAAGCGCCUCUAGCGGCUGUCAGGAAGACAGCCACAAGAGGAUGGAUUAACCCUGCAAUGUAAACAUAGCAGUUUCUAUGAAACUGCUAUGUUUACAGCUGCAGGGUUAAAACCUGGGGGACCUGGCACCCAGUCCACUUCAUUGAGCUGAAGUGGUCUGGGUGACUAUAGUGGUCCUUUAAUAAUCUUGUCCACAGCACACACCUAAUGCUAGCCACUAUUCAAUGCUAGUCCCUGGCUGAAUCUUAUAAUAACUCUUAUAUGAUGUUUGGCCGGUCAAAUCACAUUAAUAGCUCUAAAUUGCUAGACGGUCUAGAUCAGGGGUAGGUUACCAUCGGCACUCUAGAUGCUGUGGACUACAUCUCCCAUAAUGCAUUUACACCCAUAAUGCUGGCAAAGCAUCAUGGGAUAUGUAGUCCAAAACAUCUGGAGUGCCGAAGGUUGCAUAUGCCUGGUCUAGAUCAUGCAUGUAUAGAUUCCUAUCCUUUGUAGGAGGAGAUAACCUAAAUGUAAGUGUGCUAACUCCUAUCUCACUUAGCCAGCAGUUUCACAGGAAUAGCACACAAGAGUUAAACAAGGAUCAAGUUAAAUGUAAUGUUAAUCAUCCUGUCAUAGUGGUACCCCAUUCAUCUGUAAAUAUGAGAGAUUACACAAAUAAACUCUUAUUAAACACCCCCCCCGCCCCUUGUAGAUUCUCCCCAUCGUAAACCAUAGAGAUCUAAAUAAUAAUGAGAGGAAUACAUCUAAAAGUACCUCAGUUAUCCCCUGCGGUGGAACAUCCGUUCUAUACUCUUCUAUGUAAAAUCACACUACCAUAAAGUGCUAAAGCACGUGUGUUUUGGUGCAUUGUGGCACCUGUUAGACGCGAAUGGCAGCUGAAACUGUUCAGGUUUAUAAGGGGAUCCAGGUCCCUCUUACUUCCAUACUCCACCAAUCAACUAUUAUGGAACGCCUACUACCACCUCCAAUGUUCAAGGUAACACCUGUGGUGUUGGAGUCAACGAUUCAUAUUUGCUCGUUCUACUCCGAGGCGUGGAUACCCUACCAUUAUACCUCCCAAAGUAUUGAUAGACCAUUUGGGUUGUCACUUAGCUGGCUGUAAGCCCAGCACACCAAGAGUAGUGGCUAAGCAGGACCGAAUGACUCCUAUACGAGUCGUGGGAAUAAAUCUUAGGUUAGUUUGUUUGUAAAGUACUCCCUACGUUGUAGGUGGGGAAAUAAUCCACAUCAAUAUGCUCCCAGAACAUCUGCUUCCAAUAACCCAUGACACCAUCAAGUCAGUCUUCCGAAACCGCUCCCACACUAAAGAAGAGGGACUCCUAUCUGCUGCCAGCUCCAACCCCACACCCUACAAAGGAUGCUGCCAACACCGUGAAUAUGAAAUAAUUAAGUGUCACCGUCCCAUCCAAAGGGGAACCGCACAAACUCCAAUAAGUGAUAAUUCCCCAGAAUAGUUAAAAAGAACCCGAUCAUGCUCUUAACAUGGCGUAUUUGCAACACACGAUCAUUCGGUUAUAUAUAUAAGCUUGUAGAAAUCUUCCACACUCUGUAAAUGGCUAACCUAGAUUACCUUCAGUCUUAAAAGGAUAACCCAAUUGGAAAAAGGGGGUCCUAAUUUUACCAAGAUGGAAGCUGAAAGCUACAUGGACCCAUAAAGGUAAGUAUAUUUCUCAGAUUCGUAUAUUGAUCAAAUGUAGUCUCUAAUCCCACGUCAAAAGAAACCAGGUUUUAUGAUUCAAGGCUUCAACUAGUCAUCUGCAUUAUUCUGAAGCUACAAUAUAACUCCACUGGCCACUCCCCAGAUGGCUACUAGAGGUGCUUUUUUGGGGCAGUGCUGCACACUGUGCAGUACUGCCAUUCGGUGUCUCCACCCUCUGCAUGGAGACACUGAACUUUUCUCAUAAUGCAUUAAGGAGAUACUGAUUGGUCAGGGUUGUGUUUGGCUUGUGCUGGCUCUGCACCUGAUCUGCCUCCUUGACAGUUUCAGCCAAUCCUAUGGGAAAGCAUUGUGAUUUCCCAUAGGCAGAUCAGGGGCAGAGGCUGCAGACUUGAAUGCAAGUAAGAUUUUACUAUAUUUAGGUAUGCAAGGUUGGGGCCAGGGGGGCUAGAUGGUGGUUUUAACACUAUAGGGUCAGGAAUACAUAUGUGUUCCUGACUCUAUAGUGUUCCUUUAAGCUGCAAUUAGUGGUGGAGGGCAAAUGCCCGAUGGGCCGCGAUGGCUAUGGGAUGAGGCCAGCUGGGGAGAUCACAGGAUCUCUCCGGCUAGUCCAUGCAGGGCCGACACUAUCAGAGUACCUGCCCUGCUCUGUGCCUUCAUGGGCCGGUGGGGAGAUCAAAGAUCUCCCUCACCAGCCCACUAGCACUAACAAGCAGCCGCUGGCUGGGGAGGGAGAGGAGGACCCUAGCAAGCAGCUCUGCCAGGUUCCUCUUGCGAGGUCGGAGCGUUGCCGCGGUUACCAUGGCAACGCUCCGAUCUCGCAACAAUCAACUCACCACUGCGACCACCAGAGAUUCAAGGGAUUCACCUCCCUUCUUGCCUUUGCCUGGGAGGGGGACACACUGCACCCUUCACACAGACACACACCUACAUACAGCACCUUUCAUACACACUGCACCAUCCACACAGACACACACAUACACACUGCUCCCUUUAUACACACACUGCACACCUCUCACACACAGCCUUAAAAUGCACCCCUCACACACACACUGCACCGUUCACACAAACUGCACUCACACACUGAACUCUUCACACACACACACACACACACACACUGCAGCCUACACACACACUGGACUCAUCUUCCCCCUCCACUGCACACCAAACACACACACACACACACACACACCCUUCACACACUGCACUCCUCACACAUUGCACCCUUCAUCCACACACACACACUGCACCCUUCAUACAGAUACAUACACACUGCACCCUUCAUUCAGACACACACACACUGCACCUUUUAUACACACACUGCACCUUUCAUACACACUCAGUGGGCCGCUGUGAGUCGAAAAUGCCCGGGCUGAAUUUCUUUCCCAGUUUGGCCCUGUAUCCUAUAGAGAGGCAACAAUCCUUUUGCUAUAGGUCUGAUGGUUUAAGGCAGUGUCCUUAUUCUGGGAACCCCAUUAACAAAAAAAGAUUUAUUUUUCUUAUAUUAACACCAUGCCUUGGUGUACUUUUAGUUAUUAGUUUAUACAGUCCUACAUGGAAUACUGACAUUUGGCUGUGUGAUUUUUCUUUUUAGUUAUAAGACACCCCUUUAUUUAUACAGUAUAAUAUCACCCAUCAGUUUUCCCGAGUUUUAAUUUGGAGGGACACAUACUCUUAUGAACAGUGCAUAUAGGGUGUCAUAACUAAAUGAACAAUGUAGUGAAAUGGAACAGAACAUGUUUUCUGGCAGACUGGUGGCUGCGCGAAGCAUUCUGUAGGAUUUUCAUCUGCACUCUUUUUAUCCUUUUUUGAUGCUAUACAUUUUUUACUAAUCAAUUCAUCUCGCUCCUCUUACUGCCUAUUAUUGGCAGAUGUUGUUUAGAUCUUCUCUCUCUCUCUCUCUACCAUCUCACUUGACCUUUAUCCCUCCCACCUCUUUGUCAAAUUCUUAUAAAAUAUCUAUCUGCUUAUGCAGCCUCUCUAAUAUUAGAAACACCACCAAUUCAUCUUGCUCUCUACUCUUCAUGUUUACUAGGCUUGACUACUGCAAAUCCCUUUAACUUGGCUUUAACCACUUCAUGAUACAGUGUCCGAUAAGUCAUAUUACAUCUUCACAGUCCUGGGAUGACCCAAGUCAUGAAAGGAUUACAUUUGAAGUUCAAAAUAGCACUGGAGUCUGUGUCCUCCCCAACAUAUUUAACCCUUACUGUAAAAAUUCCAUUUGGGUUGGGGUUAUAUUAGAGCACAUUUUUACAGCGCUUAAGCAAAAGGUAUAAAGGCAUGAUAGCCCUGCGUCUUAGGGUGUCCGGUACCCACAAGCCCUAUGGAUAGACCUUCCAACCAUUGCUUCCCAAAACAAUCUUCGAGCUAGAGAAGAAUAUUAGGUUUUAGGCUUUUUCCAAUUCUCUUUCAGCUGGGAUACUGACAAACCUGGACCACUGGUUUGCCUUGAGGAAUGAGUUGAGAACCAUUGUCUUAACCUAAAGUAUUUAGAAGGGAUGCUGUGGACCGUAAUGCCCUUCACACUCGGCUAGGAUUUAUUUUGCUUGAGAAGGAUUUGUGUCAUCAUAAACUGGAUCUUGAGUGUUGUUGGUGUGUUUCCUAACCUAAUGGGUAGUGAAACUUGUGCAGUGGGAUGAGUUGGUACCGCAAACUCCUUUGUUCAGGAGGGCCAGAUUUUACAAUGAAAUCGGUAUUAAAGGCCGAAUGCAUACAAUUUAUACACACACACACUUGUAAACAAGAAAAAAGCAGACACAAAGAACAACUUCGCAUAAUGCCAUAAAUGUAAUGUCCAUCCUUCUUCCAUGCUUUUUUUGCUAGAUUUAAAUAGGAAUAGUGCUCUGGUUUUAAUGUGAUCAGAAUUCUAUAUGACUAGAUCAUCUGAAAUCUUUCAUCAUUCUCAAAAACGUACAGACCAUUUCCAAAGCUACAAGUUCUCAUAUUUAUUAUGGACUGGCUAGAACCAUAUAAAGGUGAAAAGUCUGAUUUUGUAAUAUUUGUGGAAAGUCUAUCUGCAGAUACAUCUAGUUUUUACUUUUAUUUAUUUUUUUUCUUUUUGAGCUGAAUCGUGUGAUAAAGUAUAACGCAGAGUCUGGCAAGUAAUCCAGAUAUUCUGUGCAUGAGUCAUUGUUGUUAGGCUGCUUAUCUACAAAGAACAUUUGGCGGGCAGUGCCCCAGAAAUGUGAGAUCAAAGAUGUAUGCUUUAUGCGCUGGACUGCCUGUCUCUGAAGAUAAGCAAUUAAGUGGUGCCUUGCCUGGCUAAUAUGUUAAAGACCCCCUCUACAUGGUCAGUGCAUCAGAUUACGUCUAUGCUCAAAGCAGAUACGCAGAUCAUGUGUUUGCUUAAAGGAACACUAUAGCGUUAGGAAUACAAAACUGAGGAGUUGUCCUAAAUCUUUUGUCCAGCCCAUCACCCAGUGAUUGAAGGGUUAAAAACAAAAAAAACCUUUAAACACUUAACCUCUUUCCAGCGCAGAGGUCCCUCAGCACUGACUCCAUCUCCACUUCCUACAAUGGGGGGGACUUAAAGCACUUGCACUGUGAGCACUGCUCACUCCUUGGCUCUUUCUCAUGGGAAAGCAUUGCAUCAUCACUUUCCUGUGUGGUUUUCAAGAUGCUGGAUGUCCUCAUGCAGGAAGCGCCUCUAUUAACUGUGUGGUAGACUGCCACUAGAGCAGGCAUAGGCAACCUUCGGCUCUUCAAAUGUCUUGGACUAUACCUCCUGUUGGGUAAUCUAAGGUUUUAUAUGUAUGGAAUAUAGAUAAAAUAUUAUCUGAUGAUAUUCACACACACAGAACCUCCAGGGACCCUGUAGUUCUUUGUUUUAGGCGGUGAUAUAAACACUUAUGAAUGUCAGAUGGCAAAUAAACAGACUUUGCUUAAAAUAUAUAUAAGUUUAAUUAUACACACUAUACAAUGCAAAGCAACAAAACAAUUCAAUGAUAAUCAAUUGGCUAUACAAUACAGGAUUUCAAAUCAACAAGUCCAUUAAUUCACUUGACAAGCCUAAAAGUCAACAUUACACCUCAUUUCAUCUACAAGCUUAUCCGCAAAGGACAAUAAAACAUAUACAAACUUCACAACAGAAUUAAUAAUAUGGUACCAUUAUUGGUAUAUUAAUUAGUUUGAAUAUCAACCAACCCUGCCAAGUAUAUACCAUCAAUUUAAAGGACCACUCUAGGCACCCAGACCACUUCAGUUUAAUGAAGUGGUCUGGGUGCCAGGUCCAGCUAGGGUUAACCCAUUCUUUCAUAAACAUAGCAGUUUCAGAGAAACUGCUAUGUUUAUGAAUGGGUUAAGCCUUCCCCCUGUUUCCUCUAGUGGCUGUCUCAUUGAUUUUCACAGUGAGAGCACGCAAGCGUCCAUAGGAAAGCAUUGUAAAUGCUUUCCUAUGCGACGGGCUGAAUGCGCGCGCAGCUCUUGCCGCGCGUGCGCAUUCAGCCCAGGAGGAGGAGAGAAGGAGGAGAGGAGGCAGAGAGCUCCCCGCCCAGCGCUGGAAAAAGGUAAGUUUUUAACCCUUUCCCCCUUCCAGAGCCGGGCGGGAGGGGGACCCUGAGGAUGGGGGCACCCUCAAGGCACUAUAGUGCCAGGAAAACGAGUAUGUUUUCCUGGCACUAUAGUGGUCCUUUAACUACAAUAACCUGAAAUAUAUCAAGUUUCUGAUAGCCUUAGUAUUAAACUGAUAUACAUCUAAAGAAGGAAUCAAAAAUGCUUCAACUUAAUAAGUUAUAUCCGACUCAGACUGCAGGUAGAAUGAGAUAUAACUGUUCUAUCAAUAGGAUGGGAUCAGUUCACAGCAUGGACACAUAGGGAAUUUAAUAGUCAAGUUUAAUUUUAAAUUUAAAGGACCACUAUAGUGCAAGGAAAACAUACUCGUGCCCUCACCCUCAGGGACCCCCUCCCGCCGGGCUCUGGGGAGAGGAAGGGGUUAAAAGCUCACCUUUCUCCAGCGCCGGGCGGGGAGCUCUCCUCCUCUUCGGCUGAAUGCGAAUGCGCGGCAGGAGCUGCGCUCGCAUUCAGCCAGUCUCAUAGGAAAGCAUUCAUAAUGCUUUCCUAUGGACGCUUGCGUCUUCUCACUGUGAUUUUCACAGUGAGAAGCACGCAAACGCCUCUAGCGGCUGUCAAUGAGACAGCCUUUAGAGGCUGGAUUAACCCAUUUAUAAAAAUAGCAGUUUCUCUGAAACUGCUAUGUUUAUGAAAAAAUGGGUUAACCCUAGCUGGACCAGGCACCCAGACCACUUCAUUAAGCUGAAGUGGUCUGGGUGCCUAGAGUGGUCCUUUAAAACUAGAGAGACAUUACCAAACGUUUAUGAUGAAUGAAUUCAAUUUGGUAUUCUCCUCUCUGGGUGCUCUGGUCUGUAACUCAGUUUAUCGCCCUUAUUCAGUCAAUCUCCUGAUCUCUUAGCCCUAUGGAUCUCCUUUGAUCUUUAAAGAUGAUCUGAAGCUCUUGAAUCUCCCUUCUCUUAUUUUUCUCCCUAUUUAACCAUUAUUUUUAGGGUAAUUUGUAGAUCAUGCAUGGUUCCAGUAUAUUUAAUCACGUUCUAUUGCUUAAAAUUUGAAAGCGACCUCAGAUUUUGGGUCUUGUGGCUGGCUGACAAACACUCUGGAUUGCUUGUGAUGUUUAUGCACAAACCAUUGCAUGGUUUGUAUACCCAUUUGAAGCUCUGUGAGUUUAAGUAUCUCGGAUUGUAAAGUCCAGUUUAGUAAUUGUUAACUUGUUAACCUUAUACACAUAUAUCUCACAAAUUAAACUGUAGAUAAGUAUUUCUUCGGUUUACUUCUUAGGGUCACUAAAUACAAGGCUAUUUUGACCUUUGUUGAAAUAGUAUUACGUAAUGUCCAGGCCAAUCUACCUGCAUCCAUUUUGUUUUCUGAAUAUUAGAAAUUAUACCGCACCAAAGAGCACAACACUCAGAUGAUGCUUUGCCAGCAUAAUGGGUGUAAGAGCAUUAUGGGGGAUGUAGUCCACAACAUCUGCAGUGCCGCAGGUUGCCUAUCCCUGCACUAGAGGCAGCCUUAACCCUGCAAUGUAAACAUUGCAGUUUCUCUAAAACUGCUAUAUUUUACAUUGCAGUGUUAAAGUAACCAGACCACGUCAAGGAAUUAAUGUGGUCUGGGUGCCUAUAAUUUCCCUUUAAGGUCUUUGCACGUGAUCUUAAAACUUAUGUGUGACCUCUGCAUACAUGCUGCUUCAGCUUCUCACAUAUUUGUUACAUCAACAAGAGAGAAGAUUUUGGCUUAGCAAUUGCUUCAAAAAUGUGCAUGAUUUGUUGCUUUGCGAGAUCAUAUAGACACUUACUUUGAGCAGUAAUCUUGGCACACAUUUUUUUUUUAAAGGGAAGAUAAUGUGCAACUUUUUUAUAAAAACAAACAAAAAAAACCCAAAGAUAAGAUUUGUGCACUGUCACAUGGAAUGAGAUCUGGAGUACCUUGGGAACAGUGGCUGUGAUUGCAUACAUGUCGUGGACCGUGCGUCAAUAACCCAUGAAAAUAUGCAGUGACUAACACAUGCAGUAGUGUGGUUGAGUCCUAUAACAUAAUUUGCCAUUAGCAGUUUGUCGGCUAUUGAAGGUCUUGAAAGCAUUCACAGUUAGCAUGUUGAUAUGUACUUUUUCAAGACAACAUGGGCAGCUUAUUUGGUUCUGUAGUGGUUAGGUGGUUGAUGCCUAAAUUACAAAUACCUAAGACAAAAAAGGAAGAUUUUUUUUGUUGUCAUGAGGAACUGUCUGAAAUAAUCUCAACCACUCUUGGAAAACCGCCUUGAGAAAGAGGAUCACAAAGUCAAAGCUUCACGACAUGAACCUCACUAACUUUUUGCUAAUGCAGAAAAAUGUAGAACUGAAUCAGCACGUCAAUAACUCAUUCUCAACAAAAUCAGACACUUCAAAGACAGAGCACGUGUUCAACCCACAAGAUCUGUUGCCAAACAUAGCGGGGGGUUCCAUACUGUUUGAUUAUUCAUCUUAUAGUAAUUAAGUCUGAUUAUUGUUCCGCAUGGAAUGUGAAAUUUUAUUCUUGGUUUUUGUGUUAUAGAUCUGGUUUCUUUUUUUAGUCCAAAUAGACUUUGUGUAGCAUUGUUAUUAGGCAAACGUACAAACAUUAAAGAAAUGGCAUGUGAUCAUCUGAUAGAAAUACAUAGUAAAAACAAAGAGAACAUUACCUGCGCUCUGGCCUUAAUCCCCAUGUACAUUUAAACAAAAUGGAGGCUCUUUAGUUUUAUUCCAAUGGCCAUUUGAAUAUAUAAGCUCACCUGCCACAUCAAGGCAAGCCUCAAUAGGUGAGUUCCUACACUAGCCAUUAGAUAUGCUAAUAUCAGCCAAGAAUCUCCAGUAUUUAAAUCAAACGCCUGCAGUCUCACUGCUCAAUUCGUCAUUUAGGAGUUAAAUCACUUUGUAAUUCAAAGGCAGAGAAGAUAUGGAUAGGGCUGCAUAAACAAUCUCCCUGCACACUUCCUGUAAUUGCACAGUGUGUUUACUUUAGAAUUUCUUAACUUCUGCUUUAAUUGCCUGCUAUAGAGAAUUAACUGAAAAUUAUUAUUUUUGUCCAUGUUGUCUGUGUAACUCCUAAAUGGCAGAGAAUUGAGAUAGCAGGAGCAUGAUUUACAAACUCAAACUGCUUCAUUAAAGAAGUACUAAAGGUACCCACACCACUUUAUCUUAAUGUCCCCCUUGUUUUAACCCUUCAAUGUGUACAUUGCAGGGUUUAAAUUCAUAAAGGUACUUCCGCAGAAAGUGUAAAACUCAGCCAUUUCUAUCAGAUACAAACACAAAGAUAAAGCACUGCGCUUACAGGAGCAGUAGUUUAGUAUCCAACAGCUUAAAAUUGAUCUAAAUACCAAAACCACUUAUUCAAAUUAAUAACCAUUCACUAAUAAUAAUAAGUAGACCCUGAGAUUGCCCCAGAAAUGAUUGACACAACCACUGCUUGAGGAGAAGUAUCAAUAAUGGCAAGCUUUUGAAUACAUUGUGACAGGCCCAGACUUGCAACAGCAAGGAACGGAAGGAUUUUGAUACAUACAAUGCAAUGAGUAGGGGGUGGGAUAAAUGACCCGUAACACAUUCUAUAACACCUGGAGUCAGCAUAAUUAUGCAUUAUACUUAAGAAGAGCAACAUAUGAUCUUAAAAACACACUAAAUUGCACUUUUUUAUUUUUAUUUUCUGUGGUGCUGAGAAGACUGAUUUUUAGUCUACAUGGGGAAAACACCCAGAGCAGGACUACCUCUACAGCGACAUAUGCGGUUGCCCAGGGCUUUGGAUCAGACAGGGGCCAAGAGCUCCAGUUCUCUCUGUGAAUUGACCCUCCCUGAGCCAUCAGGGAGAUCAUAAGUUCUCAAUUUGGAGUUGUGUGGUGUGCACCUCAGGUGCAUAUUACUUUAAGAGUUCCCUCACAGUUCAGGUGCUUCUGAAUGACUUGGAGAGUGUCAGGCAGCAUUCAGAGUCAUUUACGGAGUGCCAGCACUGCAAAGCUCUCACCCUCCUCCACGCAUUACACUUAGCCAUUACACUCAAACAGCACAUAAAACAUUCAGCCAUCCUAUUCACACAACAGAGCCCAAGGCAUCGCCAUGGCGAGUUAUAUUGGAGGUUUGAAACCACCACAUAGUAUUUCUUGUGGUUCAAGAUUUUUAUGGUUGGGAGACAAGUCUGCCCAAUUUGUGUGUCUUCACAUUCAAGGGCACUUGUAGGCAACCUGUUACCUUCCAAGGGCACUUGUGGGCAACCUGAUGGUACCCAAACCAGUCCUCGACGCACCCCUACCAGCCCAGGAUUUAUGGUUUAUCCAGCUGUAUGUAAGGUGUUUUGUUUUUGUUUUUUUCUAAAAACAACUUGGACACAACGGAGUAUCCCUAAAUCCUGGACUGGUAGGUAUGCUUUGAGGACUGGUUUGGGACUACAGCGUCUGUUGCGUUAACAGCUGGAAGGUUGGUUGGUCCUCUUCCAGUACCUGGUUCUUAUUUGCCUGGAAAGCAAUGGGCAAAGUGUUUCAUCACAAUUUGUUUUACAUUUUGCAGGGGGACAGUGUUCACAAGUCUGUUUUCAUAAUUUUCUUCCAAGGAGACCAGCUGAAGAACAGGGUUAAGAAAAUCUGUGAGGGGUAAGUAAUUUAAAAACAAAUAUAUUGUUAACACGUAAUGCACAUUGACAAAAAAUUAAAAUAAAAGAACACCAACUUUUGAAAUACCAGAUGCUGCUUGUAGACAGGCAGAUAGCUGCAGAAAAGAGCCCCUCAUAGAGUGAAAGAGGGUCCACCAACCAGGAGGUUAUCUAAUUCUGUUGAAUAGUGUCUGAUCUUAUCCCGUAAACUCUCCAGAUAGAGGCUAUGGGAUAUUAAGUUUAGCCAGAGGUAUAGUUCCAUUACUCAUUGUAAUUAACAGUAUAAGUGUACGGCUAUUUUGAAGGUGACUGUACCUUCAUUUAUCAAUUAGACAAAUUUUUUCUCCCUCCUAAAUAGGUUUCGAGCUUCUCUCUACCCUUGUCCAGAGACUCCACAAGAGCGGAAAGAAAUGGCAGCUGGUGUGAAUACACGAAUUGAUGACUUACAAAUGGUAAUACUUUGAGGCGCACUUUGUAAUGGAAAUGAACUAAAACCUUUCAUAUUCAGAUAAGCUAAAUAGUGGUUAUUACUGACCAAACCAUUUUAUCUUUUUUUUUUAACCAAGGUGCUGAACCAAACAGAAGACCACCGUCAGCGUGUUCUGCAGGCUGCUGCCAAGACAAUCAGAGUGUGGUUUAUUAAAGUGCGAAAAAUGAAGGCCAUCUACCACACACUGAAUCUGUGUAAUAUUGAUGUAACUCAGAAAUGUCUGAUUGCUGAAGUCUGGUGUCCAGUGGUUGACCUUGAUUCCAUCCAGUUUGCCCUUAGAAGGGGAACUGUGAGUAUUUAUUUUAGCCUGCUUAUUCAUUAUUUUUUUAUUAAGUGUCCUGUGGUAAAGGAGGCUCAGCUUAAAGCAGCCCUGUCACCUUCUGGAGUCUUUACUUAUUUGGUGACAUGAGGUGUGAUGUCAUGUGGGUUCCAUGCAGAUGCAGUUAUGAGCAUGUCUUAAAGAGAUUUAAAAUUGUCAAAAAAGGGUUUCUAUGUGACAGAGAUGCUUUAAGUGAGGGAAUGUAAAAUAUAAACUUAAAGGGAUACUAUAGGCAUCAAAACAACUUUAGCUGCAUCAAAACAACUUUAGCUUAAUGAAGCAGUUUUUGUGUAUAGAACAUGCCCCUGAAGUGUCACUGCUCAAUUCUCUGCCAUUUAGGAGUUAAAUCACUUUUGUUUCUGUUUAUGCAGCCCUAGCCACACCACCCCCGGCUGUGACUCACACAGCCUGCAUAAAAAAUUGUUUCAUUUUCAAUCAGAUGUUAAAUUGCUUUAGCAGUUUUUAUCUCCUGCUCUGUAAAUUGAAAUGUAUUCACACACAUGCAGGGUCUAAGAGACUAUUAACAGAGCAGGAGAUAAGACAUUUUAAAUUAAACCAACUAUUAAAUACAGGAACCUAAAAUAUGUUCAUUUUCAGAAAGUGUUUAGGAAAGCUGUGCAAGUCACACGCAGGGAGGUGUGACUAGAACUUACAUACAGGGGCAUGAUGUAUACAACAAAACUGCUUCAUUAAGCUAAAGUUGUUUUGGUGACUAUUGUGACCCUUUAACUACAUGUCUGUCUUCUUUAACAUGUGCACCAAGUUUACUAGCACGUUAGGCAUUAGUUGCUUUGUACUAUGUCUAAUUAUUCUUACAGUAAUUCUAAUUCUAGUCCUGUCGAGGCAAUCUGGACUGGAAUUAUCUCUCUCUGUUGCUGCAUACCAAAUGUUGUAGUUAGGUGGUAAAGCCAGCAGCAAAUUCCUCUAUUCUGAACAAACCAGGAAAAAUACACGCCCAUUACACUUGGCAUGCCAAUGCUGUCUGGGACUGGGUUGCACAAAAUUAAUAUUUUUAAUGGAGGAGUGUAAAUUCCUAAUUAUCAAGGGAGCAGGAGAGCGUGUUGUUUCCGGAUACCAUAAAGAAUGUUCCACUCCCAAAACAGUUUGACAAAAAAAGUGGAUGAUGCGGUCCAUAGACUCUUGGGAAUAUAACCACUACUACGAGCUGUAUUUCUUAAUUUGAUUGUUAUUGGGUACUCAUGAAAGCCUUUGAGAAUUAAAGGAUUAUAAUUUAACGCAAAAAGACACAUUAAUGACCAAAAAGAGUAAUCCCCAUCAAAUUAAAAACUGGCAGCAAUGUUUUGGUCUUGUGCUAACAGUGUGCAAUAACUUGGGUGAUUUUCAGAAAGCCCAGCUGUGCCAGAUGUUUUAUACAGUUUCCUCACAUGUUAAUUUUCCUUUAAUAUUUUCGGUACCAUAUGGAUAUAUUCCUUCCUUCUGUAAUAUAAAGCUAGUGAGAAAUAACCUGUAUUUUAAAGUCCUGAUAACUAAUCCGACCAACUUUUUAAUGCAUUAUAACUAUUAAACCAAAAUGUACACUGACCCCUUAUGUCCCCUGUAAUGAAAGAUCAUUACUUCACAUAUAUGUGUAAACAAAAUCUUGUUUUCAAGAUGUUCUUACAUAGAAUUUUGUGCAAGAUUGUAGAGCCUCAAAUAUAAAUUGUGGUUUUGAUUUCUCUGCAAUAUCUUACACUGCAAAUGUACUAAAACAUGAAUGUGUGUUUCAUUUAGGAACACAGUGGAUCAACUGUCCCUUCAAUUCUAAACCGAAUGCAGACCAACCAAACACCACCAACGUACAACAAGACCAACAAGUUUACUUAUGGCUUCCAGAACAUUGUGGAUGCUUAUGGCAUUAGUAGUUACCGUGAGAUAAACCCAGGUAAAAUCAGACGCACUGAAUGUAUGUCUAUAUAAACAUAGAAUGUGACAGCAUAUAAGAACCAUUUGGCCCCUCUAGUCUACCCAAUUUUCUAAAUACUUUCAUUAGUGCCUGGCCUUAUGCCUCUCCCACACAUGCGCAAACUCCUUCACUGUGUUAACCUCUAGCACUUCAGCUGGAAGGCUAUUCCAUGCAUCCACUACCCUCUCAGUAAAGUAAUACUUAAAGAUAUUAUUUUUGAACCUUUGCCACUCUAAUUUAAGACUAUAUCCUCUUGUUGUGGUAGUUUUUCUUCUUUUAAAUAUAGUCUCCUCCUUUACUGUGUUGAUUCCCUUUAUGUAUUUAAAUGUUUCUAUCAUAUCCCCCCUGUCUCGUCUUUCCUCCAAGCUAUACAUGUUAAGAUCCUUUAACCUUUCCUUGUAAGUUUUAUCCUGUAAUCCAUGAACCAGUUUAGUAGCCCUUCUCUGAACUCUCUCUAAUGUAUCAACAUCCUUCUCAAAAUACUGUCUCCAGUACUAGGUACAAUACUCCAAGUGAGGUCUCACUAGUGUUCUGUACAAUGGCAUGAGCACUUCCCUCUUUCUACUGCUAAUACCUCUCCCUAUUCAACCAAGCAUUCUGCUAGCAUUUCCUGCUAUUCUAUCACAUUGUCUGCCUACCUUUAAGUCAUCUGAAAUAAUAACACAUAAAAUCCCUUUCCUCAGAUGUUGAGGUUAGCACUCUAUCAAAUAUUCUGUACUCUGCCCUUGGGUUAUUACGUCCAAGAUGCAUUAUCUUGCACUUAUCCACCUUAAAUAUCAGCUGCCACAACUCUGACCAUUUUUCUAGUUUACCUAAAUAAUUUGCCAUUUGACUUAUCUUUCCUGGAACUUUACCUCUGUUACAAAUCUUAAUAUCAUCAGCAAAAAGACAUACCUUACCAUGCAAGACCUUCUGCAAUAUCACUAUAUUAAAGAGAAUGGGUCCAAGUACAGAUCCAUGAGGUACCCCACUGGUAACAAGACCAUGCUUUGAAUAUAUACUCCAUUGACUACAACCUUCUGUUGCCUGUCACUCAGCCACUGCCUUACACAUCGAUACUAGAAUCCAAACUUAAAGAUUGCAGUUUAUUGAUAAGCCUUCUAUGUGCAACAGUGUCAAAAAUUUAGGUAAGCAAUGUCUACUGCACAACCCUGAUCUAUUAUUUUAGUAACCCAAUCAAAAAAAUCAAUAAGAUUAGUUUGGCAUGAUGUCUCUGAAGUAAAUCCAUGUUGUCUCUGAUCUUGAAAUCCAUGUGAUUUUAGAUGUUUAACAAUUCUAUCCUUUAACAUGGUUUCCAUUACUUUCCCCACUACCAAAGUAAGGCUUACUGGCCUAUAGUUGCCCGACUCCUCCCUACUACCUUUCUUAUGAAUGGGCACAACAUUCGCUAACUUCCAAUCUUUUGGGACUACCCCUGUUAACAAUGAUUGGUUAAAUAAAUAUGUUAAUGGUUUUGCUAGUACACCACUAAGUCCUUUUAAUAACUUUGGGUGUAUUCCAUCAGGCCCCAUUAACUUAUUUUUCUUUAUUUUUGACAGUUGAAAUAGAACCUCUGUGAACUCACAUGUAACGAAUGACUAAUUUGUCCUUCUUCCUAACUGAGGUCCCUUUCCUUCAUUUUCAUCUGUAAAUACUGAACACAAAUAUUCAUUGAGGCAGUCAGCUAGACUUUUAUCCUCUUCUACAUACUUUCUUUCUUUAGUUUUUAAUCUAAUACUUGUUUUACUUUCCUUUUCUCAUUUAUGUAUCUAUAUUAUCUUGUAAAUUAGUUGAUAUCCAUGUGAACAUUUAUUUACACAAGUUGAUCUUUCCUGUCAUGCAGCUCCUUACACUAUUAUUACUUUCCCAUUCCUGUUUGCUGUGAUGUUUGGGGACUUCGGCCAUGGGAUCCUGAUGACACUGAUCGCAGUCUGGAUGGUUCUGAGAGAGAGCCGAAUUCUUUCCCAAAAGAAUGACAAUGAGGUAUGGUACCCGUCCAGCCUGAUAGCUUCUUUUAUCUAUUUUUACUAUUAAAACAAGAUAUUCAAAGACAACUCUUUUCUUCUCAACUUUUACGGGUUUUGUAAAGAGGACAACCUUUUAUCAGUAGAAAACGAACAAAAUAAACACAUUUUGUCCCCCUCUGUAUAGCACUAUUUCUGUCCUUUAAGUACAUAGGUUUUGAAAGUGCUUCUAUCGUGGAUUGAAAGUAGCACAUGUCAAAAUGUGUGUGUGUGUGUGUGUGUGUGUAGAUUAGUAUUUGUUCUCACUAGAGUUGGUCCCUCUUUUAAAUAGAGUUGAACAGACUCAUCCUGUAUAAAAUCUUGCUUUGCACAUAUUUCGAAAGAUGGGGUGGCAACUUUUUAUCUCGAUUUAUCUAAGAAAAUAGUUUACAACAUUUUACAUAUACAUUGCUUCAACUUUGUGUUUUUUGUUUUCCUUUCAUCUUAUUUCUCAUAUACAGCUCUUCAACAUGAUAUUUAGUGGACGGUAUAUUAUCUUGUUAAUGGGUCUAUUCUCUACCUACACUGGUCUCAUCUACAAUGACUGUUUCUCAAAGGCUCUCAACCUGUUUGGUUCCUCGUGGAGUGUUAGGCCAAUGUUCACCGACCCAAAAGCAAACUGGACGUGAGUAUUUCCCGUUUAAAAACUAAAGUUAUGAAUAAAAAGUAAAUUUUAGACAAAUGUGUAAAGUGAAGUAGUUGGCAAUAAUAUCCUGAAAAAUAAUAUCCUGAAAAUAACGUGAAAAUCUCCAUCAGAAUUACUAAUUAUGUUUGUAUUUGUCUCGCUCACUAGUUACAGGGGCUGAAAAUCCCUCUCUGUUUGAAAAUAGCAGCGUAUUGUAACACUGACUGCAUAGCUGAUAUCGGUAGCUAUCAGGAAUCGAGAGAAGAGUAUCCGUUCUCAUAGAUGUUAAAACAAACAAACAAAAAAAAACACCCACCAGCCCAUACUCAACUCAUAAUGCAAAAUCAGCAAGAAAUAUAUAGAUUAAAACUUAGUUAUUCCUUUCAGGCUUAUGUAAUGGAAAAUAAAAAUGAUUUAAAAAAAAAAUCAUUUUUUUUUAUUAAUCUAUAGCUAAAAUUUAGAAAAACACAGAUUUUGAAAACUUAAAGUGUUUUUCAUAUUGUUGCAUAUUGCAGGUGGUUUCAUUGUUGCCACUGAGCUAAGCAAACCAGGAAGUAACAGGACCAGUUGUCUGACAGCCAGGGGCCGUAACAAGGUUAAUUUAUGAAAGUGCCAAUUUCUAUCGAAAUCUGCCCCUUUUGUAACAUGAAAUAGAAGAAACAUGCUUCACACACAAAACACUAGGGAUCUGACGUUUCCCUUAAUGAAGCUGUUUUUGUGUAUUGAUUAUGCCCCUGCAGUCACUGCUUAGUUUUUGCCAUUUAAGAUAUAAAUCACUUUGUUUAUGUAGUACUAGCCACACCUUCCUUGGUUGUUACUCAUACAGCCUCCCUACAAACUUCCUAAAACAAACAAAAAAAAGGCAAAAUUUUUAGCUUCCCUUAUUGAUUUUAAUUUCGAAUUUCAUAUCCCUUGCUCUGUUGACAGCCUGCUCAGUCUUCUCUAUGUGAUUAAAGUUCUCUUAACAUGGGAGGUGUGGUUAGGGCUGCAUAACCAAAGUAAUUUAACUCCUAAACAACAGAGAAUUGAGCAGUGAGACCGCAGUGGAUUGAUUCCUAUACCGCUUCAAAGUUGUUUUGGUGCUUAGGGUAUCCCUUUAACUAUUUUGAUUUCCUAAUGUAUAGAUGAAAUUAGCAUCACUACAAUACUGGUUUAGAUAUAUUUUGUCUAUCACUGCUAUCUUUCUCUUUGCUUUAAUAAUUUAUUUAUUAAGAUGCAUUUUAUUUUUAUCAAUAGAGAUGACCUUCUUAAGCAUGCGUCUGUUCUGCAGUUGGAUCCGAAUAUUACUGGAGUAUUCAAUGGACCAUACCCUUUUGGCAUUGAUCCGGUAAGAACUGUAAAAUGGACUCCAAGUAUUGCUUAUGCACACAUUUUUCAAGAAUAUAGAAUUGCGCAAUGUAAGGCAGGGUGGUAGAUGAUGUUUACCACUAUAGGGUCCGGAAUACAUAUUUUUGUGUUCCUGGCUCUAUAGUGUUCCUUUAAUCCCAAAGUACAUCCACAAACUUUUUUUUCUUAUUUCUCAUUUUGUCUCUUUAUUUAAAUUAAGCUAUUAGCUAGUUUUCUAAUAUUUAGAAUUGCUUGAUCAGUGAUAAUACCAAGAUUUCAAAAUGUAAAAUCAUGCAUUAUAGCUUGAUGGAGAAAAAAACAUUGCUCUUUCACAUCUAUUCACAUUUAAACAGAAGUACUAUAAAUUUGAUUUUAAUCCCUAAUUAUAGUGAAUUUUAAACCGAAUUACAAACCUUGGGCAAAAUUGACUGGUUUCAGAAUUUUUUUCCAAAGCUCCUCUAGCCAUAGCAUGACUGAUGCAGCCUACACUUUGAAAUUCAGUUUUUAGUUCACUGAACAUUGUUGUUUUUGUAUGUAAACUUUGUUAUGCAAACAUAUUUUGAAGGCUGUACAGUGUAGUGCAUUGUUCCUCUAUGCUACAUAUUUAAAUAUCUUAGUUGGCCUCAUGUUCUACUUAAGUAAAGCUCAUUUUGUUUUAUUUUACAGAUCUGGAGUAUCGCCAGCAACAAACUGACCUUUUUGAAUUCUUUUAAAAUGAAAAUGUCUGUGAUUCUCGGCAUCAUACACAUGAUUUUUGGAGUAACACUCAGCCUCUUGAAUUAUAUGUAUGUAUUUUGGAAACAUUUCUCUGAGAUGCUAAUAUGUAGUUUAGGGAUUAUAAGUAUAUAAGUAUAGAAUCUAUCCAAUCAGUAAGACCUUUCCUUCCAUAUUGGCAAGGCGAGACAUGAUCCUUUUGCCAGAGUUUAUGAUAGGAAAAGGGCUGAUCUAAUUUUGUUCUUGUGCAGCAUAAGGCACUUUAUUUUAGGAUUAUGUGAAUUAUGUUAUCAGCUUUUAUAGAAAGCAAACAUAUUCUGCCGCGCUUUGCAAUUGUCAAAAAAAGAGCAUAUUCUACUAUAAAGGGACACUAUAGUCACCAGAACAACUACAUCUUAUUGUAUUUGUCCUGGUGAGUAUAAUCAUUCCCUUCAGGUCUGCCUGACAAGAUCAGCCAAUCCAAUGUUUUCCCAUGUGUAAGCAUUGUGACUGGCUCAGAUCUCCACUUCUGAUGAUGUCAGCAAAGCAGGCAGAUCAGGGGCUGAGCCAGCAUCAGCAGACUGAAACAAAAGUAAGAUUUUGCUAUACUGGUACUCAUCACUUACCGACCGUGUUCCGUUCCUAUGACCUGGUCAUAGAACGAUUUAGUCAGUAAGUGAGGAGUUACGGGAUUCCCUGCUGUGGUGCGCUUGUCUAUGUUCUGAGAAAUUUCUCGAACAUAGACGAACGCACCAGAGCGGGAAACCCUCUAAUCUAUGCUUGGGGAAAUUUCCUUAAAAACACGACUAGUGACUGUCAUUUAUACAGCCACAACAGGUGCUUCCUAUUAAGUUUCUGCAAUAUUUUGCAGUACCGACGUUUGGAGUCUUCAUACUCUGCACGAAGAUGCUAAACACUCCACCAUACAGGUGCAUUGGUAAAAUGUAUUGAAACAAUGUGUUACGCAUGCGCAUUAGACCUAUAUGAUGUGUGUGUAUAUACCAAGAAUGUAUACCACGUGCUUAAUUAAACGUACUAAUUUGACUUUUUUUUUUUUUUGCUAAAAUAAGGAAGCUGUGACUAGAGGCGUUGUACAAUUUGUCCCAAUCAGUGUUUUUGUUUUAUACAUACCUUGUUAAUGUAUAAUUGUAAAGGUUGACUCCUUCUCUUUUGGUUUUUAUUUUAGAUACUUCAAGAAGCCCCUGAACAUAUACCUGGGUUUUAUUCCAGAGAUCAUCUUCAUGUGUUCACUUUUUGGAUACCUGGUGAUCCUUAUAAUUUACAAGUGGUGUGCCUAUGAUGCAGCCACCUCCAUGACCGCUCCAAGCCUCCUCAUUCACUUCAUAAAUAUGUUCCUUUUCAGCUACAAUGAUCCAACCCUUCCUAUGCUCUACAGUGGACAGGUAUGAUCAUGGCCUUCUAAAAUAGAAAUUUAAGGGACAGAUGUUUCCUGGUUGUCUAUUUUUCCCUUGAGUGCCUUCCAGUGAAGAUUCUUAAUAGAGUUUACAACAUGUCCCAAUAUGAUUAAUUAGAUUUCCUAGAAUACUGAGAGAUCCAGAGAACGGGCCAUAUAGAUUGGCUUAAAGGAACACACCCAGCACCGUAACCCCCUUACCUGGCGUCCUCUUGGUGUUGCUUAUGGCUUCCACUACUUAUGACAAAGAUUCUGGCUCUCUGUCUAAGCAAGACCCAGCGGUGCAGGGCUUAGCUCAUUGGAUGAGAGUGAUCACCUCAUGCUCUCAGCCAAUGUGCAGGAGAGCUGUUUGUAAGUAAUGUGUCAGCGCUCAGCUGACCCAGGGUAAGGGGUCAAAUAGUUCUAAAACAUUUUGAUUGCUUACAAUCAGCCCCAGGGCAUUCUUGGUAUUAUAACCACUACGCUGAUCUGUAGUGGUUAUGGGGCUCGGGGUGUUCCUUUAAUGGAUCAAUAGAAAUGGUGGGAAAUCAUUCAUAAAACAGCCUUUAAUGAUGGAAUGUUCUUAUUUUACGGUUGUGAGGCUGCACGAAGCUGCAAAUACUAAAUAAGCAGGAUAUUCUUACUUACAUAGGGUCAUUACUUACCAGAUCACAAUGGCAUAAAGUAUAAUCCGUUCAUAUGGGGUUAAUUGUGAGAGUAAGUAACAGGUAGCAAAAGGGUUAUUGGGAAUAUUGUAUAAAAAUAAUAGCAGGGAAUUUCUGGUGCAAUGAAAUAACGCAGUUUUAAAAUACGCAAUACGGUUACUAAGGACAAGCUGCAACUUUUAGUUGAUUCAACUUUAGAAACAGGAAGAAAUACUUGGGAGUUACGUAAAGUAGUGGGUCUGGGGUUACAGUAUGGUCUGAGAUAUUAGUAGCUUAUCAAGUCCCAAACUAAGUUGUUAAGCCAGUGAAAUGAAAGGAAUACGAGAGAUAUGGGGUCACAAUAUUUUUCUGAAAAACUGCUUGAUCCAUGACUCUAUUACCACCCAUCAUUGUGUUGGGUUUUAUAUACAUAGCUUAUCCUAUCCAAAGUAUGUAUUUUUCCUACAAUCAAAAUGUAUGUUAUCCUAUGUUUAUUAUUAUUUUUUUGUAAUUUAUUUAUUCUUUACGGUCAGUUUUUGUAUUUUUUUUUCUUCGCUAUCGAUUGCAUGACACUGUAUGUAUGUGCUACAUAAUAACUUCUCAAUAAAAAUAUUUUUAAAAAAUAAAAUAAGUCCCAAUCCUAAAUUGUUAAACCAGUAAACCCCCCACCUCCACUCACCCUGUCUGUGUAUCUCUGUAAAUAUCCACAGUAUUGACCAGCAACACCAUUAAAUCUUUGUAGAAAGUAACUCUUUAAUUGAUCAUCACACAUGGAACCAUGUUUGAUGGAAUAAAAUCACUUUCUGCAAAUAUUAAAUGGUGGUAUUGGUCAAUAUUGUGGAUAGUUAAUGUUAAUUUGGGGUGAGCAGUGACCCUCUGACUUGGCAUCUAUAUUAGCAGGGGGGUGGUGUAUGCAACCUCACAUUAAGUUUUUAAUGAUUGUGUCUCACAGGUGGGCUUGCAAUGUUUCCUGGUUGUUUGUGCAUUGAUCUGCGUGCCUUGGAUGCUGGUUGUUAAACCGGUCAUUCUCCGCCAUCAGUACUUGAGAAGAAAGCACUUGGUGAGUACCUGUUAAAUUUAAGUUAUGCAUAGCCCACAUGCAUUACCACUUGCUCUUCAGCACAUUCAUGUGUAGAGGGCAAGGGGUCAAGCGCACAUUGAUGUGUAUUUCUACAGUUGACAGGCAAUAAAAUUAUUCACUCUAAGAGCCAUGUAGUGUAUCUGCAGAUGUGUGUUUUAUUUUAUAUAUUUAUAUUAUAUAUAUGAAACCAGGGGGCUGCACUCACCUGAACAUGCAUAAAUGGGGUGCUGCUGGAGGCCAAUUUAUACAAUACACAAGAUCCAGCGCACUCACUUAUCCACUAAACAGCAACUUCAAUGUUGGCAGAUUUUUUUAUUUUUUUUUAAACACCUAAUCUAGGUAAAAAUAAUGGGCAUUUAGUUACAUUAUAUGAUCAUACAUUGCAUAAGCCUGCCACAACGUCAAUGUACCCCAUCUUUGGCAGGUCCUACACUAACAGCCUAAUGUCUGCUCUUAUGAGAUUAACCCACUUACUUGGGGGGGAAAAAAAUCCAUCUGGGGCUCUCUGCAGUACAAGGCUGAAUAAAAGAAAAUGGCUACUAAUGUGUUGUUUGUACUUUGGUUCACUAUUUUCUUCCAUAGUGAUUUCCCCAUAUAAUUUGGAGAUGGAUAAUUCAAAAUUUUUACUGUAAGAAACCACCCUGAACAUACCUGCAGAGAGACCGCAGUAGGACCACUAGCUGAUGUUUGCAAAUGUUUGGGAGAUGUACUUGACCUCUGAUCGCUGUAGUCUGGCAUCACCUGCCAGUGCAAUUUUUGAAGGACUACCAGUUAAUAAGAAUAUUGUUCAGAAGUCCAUCUACCUAGAACAGACCAUAUUUGCCCUUAGAAACCCAUGUGUUGACAACGGAGAGCCCUAACGCAUUAGAAAUUAUUUAUUGAAUAUCAGGCUAUUUUGUUUGGUGGUCCAUAAGUCACAUGUGUACUAAUUUCAUAGAUAUUACGUUUUUGUUUUAUUUUAGAUCACAGCAUUUCAAGAUAUAUUAUCAGUGCUGCUGUUUAUUAGAUAUGAACUACUUUUAGAGUUUGAUCACUCCACCAUUGAUCUAAUCUAGAAUACACCUGUCACUAUGCACUUAUUAACUAAGAGUGUAGUUUCAUAACUGCUAUUAUUCAUGGUAGCGUAUUUUCCCUUUGUUGUUAAGGCUCGUAUUCAGUUUUGGGAGCCUAGACUGAGGGUGGCAUGGCAAGGUGGUCCUAUAGAAUUAUUUGUUUUGUUUAUUUUUCCUGCUUUAUGUACUUUGAGGGGUAGAUGCUGUAUGAAAACUAUUUUCCUUAUUACCUCCACAAUGUGGCUUUUAGAUGUCUCAUUAGGACAUUUUAACUGUCUGGAUUCACUGUUUGGCUCUUAGAGUGAUACAAAAAUGAACGAAAAAAAAAAAACAUUUUACUUACCAAUGUCUCCUUUCUAGUAUGCCGGUCAGUCAGUAUUAUGCUUGCUUUCAUACUUAUAAUUUUUGGUUAGUGGCCAUUUUCAGUCGAUGUAAAAACUGCCGAACAGGUUCCUAUAAAUAAGAAUAUGCUCAGGACAAAGGUUCGCAGACUGGGCCAAGGAACACUUCAAUAAGAGAAAAAUUUAGAAAUCACAUCUAUUUUUAACCAUCAGCAGCUUGUAAACAUCAUCUCUUGAAUCUAGCUAAAUUGAGUCUGAUUUAUAAUUAUUUGCCAGUUGGGUAUUAAAAUGUUAAUGUUGUUACUCAGUGUGUUUGUGGCACUCAUUAAAAAAGCUUGUGACACAUUGGUGGGGUACAACACACUGGUUGAACAACUGGUCUUAAGAGUACUUAAUUUUUCCUUACUCCGUGGGUCCUCUGGCAAGUUAAACUAAUCCUGGCUCACAAGAAAAGGCACUGGCUUGUAAAAUAUUUUCAUAACAGUGAUAAACUGCAUAUUCCAUUAGAUUUUUAACGCUUUGCCCAUAUAAUCUGGAAACCUCAAAAAAUAUUUAUUAAUAUAACUGUGAUUGUGUGCAACCUUAUAUAUAUCGCAGUUGAGAUAUAUAUAUAUAUAUAUAUCUUAACUGCGAGAAUGUUAAUGUGUACAAUGUUAUCACUUCUAGGGGCUAGCGUCCUAUUUUACUUACAUCUUAAAAUAUUAGACAUGUUCUUGCAAUAAAUCUAUUGCAUAUCAAUGUACUCACAGUAUAUUUAAGACUGACGCACACCUCCACAAAAAAUUUCAUCAAAUUACUUCAUUAUAUGGGCACAAUGUUUUAAAUCUACAAUUAUGUGAAAAGUUAUCAUUGUUAAAAGCAAUGUAAAUAAUUUGUUUAUAAAUAUUGUUUAAAAUACUUUUCAAUACAAAUAUUUGAAAAGAAAUGUAGAUAAUGUUAUUUAACCAAAAAUAUGUACAUCUAAAGGGCAUUCAUCACGCAAAUAACACAUGAUUUAAUCAACGCAGGGUAAAAAAAAUGGCCUAUCUAUUGUGUUAACAUUUUUCAUGCUGAAUCAGGAACAUUAAACCUUAUAAUUUGCAUCUUUAAUGGAAGGCACUAUGGUUGCUCAAAUUACAUAAAAAAAUAAGUUAUAAAUAUAUAUUUGGCAGCUGGAAUAAGGUGCACUGUAUAUGCCGUUUUAAGGAGAAUGCCAAGCACCAUAACUGCAACCCCUGUAGUGGUUAUGGUGCUACAGGGCUUAAGAUCAGUUUGACUAUGUACUUGGGUCCUACUUGGUACCAGCUGUUGACUGCCCUGCUGCUGGAAUCUCUUGCAACUGAGCUAAACCUGGCAGUCCAAAGCUGCACUAAUUGGCUGAGUUGGCACAGCAAGGCUUAGCCAAGUGGAGUUAAAGGGAUAGUGCCAUCGUGCUCCCCCUGUCUAUCCCCACCCGGGUGAAGAAAGGGUUAAAAGCCCUUUAUUUACUCACCCUUUUCCCUGCGCCAAUGUCCCUCUGCGCUGGGUCAACGCUACGCCUCAUCUGACGUCCUGCGAUGAGAAGCGCUAAUACUGGAAAUGCUGCGUGUGCACUAGACCUCCCCAUAGGAAAGCAUUGAAUAAAUGCAGAGCGUGAGGACGUCCAGCGUCCGAUACGGGACCAAAGGUCCGAUUCGAUAAAAGAAGCCCUCUAGUGGCUGUCUGGUAGACAGCCACUGUGGGCAGACUUAGAGCUGCAAUGUAAACAUUGCAGUUUCUCUGUAACUACAAUGUUUAACGUUGCAGCACUACGUGCAAAAGGGACACUGCACCCAGACCACUUCAAUUAGCUGAAGUGGUCUGGGUGCCUGCAGUGAUCCUUUUAAAGCAAAUUUCUUGUAGAAGCUUGCUGCACAAGGGAAGGUGUCAGGACCCAGAUAGGUUGUCGAACAAUUCUAAAACGGUUGGACUCUGGGAGAUAUCCAAGACACAUUGGCACCAUAACCACUACAGCGGGCUGUAUUGAUUAUGGUGCAGGUAGUAUUCCUUUCACUGACUGUCACCUCGUGGCAGAUUGUGUUUGUGGAUAAAGUUGACCGCAUUAGCUCACAGGCCAGCCAUUCAACAAUAUUGACUAGCAUGUGUCAUGCUAGUCAAUAUUGUUGAAUGGCUGGCCUGUGAGCUAAUGCUGUCAACUUUUUAACGCGGGAACAGUAAAAGACUUGCACACACUGACGUGUCGUCAGUGGGUGCAAGUCUUUUACUGUUCCCGCGAUAUACCUUUUGUUUUUUCCUUGUUACUCGUAGGUUUAGGGUAUAGUUAGGUUUCACUCUAUUGAUCGCAUUAAAACAAAUAGCCUUUCUCAGACAUGGGAGAGCUGGGGAGAACUGUCCGUGAUCUAGUCAUAUUGAAGUAACCUUUAAAUAAGUAAAUGUGUAAGAGAAAAAUAACAUUUGGCAGAUAAUUUAGAUACUUUUAAGCAAUAACUUUCAAUAGGCCUUAGGCAUUAUGCUGUUAGAAUGUUGGACUCACAUUUACCUCCUAAUUCUUUUCAAUUUUCGUCUGUCGUGUACAUUUCAAACAUUACAAAAUAAGCAGCUAGUUAGACAAGACCAUGUGUAUGCUGGUAAAUAUUGUAGUUUAUCUGCAAUUGUGAGGCCCUGAAACCACUGUCACAAAAUGUUAGCACAACACACAGACCGUUUUUCUGCCCUGCUUAUUGAGUUUUCCUGUGAUGGGUAUCCACAUGGGUAUGUUAUGUGUUUUCAUUGCAUGUUAACCUGUAUAUCUGUAUAUCUCUCUAUAUACCUAUAUAAUGUAAUAAACCUUUAUCUAUUAUAUGUUUAUAUGUAUGUGCUGAAAAAAGCCGACACGUCUGAUUUACAUGGAUUGUGUAUUAUACACAAACAAUAUUUCGAUCAUUUCUCAUUCCAUGUUACAUCAACAGCCACCUUUCCAAAAAUGGUUGCUACUUUACAGACAUAUAAAAAUAAAUAAGUGAUAAAACCACAAAAUAAAAAGUAGAAGAUAAGUUAUCCAAAAUAAAUUUCCAGUAUUGUCUAAUUGCUAAAGGACAGGCCAAGAGAAGAAUUGCCCUAAUACAGAUUUACUCAGAAUUCAAAGUAAAUUUCAAAUGUUAGGCCACAAUGGCUGAAUUGGAAGAAAUCUUCAACCUAUAUUUUCAGUGUGACCUUAAUUGUGAAAUUCACUUUGAAUUCACACUUUACUGAAUAAGCCUGACACAGUUUGUAAUCUGAUUAGAAACAGGUAAAGCAUGUCACAAUGCAAAACAGUGUUUCCAUCUGUUAUUUUUAAUGGAUCAUAACUAUGAUAUUGAGCUUAAAUCUCUGUAGUUUUCUAUAACUUUUUUGCUGAGCUACGAUAAUUCUCCCUCCCCCCGCUCAAAUGCAAAUUUGUCGUAAUUUUAGCAAAUUGGUCCACUCGUACAAAUCACAAAGGAACUAAUUGCAAUUCAAACAAAAUAAUCAAAAAUUGUCCUUGCAGUGCUCUCAUGCAUUAUUUGUUCAAUUACAAAGAGGACACUACUGGCUCCAUCUUUAUAAUAAGGUCACUUUUAUAUAGAAGUGGUGGUAGUUCUGCUCCGUGACAUUUCCUUCCCUUAAGUGGUUACCUUAACAGUACGUUUAGAAUUAAGUGACAACUACAUGACAAAGCCCAUGGGGGUCAUAAUAAGGGACGUUUAAAACCUUCCUCAUGGCCCCACCUGCCGUAAGGUGCAUGGGGGCAUAUGUACUAAACAGCGAGCAGACAAGACAUUAUAACUGGAGCCUCCACGCGCCACUCACUGGUGGUCCCGUCCGCCUGUCCACAGGAAGGUAGGUCACUAUGUACCCUCUGCUUAAUUUACUACUUUAUUUAUACCCACAACCUGAACCUAUGUCAGUUCCCCCACACUGCUGCCCUAUCACUAUUGCAGUGAGCAAAAAACUUUUAAGACCAAUAUAUGGGAAGAUAAUUAAAUAUUGAUAAUUUUAUCAUUGCACAAUUGAGACCUUAAAUAAAAAUUACAUACAUAUAUACAUAUAAUUAGUACUAUGUGUGUGCAUAAAAGUGUGUGAAGUGUGUGUGUGUGUAUAUACAUACAUGUAUGUAUAGACAUAUAUGUAUGUAUAUAUAUGAAAAAGGGAAUCUAUUGUGUACUGAAGAUCUUUUUUUUAAAUUAUUUUUCUAACCAAUAAAUGUCUAGUAGUGUUUUAAAAUAUUGGUAUCGCAAGUGCCUUCUUGAUAGGUUUAAAAUAAUUGAUCAGAGAUCCCUGAUUUAUAGUUAAUUUUAUUUUGUAAGAGCCAUAUGCAAAACAUGUGCUCAGUCACUGCAGACGAGUUGCCUCAUGAGAUCACAUGAUUAACAGGCUCUCCUGUAUCUUGUUUAUAAUUUGGUUAUUUAAAAAAAAAAAAGAAAGUGUUUUAUAUAAAAAAAAAAAAAUAUUGCAUACAUUGGAUAAAAAAAAAGUAAUGCAAAAUUCGAAUCUGAUCAAAUGUUCUUUGGUUAUAUUCGUUUGCUUAUAGGUUCCCUAAAAAUGUGUAACCCUCUGUUCCCAAAUAGCUGUCAGCUUACAGUAAAUGUACACAGUGUCACUUUAUAUCCCAGCAUGUUUUCCAGUUCUGGGGAUAGGAUGCAGUAGCCUUUUUAUUCCUGGAUUAUUUUAUAAAUUAAUAAGGUUAACACCACCUCUGUCUUUUGGGUUGGGUGAAAUGGAAGUGCUUGAUCGCUUAAGAGGAAGGUGACGUUAACGCUAUUAAAUUAUAAAUCAGGGUAUCUUUCUAAAAGAUAAAAUUAUUUCUAUAGAGGGAUUUUUGUAGUGAACUUCUUUGUGUGAUGGAAGUGGCGUUAUGAUUGGGUGGGCAAGAGGUUUACUGUGCACCGUCAAGCCUUGUAGGACAGUAGGGUCUAUGAUUUUUUGAUAUUAUAGGAUCAGGUUGAUGGUUAUUGGGGGAUAAUGGAGUGUGAUGAUUGGCAAGGGUCCACACCCUGAUUUAUAAAUCCCCCCUCCCCCACCCACUUACCCAGGGAACGCAUAACUUCGGAGGCAUCCGCGUUGGUAAUGGGCCUACAGAGGAAGAUGCCGAAAUAAUUCAGCACGACCAGCUGUCCAUGCACUCAGAAGAAGGAGAAGAGGUAAUGACCUUUUAUACUGUUCCUUAGACCCUUGGCUGCCAGAUGGGAUUGCAAUAUAUUGUAAUGCAAUCUGUUGCAUUCUCGUCUAACAGUUAAAAGUGUAAUCUUUCUGUAAAACAAAUAUCCCCCUUGUUUUGUAUUCACAAAAUUGCUUUGAAAUAUCAGUCCCUCAAAAAUGAUAUAUCUGUACAACUGUCCUCAAAACAGCUAAUUUUGAGGUAUAAAUACAAAACAUGCUUUAGAUUAAUAUUGCCACUAUUCUGGGGUUCUAAUAAACACAGAAAGUACCGCUUCCUGAAUUCUAUCAAACAUUUUGCGAUAUCUGUUAAUUGAUUCAUUCCAACUUUCUGCAGUAUUACCUUUACAUUGAUGGUCAUUAUGUGGAAUACAUUCUAUUAUUUAUUGAAUGAUUUAGUAUGUCCACAUUCCCCAUCUAGUCUUUUUUCUCUUAUCUAUCUGGGCAAUGAAUUCUGGGAGCAGACCGUUUGAGUAUGAUCUAUAUUAAAUCUCCGUAGUAUUAACACAUUAUGUACUGCUGGUUAAUUGCUGGGACCAUUCUUUUAACUUUCUAUUCUAUAACGCGUUGAUAACCUAACAAUAUCUGAUAACAUUAAAAGCAAGCAAAUGUUUUAUUUAGACACAAACAUUUCUCGUAUCCUAUUCUAAUUCUGUUUUAUUGAAAUUUGCACCCGAAAUUUAAGUAGUAUUUUUAGAAUAUUUGAAUUGAUAUAGAAAAUAAAAUUUUCGGUGGGACUGAAGCUUUAAAGCAUAUCUAACAUUUUAAAAUAACCUGACUUUUGUUUGUUUGGUUUUUUUUUCCACAUUUUAAUCUGGAUUUAUGUUUUCAAGCCUGCCGUGGAAGAAGUGGUAAGAGCACAGUCCGUUGUGCAUGUAAACAGUCAUACAGAUCAUACAGACAUUUUGUAAUUAUUCUGUGUUUAAUUUCUUUUUUUUGCGUAUCCACAAUCAUGUGUUUUAUUUUAACAUUAAUCGUUUAAUUUUUAACAGGCUACAAUUUUAUUUAAUUUAUUUUUCUUCAUUUGCUUGAUGUGCUUCGCAAGAGGUUUAUGAUAUUCACGGCAAUCUAUAUUAAAAAAUAAUUUUACCGCAGCUCAUAAGUGCUUCGCCAUCGCUUCUCAGAGAUAUCUUUAAAAGUGCAGUUUCCAUGGUCCUUGCAUUUAAAUAACUUUUUAAAUGAACGUUAAAGGGAAAACGGUAUACAAAAAUAGUACAGUACUCUAAAUUUUUUUUAAAACAUUUAAUAAAUGGAUGCAAAACAGCAUUAAAUGUGGGUAAAUGCAUAUUUGUCAAGUUUUGGGUAUCUUUUGAGUAAAUAUGUAAAAUAUUAAUACACACGGUUACAGUGUGGACAUUAAGAAGAGUACAUCUUCAUGUAGAAUUAAUAAAAAUGCAAUGGGACUGCACUUUUAAUGCAAGUAGCGAAAUAAUAAUGUGCUGUAUGCAUAAAUAUAAACACAAAAGUGGAUAUAUUUUGUAAGUAUGUGAAUUUGGCUGAAAUUGUGUUUUAUGUGCGCUAAAGUGCUGUGAUUUUGUUUUCUUGAAUCAGUGUGCGCAGACGUUCUCACUAACACUUUUGAAGUGAUAUUCCACUGCCCAAAUACCAAAUACAUUUUAUAAAAUUCCUAUUUAGUAGAUCAACCCUCCAAUUAAACCGUGCAUGCAUUUAAUUAGCAUUUCUAUAUCUAAACGAAGCUUGCAGCUGCAUAUAUCUUGUCGGCAGCCUUUGCAAGGCACGUGCUCUGGGCAAUUGUCUGCUUCUUGAGUAUAGCUCCAAUGCCAGGAAAUAAUAGGACCGGAUGAUGUAACAAAGUUCAUUUAUAAAAAUGCCAAUUUUUAUUCAAAUCUGCACUUUUUGUAAAAUGGGGGGGGAGGACACACUCUUCACACAGAAAGCACUUACUCAACCAAAGUGCUUUAGGUAUUUGGAAUGUUCCUUUAAAUCUGUAUACAUAGAUAUGUGAAUAAUCAUAUUGUACACAUAUACGUGUAUAUUUUUCUGUCAUAUAUCAUGUAAGACUUUACCAUGUAGACACCAAAGACCUAACAGAUUCCUGUUUAUAUAACUGACACUUCAGUCUGGGGUUGCUAUUUUAAAACUCCCCAUCUUUCUAAUACAUUAUGGAGAUUCAAAUAUAAAAAAAAAAAAAAGAGAAAAAAUCAACCGUUGAUUGCUAAUUUUGCAUGGGCUUUUGAGUGACCAGGGGUAUUAUAUAUAUAUACAUAUAUAAUCUUGCACUACUAGACACGCCUAGAAGCUACUCGCCAUUGCAGUCCUGGAGGGUGGAUUACCAAACAAAUUUCUAUUUGCUUACGCUGAUUUAUCAUUUGCCAGUGGCAGUCAUAUUUACAUUUUUCAUGAAAAAUACAUGAAUAAAUCUGCAUCCAGCACAGAAAUUAUUGGCUUGCUUAGAUAACUUAAUUCAUGUUUCUCAAGCUAUGCCCACUUAGAGGAGAGUUGUGAGAGACGAAUGUACAACAUCAGUAUUUCCCGAUACAUACACACAGCACAAAAAACUUGCAUAUCCUGUGACAGCACACAGCUUAUAAAUUAAGGGAAUUUAGUAAAUCACUGGAGCUGUAAUGGGAAGCAGGAACAAGGUAACCCAAUCAAGGAACAAUUAGUUGCAGUAUGUGUAGCGUUGUUUAAUAAUGAUGGUAAGUGUACCUCUCAUUCUUACUCUUAACUAUAAGGAGAGAUGGAAUGAAUCUCUGCAGCAUUAUUCACAAUCAGUCCUACAAAUCUGAUCUUUAAAAUCCAAUGGAAACUUACUUUGAGGCAGUAACCCACUCUAUCUGACUACUCUUCACAGCUGGAUUUAACCUUUGAAUUUCACAGGAGAAAAAGCAAUUCAGAGAUUAACCUUUGCCAGUUAUGAAAUGGGACUGCAGACCUGUCAAUCCCCAAUAAAAUAAAUGUGCCAGUCAAUCAUGCAUGCAUCAUUCCAUACAAUACUGAGAAGUAAUAGUUCAUCUAGUGUACCUGUUCUCAGUUUAAAUAAUAUGUAAAUUUGAGAUGAGAUUUUUGCUUUUUCAUUUUCUCAAAUCGAACGGCCAUAAGAAUUUUUGUUGACUUGGUCUGUUGGGGGCAUGAUGCCUGUUUUUUUUCUUAAAGGGAUACUAUAGGCAUCCAGACUACCUAAUCUCCAUGAAGUUGUCUCUGUGCCACAAUAGUGUUUCUUUAAUGUGUCUUUGUUCAUCCUGUAUAGUAUGGAUUGAUGUGUUGACCUAUUAUGGUCAGUUAACAGAUGAAUAAUCGGGAAGGGGUGUUUCCAGUGAUACGAGUACACUAGCAACGACCAUAAGGAGCUGAUCUGAUGUUUAUUCAUACUCUUUGACAGUCUUCUCACCCCACCCAGCUGAAGGGCCCGCUGCACAGGUGGAGCGCAUCUAAUGCACUGUGCUGCCCGGGGACAGUUAUCUGGUUUUCCAAGAUGCCGGUCACCAAAGAACUAAAGCAGGACUGGGGCCUGGUCCCCAAAAUCAUGACCUGUUAUUAUGUUCACUUGGAAUAACAAUAAACUGGUUAUACGGCAGAUAGAAAAAAGGCCUUUAGUCUACUAGUUUAUGGUUUUGUUAUUAAACUGCUUGUUAAUGUUUCAGAUCAUGACCCAACCUUUAAAGUCCACUGAGAGUUAAAAGUCAAACUGUUUGUGUCAUGGCUCUCUUUGCCUUGCCUCAUCCUAUGAUUUGGCCCAUGCAUUUAACAGUCUUCAUAGAACAUUAGCUUUCUGCACGUCGGCAUUCUCCAUUUGUAAGCUUCUGCUCCUUUCAUCAACUGACACUUCGUAUUCCUACCCUUUCUCUUGUGUCCCAUUCCUUCCAUCCUUCACCCCCCAGCCUUCUCCCCGGCGAGUUUCGGUAGUGGUUACCAGUGAGGAAGUAGAUAAAGAUGAAAUGGAAGUUGAAAUAUUUGUCCAGUCAGUAAGUACAAUGCCAUCUACAUUCUAGAUUAAAUAAAAUUACCCACCAUCACUUAUGUUGGUUUUAUUUAUUUUUUUUAAACGUUUUUGAGUUAUACACCUACAGCAUCUAUAGCACCUUUCUUUGGGUCUGGACUUCCUAAAGAAAUUUCCGUCACUGGUGAAUAUACUUUUCUUUUUGGUACAUUUUCAUUUUCUUAGCAUUGUCAUUCCCAAAUCACCCUAACUAUGCUUUGAAAACUUGAUAAAUGUGCCAAACAAUGAUAGAAACUCUUAAUUGUACCUGUUCACCCAUUCUGGUUCUGGGUAUUUUAAAGGUUUUUCUGCUCACAUGCCCAUUUCGUCCACUUAUGGAAACCUGAUGGGCACGACCUUUGGCUCUUGACAGUAAUGCCUGGUUUAGUUCUAGAUAUAACCUCUCCUUACUCUUUGCAUUUCCUGCAGUUCGAUUUUGGAGACACAGUGGUCCACCAGGCUAUUCACACAAUUGAAUACUGUCUGGGAUGCAUUUCCAACACUGCUUCUUAUCUCCGACUUUGGGCUUUGAGUCUGGCACAUGCUCGUAAGUAACAAUUCUGCGUAGCUCUAGUUAAGUUGUUUUUUUUGUGUGUCUCAUUUUUAUAUCUAAUAAAGUGUUUAGUCAAUGAAAUGGCAUUGUAAGAAAGAACCGCUUCAAUUCAAAAGUGAAGCCGUAGAGCAGCACUAGAAAAUGGACACAGUAAUCUGUAGGAAACGUAGUAGUAAAUGUCGGGAAAAGAAAGACUAGCAUAUUGGAAAGGUUAAGGUCGGAGAAGAGUAAGAGGUUAAAGUGAGAAAAUAGAAUCCUGACAGAACAUAAUAAUAAAUGCCAGUUUGGUGAAAGACUGGUGAGGUCCAUAAAGCUGUAUAUUGAGUAUAUGUGUGCAUAUGCAUGCGUGUUUGUAGUUUAAAUUCCCUCAAGAAAAACAUGACAUAGUCCAGUUUUACUAGCUUGCAGAUUGGCUAAAUCUAGCAGAUUUAAGUGCUAAGUGUUUUAGUCUUCUCAACACCAGAAAAACGAGAAGCAUAGCUAAGCAUCUGCACAGCAGCCCACUCAGUAAAUUUAGGGAUACCGUUUGUAUAUUAUUGUAAUUAUACUCAAACGAGCUUACAGUAUAAAUGUGGAAUGUGCAACUGAUUUGACUUACACAGUUUUAUGAAUUCUUUUGUCUUACAGAAUUGUCUGAAGUCCUCUGGACCAUGGUAAUGCAUAUAGGCCUACAUGUCAGAAGCUUCGGAGGAAGUAUUCUACUGGUUUUUGUGUUUGCUGCAUUUGCCACUUUGACGAUAGCCAUCCUUCUGAUUAUGGAGGGACUCUCCGCUUUCCUUCACGCUCUCCGUCUGCACUGGUAAGAAUUACUCCUAUUCACACAACAGGGAGCAUCCUGGCAACUUUCUGUCUUGGGGUGAAAAAAAUAAAUCCCUUGAUUCUUGGGGUCGAAAAUAGACCUCUUCACAUGGAUUAUAUUUAUCUACAGUUUUAUUACAUCUGCAAAGAGGGAUUGAAGAGUUCAGAAGAUUAAGCUAUACAAAAUCUUGGUUUACUAAUAUGUUAACCUACCUAAGAUGUCUUCCUUGUCAUUUAAAUAUUUAAUUAAAAUAAAUCCGUAGUACAUAAAACAAGGAUCACACUGUGCUGCACAAAUCCAUUGAUAAAUAAACAUACAGUCAGAACAAAGCUCUUAUUCAUUGGGCUGGAGUAGUGAUGUGUAGCAACUACUCAAUGUUUCCUUCUCCACAACGGCCAUUACAAGUAUAACUCCAGUUAAUUAUGGUCUUCUUUUCAUCUGGUCAUCUCUUCCUGUUUUUUGACACUCACUUUCUGACCCAAUAUAAGGUCGCCACAUGAAAAAAUAUAGAUCCUGGAGUUACCACAGUACUCCAAAAAGGCCGUAAACUAACAAGGUACAGGUGCUGCUAUUCCACCUCACUGUGGUUCCUGCAGUGAUACAUGUUUAGCGGAUCCUGAGUAACUCAACUGGUUACCUCUGCUAAUUUCUUCUCUCAGCCAGACUGGAACCGUUAAACAUGCAAGCAUCCUCCAUUCCCCAAGUAACCAGACGAAACUUAGUUCUGGAAGUCAACUAAUUUUAUUCAGGCUUUUAUGCACAGACCCCUGACAUGGGGUCUCCAACACAACAUUACAGGGUUUUACCCACUUCGGCGCCACGCGAUCUCAUCAUCCGCUGAUGCACGAUGACAGACAAGCUAGGACUCAUGGCUGCUUUUCGGGGAAAGACCCCAUAUGACUUUGAAACAAACCAAAUAUCCCCUUUUCAGGAUUUAAGCAGAGACACACUCUUAUGGUGCAAAUCAAUGCAGCCACUCACCGCACAGCUGCGAGACGCAGGGAUCACCUAUAGAUGGGCAACACCAAAAACCCUCUGGGCCUCUAAGGAAGGACAAAACUAUAAGGCCUCAGAUCCCAAGGAGGGCCCGGCCCUGUUAGCCACACUGGGCUUAACUGACCAACCUGAAGCCGCCGCCACCCGCCCUCGAACAACACCCAUGGAUGACAAAAACGUCCCCACACCCAGAGGGAAACGAGGCAACACGACCUGACCACAAGUCUACUGCUCCAAAGUUCAGUUUUAACCCCAGGACACUUUAUGCUAUGUUAUGUUACUGAUUUACUUUUACUUAGCCUUCACAUACCAACAGCUGGGCAAAUUUCAUGCGAGAUAAUUGCUUAACCUUACCCACCAGACCAUUAGGAAAUGAUUGUUACACCCAGAGAUUGGGUCUCUGUGCUCCGGUGCACGAAUUUGCACCCCCCUCCUUAGGCCCCAAAGUACAGGGGCACUACACUCUACGUGAGCCCACUACUGGUCUGUCUACACACGCCUCUGCAACCUGCAGAUCACAUAGACGGACCACAACCGCUCACACGGGCCCCACCUUCCUCAGACUAUAUAGACUAGAUGUGUUUCACACAUAACACUGGUCACAGACAACAGUAUAUCACACAGCCCACGCACACCUUACACCUACCCACAGGACAUAAAACAGCGCAAACCUAAGCAACUCACUCCUAGACAUAGGGGGCCAACUUCACCCAAAACUGCAGGGGUCCAACCCUAAAUGGGCUAUUACGGGGACACCAGGUGCAACCACCGUGGGUGACCUAGAACGCAACCCUGUCCACCUAGCUUUGACAAAACCCGACCCCGACAGCGCUGCACACGACCUUGGGGGGUUAUUAACCCUUAAUGACAACCAACUACAACUCGUUAAAACCUAUCUGACCUCACCUAUAUAUAACAAAGUGCAUCCUGACCUUAUAACAUGUUUAGACAUAAACCAUGUUUGAAUGUUGAAAUAUUUUGACACGGCUGUUGUGGCCAGGUCAAGCAUUACAUAUUGCACUGAAAAAUAAAGAUUUAUAAAAAAAAAUUUAAAAAAAUUACAGGGUUUUCCUUCCCAGGGUCCUUUGUGCCUGAGAGAUAAUUGCGUGAGAAAACUAUAACUAUUAUCUCUCAGGUACAGAAAAACCUACACAAAAUAUACAGUAUUGCUAGGAAAUAACUAGGAACCCAACAAAAGUUACACCCCGACUAGCUCUGAUCUGAGUGUACAACUUGUAUCAAUCAGAUCCGUUCGGCAGAAUUGGAUUGCCACCGGGGUAAAGAUUUGACCGGCCGGAUACGAGGUGAUAGCCCAAAACAAGUCCAGGGAAAUAGGUGCCCCGGCCGGUCUCUGUUCUGGAGUUUGUGUGAAAACCAUGCAAGGGAUUCUCUUGAUUUCAGGGUGAAAAUGCUCCCCCAGUCAGUAGUUCCCAUCUCCCGAACGUCGUUCGUAUAGUUGGUCAGGAAGUAGAAUGAGCAGUGGUAUAAUCUUUACCGAGGUUCGUGCGAGUGCCUAGCCGAAAAGAGUUCCAGGCACUCGACGACCAAUUGUCGCUGCCCACUUUCGAGAGACAAAAUGGCCGCCACUCUUUUGCCAACUUCAUGUAUACGGUUACACGAAAUAGCCACCCAGGGGAAGCAUUCAUUAACUACUUCCCUUGCGGUUUUGCACUUAAGUUACAUGGUGUGAACGUUUUAAUGGGGUACUGGGGUGGUCCUCAUUCCGGUGUCAAGCGCAGUGUGUUCAGAUCCCAUAAUUCCCAAAUGGAUAAAAAGUAAAACACACAAAAUUAGUGGUAUGUUCCACCACAACAUACAGACAACAUUUUGAAAAAAAGGAGGGAAGCGCAACCAAUAUAAGGUGGGACUGGAAGGCCACUUGUCAGAUGGGAGCAGGAAAGUUCUGAGAUGUGGGUAUAAUAAUUUUUAUGAUAUAUAUCAUUGUUUACUGGAUAUUGUAUGAUUGCUUUGCAAAGAAAUACACAAUAUACUUCAACAUCUCCAUUGAUUGCGUGAGUCUGGAAGUGAUCUAAUUUAAGAAGGGAAUCUCAAUGAAACAUAACACUGUUACUUGUGCACAUAUAUCUAUUGCUCAUACCAGUCAUACUUCUGGUCUGGAGAAAUCCUAGUAAGAGCAUGUUACAUUUGUUCCAUGCUUUCUCCUUACUCAACCUACUUGCAUCAUAAAUACUUGAUGUGCUUUCCUACUUGAUGAAUGAACAUAGUGUUUAAUGUACAGCUGGGGGAGCUCAAUUUACAUUUUAAAGGACUAUAUUUUUUUGUGACACAAAUGUUCCAUAGAGUUUGUGAAACGUUACAUAAAAUGAUCUGAAUAAUUAUAUUAAUGUGUUUUUAUUAACAUGCUUUUAUGGUUAACCCACCAUUAUUCAGAGUAAGUCUCUCUUAAAGAAAAACUACAGCCACCAUAACCAAUACUGUAGUGGUUAUGGUCCCAGAGAUGUGCUCAUGUGCCACCCCUGCCAAUGUAAAUAGUCAAAUAUUUUGACAACUUACCAUAGGUCUGUUGGAUGUCUUCCUGCAUUGAGCUUCUAUUUGCAUUCCAUAAGCUAAUCACCACACUGCAGGGCUGCCUCAAUGGCUGAGAGAAUCAUGUGAGCGCUCCAGCCAAUGAGCGAAGUACUGCACUGCCAGGCUACCUCUGUGCAGAGACCAAAAAGGCAGAAGUUCCUAAGCUGGAACUUCCAUUAGCUCAUUGGCUAGGAGCAUCAGCUAAAUGCUCUCAGGCAGUGAGCUAAACUCUGCAUUGCAAGGCUUAGCUCAAGAGAACUUAUAGAAGGUCCUGCUUAGGAAAUCCUGGCUUUUCGGCAAUAGCGUUGGAGGCAAUGAGGAGUGCCCAAUGAACUAUAGAGUGCAUUGAGUGUUUUUAAUAGAUAAUUUUACGGGCAGGAGAUUGUGAUUAGACCCAAAGAUUUCACUGACCAGUAACGGGGAGAUACCGUAAUACAUUAUUUCAGUAAACCUUUAAAUGUGGUGGUAAAACCACCUACAGGUGCCUUUGCAUUACUCUGUAUCUUUAUACUGUAUUAUCUUUUUCUAUGCUUUUUAUAUUCAAGACAUGCAUCCAUCUGUCUGUAUCUCACUGUAUCUAUUUUAAUGAGUUUACCAAAGCUGAAUUACAAAUAUAUGACCAUUAAAGGUUUGUUCUGCAUAGUUGAUGCCCCAUGCAUACAACUUUGUUCACUAUUGUACAUUUAGAAGUCUGUUACUAACUCGUUAUUUGCAGUUAAUUUUCUUGCUUCGCUCUUAUUUUAUGUUUCAGAAAAUUCUGAGAGUGACCACAAAGCUCUUUUAAGUAGUGUUAUAGUGCCCUUUCUGGCAUAAAUUGCAACAAAAGAUCAAAAAAUAAAUCAUGUCUUUUUAUAAGGCAAACUACAAAUGGCACAUACAGUACUUUGAGGGGUUUUCUUUAUAUGUAAUGAUAAGAAGUCCCUUAAUCCCCGAUGGACAGUUAACCUGGCUAACGUGCUGGAACUUGCUAACAGAGUUCUGUACCUGAAGCUUGUGUAGAGCACCGUGUGAGUGAGCACACUUCUUGUUAACUCCACAACUUCUACUUUGUUUGACCUGUAGCCUGCUGUUUUUACAACAUGCAAGAAACUUGGAAUAAUAAAGCUCUCAUUUAUACUGAGGUAAUAUGUUCAAACUAGAAUUUAUAGAACUAUUCUGCUGGCUGGAAAACCAAGCAGAAACUACACCAGUGGUAGUCAACCUGGUCCCUACCUAGUGGGCAGUUUGGGAUUUGAGGUGGGCAGUGGUGGGUUCUGCAGAAAAUGCCCAGUGCUCCUUGAUGGGUGUGGGCCAAGGCCGGCAGGGGAGAUCCUUUCAUCUCCUCUGCUGGCCCAUGCAGAGCCUGCCUUGUUGUAAGCCCUCUCAGGCUGAUGAGGAGACCAAAGAUCCAACAGAAGGAGGGAAGGGCUUGGGAAGCUCUGUGUUCCUCACGCGAGCAGGCUGGUUGGAGCUAUGCCGUGCAUUACCAUGGCAACGCUCCGAUACAGUCCUGUGCUCGCAGGAGGACAGGAGAGUCAGCCUGCAGCCAGAGGAGCUGCUAAAGGGAACAUGCCACCACUGGACCACCAGGGCUUACAGCAUUAUGUACCCCUUCCCUGGUAAAAGGUAGAAAGAAGGGAGGGGGAGACAUUAAGAUUAUAUUUUCACAUCUCACCCACCUACACACAGUAUAGACCGUAUGCACCUCUCACACACACACACAGAGACUGUACCUUCACACACAGCUCACACUGCCUCCACACACAAACACUGCCACCCUCACACACUGCCCCCCCCUCACACAAAUUUUGCCAUCAACAAAAAUACAAAGUGGGUGGUAUGUAUUAAAAGGUUGACUGCCCCCGGAACUAAACAAAUCCUAUAUUUAACUCCUCUUACAAAUUAAGCACCAUGUAUCUCGGUGCUAAAUUUAACCCCACUGUAACCCUAAAACCCAAUAAUUCAAAACACCUCUUAUACCACAACUAUAAUCCCUCCCAAUAUUUGAUUCCUCUUAACACUAAACACCCUAUGUAUUCUAACACCGACAUUAAACCGUUUUUACCCCAACCACUUUUACCAAUAUUUUUAAUCCAGCAUACAUUUCCAUAGCUACAUACACUCUAAACUCAAAGAAUCAAAAACAAUACAAUUACAAAUAUUUAGAUAUAUAAAGAAAAUUAGAAUAUUAUUUUUUUUACUGCAAUUUAGUCCAGUAAAUAAAACCUGUCUUUUUUUUAAAUUAAUGUUUUUGGAUACCAGCCACAAGACCGAUCAUCAUGAUGCUGCAGCAGCAGCGCAGGGACUGCCAAUGCAUAAAAUAAUGUUGUCUAUUUAGCUCACAUGUUGAGAUAUUUAAUGUACUCCAUUUAUGCCUCCAAUGUGUACGGUUCUGGAAUUAUGUACAAAUUUACGAUUUACUGAAAAUUCCUAUUGAAGUAUAGGCAGUUCAGACACAUGUAGAUGUUGGUGUCAAUUGUGCAAUACCAAGUAUAAGAGAAUUUGGACAUUAAUCAAGCACAGAAUUUGUUUUUCCUUAUUUGGGUCGAAAGUCUGAAAUCUGUGGCAAGCAGCCAGUAUUCUUGUCCUCCUCUGUAUAUAUAACCUCUUCUCUUGCUUCAGCAUGAAUAGAUACAUUGUUUCGGUAUAAUAUGCAUACCAUUUAAACCUUGUUAAAACAGUGAUUUAUUAAGAUUCAGGGGUUAGCCAACAGUAGGAUUCCCCAAUUUACAUAGGACUAUCCUCCCAUGAUGUUCCAGCAGAACAUAUACUGUACUUACAAGUAUCCUGUGCUUUGUAGCAGCAAGAAAUGGAAAGGUUUUAAUAACUGCAACAGAUAACACAUUAUACUCUUUAUCAAACAUUGUUGAAAUUUGCCCAAGAUGGUCAAGAUGACAGAUAUGGUUUCAUAAGCACUUUAUAAGCAGCCAGUAUAAACAGGCCAUGGUACGGUUCUUCAGGGACAUCAAUAUGACAUCAAUAUGAUUUUGUUAUAUGCAUAUUUUCAUGUAUUUCUAAAGUCUCAUGUUCUUUAAAUAGAUCCUCUGGCACCAGUCAACACAGAAGCUAGUCACUCUUUGGGCUUGCUGGUUUUCAGGGACCAGUGGCGGCAAAUCCUCUUCUUUUCAGCAUACUAUGCAGUGUAGUUAUAGUAAUAAAGGUUGAACAUAGAGUAAAAUUCAUCAAAUUGAAAACUUUAAAUCCAUUUAUUUAUGCUGUUUAUCCAGAAGGCAGCAAAAAACAAUUGUAAUGAUUUCCAAUGAUUUAACAAAAAAAGGCUAAAUUAUUUGUUGACCCCCAUGGCAAUCCUAUGUCAUCUUGAAUAAACAACUUAACAUUUUAUAUUAAAGGACCACUAUAGGCACAAAGACCACUUCAGCUUAAUGAGGUGGUCUGUGUGCCUGGUCCAGCUAGGAUUAACCCUUUUUUCUAUAAGCAUAGCAGUUUCAGAGAAACUGCUAUGUUUAUAAAUGGGUUAAUCCAGCCUCUAGUGGCUGUCUCAUUGACAGCCGCUAGAGGGCUUCCGCGCUUCUCACUGUGAUUUUCACAGUGAGAAGACGCCAGCGUCCAUAGGAAAGCAUUGUGAAUGCUUUCCUAUGGACUGGCUGAAUGUGCGCGCAGCUCCUGCCACGCAUGCGCAUUCAGCCAAAGAGGAGGAGAGGAGGCGGAGAGAAGGAGGAGAGCUCCACGCCCGGCGCUGGAGAAAGCGGUAAGUUUAACCCCUUCCUCCCUCCAGAGCCCGAGUAUGUUUUCCUGGCACUAUAGUGGUCCUUUAAUUACAUCCUUGAAUAUUCUGUUUUGGGGAAAAAUAAAGACACACUAAUUAGAUAAUAUUCUCUUUCUAAAUAGUUUCUUAUCAGAUUUAUAGAUAUUUUUUUAAAGGCUUGGAUGCCUUAUUUAAUAAUUUUUUCCCAAAUACAGAAACUUGAAUUGGGGCCCACCAUAGGACAAGCUAAUUGAGUUGUUGUUGUCCAUUCUUUUGAAAUGUACAGAAUACACUGGUCAUGAAUUUGAGAAAGUAAGCAAUAAAACAUAAUUUAUUUGUGUGUCUUUUUCCCCAUGCAGGGUGGAAUUUCAGAACAAAUUUUACAUAGGCACUGGGUUCAAAUUCCUGCCAUUCUCCUUCGAGAGCAUCAGAGAGGGCAGAUUUGAUGACUGAGUACCAACUCUGCUGGACCUACCUAGCCCCUGUGAAGAUGUACUUAGUUAAUUGUGUAUUUGUUUACUUGUGUGUUUGAAAACUUUGAGCAAAGGCCCAUUGAGAUGCUUAGUGUUAUAUUGAAGCCAUUGUGUUUGAACGUCAUGUUCUUUAAAAUCACACAUUUCCAGCCUAUUUUAAUGCAGAACUUGUCAGUAAAUUCACUAAAUAUGUUGGUGAGGAAAAAUUUCAGCGUUGUAUUUUCACGGCACUGAUACACAAACGUUUUGGUGAGCGCCAAAGUGAAAAUAGUAAUUGAGAGCUGCACAACUUGUUCAAAAUAGCACGUAGUGCUGUGUUUAGUGCUUCCCCUUAUAUAUUGUUUAAAUGUUGAUCCUUACCCUUUUACAGGAUAAGCAUAUUGGAGAGCAGCUCUCACACCAUCCACAACUACACUUGAUUUUUUUUUUUUGAAUGACACUCCUGUCACUAUUUAUUAUUUCCACCCUUAGGUAAUUAUCAAUAUAGUGUCCCAGAGCUCUUCCUCAUUCUCAAAUAGUUAAAAAAAAAAAAAAAAUGGUCCGAAGCAAAAGGAUGCCCUGAUGGCAACUUCUUUUGGGGGCUUGGCCAUGUAGCAGUAGAUGAAGCUUAAGACCACUCGCUCUGUCUUGUGACCAUUCUCUGACCUUACCUCACUAUUUUGUGUAGUAGUUGUACAAAUCUGUCACUUUCCGUUCUUCAUUAGACUUUAAUACCCAACACUAUGAGCCAUCAAACACCUUGCCAAGGAGAGCUGUAAUAGAGUGCCAGGUUGGACAUUAUUUCAUUAUCACUUACAUUUUGGAGGAAGGAGUUGUAAAAGACACACAAACUGUGCAACCACACUUGAGUUAAAAUCAUAGAUUAUUACAUGUGGUGUUUUAUUGGACCACCUUGCAGUAACAUGCUACUCUGUAAUAUUGCUUCAAGAGAUUGUUCAUAAAAUUGCUUAAUGUAACUUGUUAUAAGAUAAUUAAGUCUCGUGCUGUAAGUGGUGAAUAACCUGUACCCAGCAGAAAGUGAUCAGACUGUUGUGUAAUCACAUUAAUGAUUCCACAUUUAAUCAUAUUCAGAUCUACAUGCACUGACACAAGUGAUCCUUCGCCUAGGAGGCACUCAGAAUGCUUAACACAGAAAAAAAAGAGCAGAUUAUAUGUCUGCAAUCAAACCAAUUUUAAACCUUGAUUUCACUUGAACAUGUUUUUCAAGUUCAAUACUUACAUUUAAAAGGAACCUAUUGUCUUGAAAAUAGCAAUUGUUUUUCAGGACUUUAGGUUCCCAUUCAAGCAGUGUGAUCACUGUCCACCGCCCUUUGCUUUAUAAAAUGAAAGUAAUAAUAAAGAUUGCUUACCUCAUUUCCAGCGCAGAGACUCCUCCACUGCAGCAGCCAGCUCUGCCUCCAUCAUUGUCAGCAUCACUGUUUACAUCUCAUCCAAUCCAAUGCUUCUCAUGGUGGAUGAGCUACAAAACAAUGUGUACCUCCAAUCAAAUACUGCUAUCACAAGUGGUUGAUUGAAGAGCAGAGUUUGACUUGAUUGUGGAGGCGGAAGCACCUGCAGUGGCCGACAGAAAGACCGCCACUGUAGGUGUGUUAAAUAAUUCAAUGUAAACAUUACUGUUUUUAUAAAAUGGCAAUGUUUUACAUUAAAAGGUUAAUAUUAUAAUGAAAUUAUUGGCCGUAUUAUUAGAAAUAAUAUUUAUGGGGUUUAUAAAUAUAAAAAAUAAACCUGCGCCACCUAUUUACAAUAGUAAAUUUGCAAUAGUCAUUUUAUUGAGAGCCGAAGGCUGCUGCAAAACCUCAUGUAAAGAGGAUCUCCUCAGAUUAUACCAGAAAUUGUCACCUUCCUGAUAUGUUUACACUAGUGAUUUUACAUAUUAAUGUAGUAUAAAUUCUGUAACUGCUGUGACUCUCUGUAUGAAGCUUUGUUCAUGCAAAUAAAUCUUUAAUUUAUGACAUCUGGAAAUUUGUCUGGGUUUUUCUUUUUUUCGGAGGUUGUAGGGGGGUGUUGUGUUAAAAU